Molecule: messenger RNA, 91759 nt
Organism: Podarcis lilfordi (Lilford's wall lizard)
Lineage: Eukaryota; Metazoa; Chordata; Lepidosauria; Squamata; Lacertidae
Source: the annotation of a GenBank genome assembly
AUGGCCGGGGUGGAGGCGCCGGGGGACCCCGGAGGAGGCGAGGCGGAGGCGGCGUCGGGGCCGGCCGACGAGUCGUCGGACAGCGAAGGCGAGCACGAGGCGCCCCAGAAGCUCAUCCGAAAGGUCUCCACGUCGGGCCAGAUCCGGAGCAAGGUGGGCGGCCGCGCGCGCGGCGGGGGGGGGGAAGGAAAGUGGGGUGGGCGUCGGGGACCAGAUCCGCCCGGGGGUCCGGAGCCCGGACGAGGCCGGGAAAGGAAGCGCUGCUGCUGCCAUCGAGGGUCCCCCUUCGCCGUCUCCAUUCAGAUCAGCCCUUCUCCCCCCCCCCCGCCUGCCUGCCUGCCUUCCUUCCUGGCCGGGGUGGGGCUUGGACCAUCGCAUCCCUUCCCCCUCCUUCCAGCUGCGGCCACAUCUGUCUCUCCCCCCGCCGUGGCGGAGCGACGAUCUUGGCCGCUGCUGCUGCUCGGGAGGAGAAGCGGCAUCGCCGCGCGCAGGGAGCCGCUCCCGGCUUGGGUUUCCUGGUUGCGCUGCCCCGCCGGCCUUGGACAGGGCGAGCUGCCCAGGAACGGGCUCCCCCCUCGCGGGGCGCUGCUCGGAGGAGCCCUGCGCUCCGCCGGAUCCUCCGCCAUCCCCGCCCGCCGCCUCCUCUCCCCUGCGGAGCCGGAAAAGAGCGGAGAAGCUCGCAAGAGUCGCCCGGGGAACCCCGCGCCCCCAGCCCGCUUCUCCUAGGCGCCUGGAUGGCACAGAGUUAAAAACUGGCAGUGAUCUACCCGCUUUUUGGGGGGUUCGGGUGAAAGUUGUUGAGUUUUUUCAGGGAGGGCGUAAAAUGUUGAGGUUUUUUUUAGGGGAGCCACAGUUGUUCAGCUUCUUUGUGGGGAGCCAGUGAUCUACCAGUGAUCUAACGGUAGAUCACGAUCUACCUGUUGGACUAUCCUGAACUACAGGAAUAAAAUAAUUCAGAUUAAAAAAUCCCUCCAGGAACACUUAGCACCUAUCUUGUUUUGUCGUGUCCCGUCCCCCCUCAAAAAAGAAAAAAAGAAUCAGCCCUCGAAGUUCAGGGACAGGAGUUUGCUUUCUACCCAGGUCAGAGCAUCUCUUAAAGCGCAUUAAAACUCUGGAGAAUGAAGUAGCUUGAUAUAUCACACACACAAAUGUUCCUUUGCAAGUGGCCAGACAUGGGGGUGGCUCCUUUAAGGCUAGUGCAGGACUUGUAGCAUGUGAAUUCAACUUUAAGGUGGGGGGUAGUUAGCGGGUGGUGCUGUGGGUUAAACCACAGAGCCUAGGAUUGCCGAUCAGAAGGUCAGUGGUUCGAAUCCCCACGACGGAGUGAGCUCCCAUUGCUCGGUCCCUGCUCCUCUCAACCUAACAGUUCGAAAGUACGUCAAAGUGCAAGUAGAUAAAUAGGUACCGCUCUGGCAGGAAGGUAAACGGUGUUUCCGUGCGCUGCUCUGGUCUGCCAGAAGCAGCUUAGUCAUGCUGGCCACAUGACCCAGAAGCUGUACGCCAGCUCCCUUGGCCAGUAAAGCGAGAUGAGCGCCGCAACCCCAGAGUCGAUCAUGACUGGACCUAACGGUCAGGGGUCCGUUUACCUUUACCAUUACAUUAUGGCACUUACUUUUUCUCCGGUCAAACAGAUAUCUUUAACCAUGUGGGACAAUAUGAAUUCUGCCAAUUGCGUCAAAGUGCAAGUAGAUAAAUAGGUAUCGCUCCAGCGGGAAGGUAAACGUCGUUUCCGUGCGCUGCUCUGGUUCGCCAGAAGUGGCUUAGUCAUGCUGGCCACAUGACCUGGAAGCUGUACGCCAGGUCCCUCGGCCAAUAAAGCGAGAUGAGCGCUGCAACCCCAGAGUCGGUCACGACUGGACCUAAUGGUCAGGGGUACCUUUACCUUUACUUUUACCUUACCUUACUUCUAGUAGCAGGUCAAAUGGCGACAUGGUGGUCUGAGACCUAGCCCAAUGUGAACUCUUAAGACCUCGCUCAACUUUCUUGCGGAGACAUCGCUUGAUGUUGCUUCCACAUCCCGCGUGACGUCCUGCCCUCUGCCACCGAGUCCUUGUCACUGAGCAACGUUCACAGUGACAUUGCUCACCGAUGGGGAGUCCAGUGUGGAAUAUUAAUGCACACAGAGAUGCAUUAACCCCCCAAAAAAGUUGCCAGGGGUCCCAGUUAUUCCCUCGAUAUGCAGCCUGCACAUCAUGAGGCGUUUGGGCAGUGCACUGUAUUCGUCAAUAUACUGAAGGUUGGUUGGGACAAGCAAUUACGCCCCCCCUCCGCAUGUGCACGCACUACAUCAUCAUGUCCCCCAGUGUGUCGACGUCACUCGCGCACAUGGCGGGGCAUGUGACGUAGCACACACACGCUGGUGUUUGUGUGUGAUGAUGCAGUGAUGCACUUUGUGGGUGCCCUGCUCCCCUUAUUCAAAAUGUUGGGGAGCCACGGCACCCAGGACCCCUGGGACCUGGCGCCUAUGCUUAGCUGUACGCAUCUAUGAAUAAAAAAAUUCCUUCCAGUAGCACCUUAGAGACCAACUAAGUUUGUUAUUGGUAUGAGCUUUCGUGUGCACGCACACUUCUUCAGAUACCUUCACACGAGAGCUCAUACCAAUUACAGUGGUGCCUCGCAAGACGAAAUUAAUCCGUUCCGCGAGUCUCUUCAUCUAGGGGUUUUUUCGUCUUGCGAAGCAACCCUAUUAGCGGCUUAGCGGAUUAGCGCUAUUAGCGGUUUAGCGGCUAUUAAAGGCUUAGCGGCUUAGCGGCUAAAGGCUAUUAGCGGCAGCGGCUUAGAAAAGGGGCGAAAAAUCUCAAGACUCGCAAGACAUUUUCAUCUUGCGAAGCAAGCCCAUAGGGAAAUUCGUCCUGCGAAGCGCAUCGAAAAACAGAAAACCCUUUCGUCUAGCGGGUUUUUCGUCUUGCGAGGCAUUCGUCUCGCGGGGCACCACUGUAUAAACUUAGUUGGUCUCUGAGGUGCUGCUGGAAGGAAUUUUUUUAUUUUGUUUCGACUAUGUCAGAUCAACACGGCUACCCACCUGUAACUGCAUCUAUGAAUGUUGCUGCAAUACGGAGAACCAGCAUUGUGUGUGAUAGCGUUACAUUUACAUGAUAGGUGUGGCAAAUUCAGAAACCUUUUUGUGCGUCACAAGUGAAAAUGCAUGAAGAGUGCUUGGCCGUAACAUGAGCUAGUAAUGUCAUUUUGUGUUUUACAUUGAACCUCCCCAACACCGCUGGGUAUAGGGCGGUAUAUAAAUUCAAUCAAUCAAUCAAUCAAUCAAUAAAAAUUGUACAGACAGACCAGUCUGUAUGUAAAUAUCAAGGGACAUAAAUCUGACACCAGAUAUUGCCAUUUCCAGUGGACAAGCAUUUCAAGCUUCCAGGACAUUCUUCCUAGAACAGAGGAACUUUAAAGGGAGAACUGUGAAUUCAUCACUUCUAAGCUUAAUAGAGACAAAUAUCACAGUGCAUCUGCUAAGUGGCUCACCAAGGCUAGGAUGUCUGUGUGAUAAAAGAGCAACUGUGAUUUGUUCUCCUGUCAAUGGCCAUUGUUAGCAACGUAAUUUUCACCAUUUCUACUUUUCUGCAUUUAAUUUCAUUCUUACCUCACUUUUUACAGUUGCACCCCCACCCCAAACCCUGUGCAUAGAUGCAACUGAAUAUUACACUUUGUGCAUCUGAUGAAGUAGACUGUAGUCCAUGGAAGUUUAUGUGGACAUAAUGUUAGCCUGCAAUGUAUCGCCAUACUUUCUGUUUUGGUCGCCCAUGGUGAAAAGUGCCUUUGGACAACCAGCCAGAGAAACCUUCCUAAAAUGCACACACUCUCUCUCUUGAGCAUAAAUGGAGUUUAGAUCAGCAAGUUAUAUAUCAUUUAGAUAUUUGGGUGUUCUUUUCAGUGAAUCCCUUUCAUGGAAAUGGUUUAGUGUGGCUGUGAAAUCGAAGGCACAGAAACCUAUGGCAGUGUUAGAAAUUAGCCAGGAGUGUUUUGCAACUGGCACAGGUCCAAUUGUGACCAUGUUGAGUUCUCUGGAUGCCAGGUUGGCAACUGGGGUAAUAAUAAUAUAAUUAUUAUACAAUUAUAUUUAUUAUUAUUAUAUUUAUUAUUAUUAUUAUUAAGCAAAAUGUCACUUAGAGAACACUUUUAUUGAAGCUUGAAUUUGUUUUAUUCUGAAUUGCUUUAUUUGAUAUUUUAAUGUGUUGUAAACUGUUUUGAGAUUUUUUUUCUUUAAAAUAUAAAGUGCUAAACUGUACAGUGGUACUUCUACUUAUGGAUAUGAUCCAUUCCGGGGUGCCAUUUGCACCCCGAAAAGUCCAUAAGUAGAGCGCUGCUUCUGCGCGUGACGCGAUAGAGUGCUCAUGCGCGAUGUGCACAGUUUGCUCCUGCACAUUCGCGAUGCGGAGAACCCGGAAGUGAACACUUCUGGGUUUGCUGUGUUCGUAACCAGAAAAAAACACAACGGAAAGCAAAUGCAACUCGAGGUAUGACUGUAGUCAUGAUGAUGAUAACGAUAAUAAACAAUAUCAGGGGAAAUGGUGUCUAGACAUUCCACUGUCAGGCAUGUCGGGUUACACCCAGCAUUGUUGGUGCCCAGAACGUGUGAUGUCACAAGGUGGGAGGAGGCCUGCCAAGGCUGUGACUGGCUCUUGCUGCAGCGACGGGUUCCAUUGGGUCUUCCCACUGCUGUCCAAUGGAGCCCGUUGCAGUUGUAGCAGGCCCGUCCAGCCUCCUCCUGCCACAUGGGCUGUGGAAUAUUGAUGGGGCCUGGCCCCCUUACUGAAAAUGGGGGGUGGGGUUGGCCCCCCACAAAUGGCGUUCCUGUCCACUGUGGCAACUGUCACCUAGGUUUAAGGUGCCAUUUGGUGAUUAGAUUAUAUAUACAGUGGUACCUCGGGUUACAUACGCUUCAAGUUACAUAUGCUUCAGGUUACAGACUCCGCUAACCCAGAAAUAGUGCUUCAGGUUAAGAACUUUGCUUCAGGAUGAGAACAGAAUUCGUGCUCUGGUGGCGCAGCGGCAGCGGGAGGCCCCAUUAGCUAAGGUGGUGCUUCAGGUUAAGUACAGUUUCAGGUUAAGAACGGAUCUCCAGAAUGCAUUAAGUACUUAACCCGAGGUACCACUGGAUAUAUAUAUGAGUUUCUAACAUGGCUAUUAAAAAUUGUUACUGUUAUUAAAGAUUUUCUGGGGUUACAAAAGUACACGCAUCUCUAUUUUCAGAUCGUAAAGUCAUUGCUGUAGGGCUAUUGAUGACGUUUGCUUAUAAUAAGGGAGGACAGCUGAUUGAACCUGUCCUAAAGAUUUUCAGUAGCAAAGUGAUCCCUGGAGCGGGAGCCCGGCUUGCGGAGAGUUGCCUGUUCUGGGGGCUGGGGUCGGGGGAAGCUCGGGCUUCCCCCGCCCCAGCCCCGCACCUGGGGGAAAAAAAUAAUUCCCCCCCCUUUAUUCCCCCCCAAAAAACUAGGUGCGCCUUAUGGGACGGUGCGUCCUAUAGGGCGAAAAAUACGGUAUGUGGCUAUCAAUUAAGACAGCAGUAGAAUGUGCACAGUUAAGUUAACGAAGUGCAACUGACCAUUUUAUUAACUGACCAUUCUCUUGUGUUGUGCUAUAUGGGAACUGGUUAAGAAUCAAUUUUGGGAAACAGCUCUUCAGGAUAUUUUAGACAAUUAUUAUUUUCCAGAGCUGGAUGUCGUAUUGGGCAUGGGCAAGAGUAGGGUAGGUUUUCUGGGAAUUGCAACUAAUUAGGAACUCCAGAUUUCCCAUGGGGUAUUCUCUUUUGCAAACAAAACAUUUUAGGGCCAGUUAUUUAAUGAAACCUGUGCCUCUUCCCCUGAAAAAAUGCUUUUAGUGAGCUGUGAUUUCAAGUGAUGCCAACUGAAGUCCCUGGUGGUCGCUUAUAACAAGGUUACUCAUAAAGGCAGAUUCUGUGUUUGUGGCCUGUUAUGUACUGAAGUUCUCACCCUGGGCCAGCAGGGGGAUACUGUAGAUAGUUAUGCAAAUGAAGGAUCGAAAGUGAUGUUCAGUGAUUGGAUAGUUUGUAUGCAAAUGAAGGAUCGAAAGUGACGUUCAGUGAUUGGAUAGUUUUAGAAAGUUGCUACAGUAACGUUGUACUGGAGCUCUAUAUAAGCAGGCUGACUGAACCCUUCAGUUCAGUUCUGUUCUGGCCUCGGAAUAAACAAGAGCUGUUUGAAGAAUCGCUGUGUCGUCUGAUAUGUUCACCCACAACUUAACACGGCCAAUAUCAGCUGGAUUGCGAUAUUCAUUUUCUGUUAAUCUGUCCUUUCUAUAGUGAUACAGAAGAGAGAUUUCUGAAACUUUCGUUGACGUAUGGCAACAGGGAUACCUUGGUAGAAACGGUACUAUUUCUUUUGACACUAAUGGCUUUGUGACACACCUACUUCUGUCCACACGCAGAAUUCAUCUUUACAGAUCCUGGACCUCGCAAUUUCAAAUUAACAGUAGAAGCUGUGGGAAUGUUCUGGGGUGCAGGAGAGGAUAUAUUGACUAAUUAUAUCCUUAUCCAACUUGUGCUAACAAGUUCCCAAAGUAUCAGCAGAGUUUAUAAACAUUCCCCUUUAAGUUCGCAACGGUAACGUGUGCACAGGUUCGCUAGAACCUCUAUAAUAAUUACCCUGGUAAUUUUCCCUUUUGUUCCCUCUUAAAAUACAAGACAUGACACAGUCUUUAUAAAAGUAUAAAAGAGUUUACUCAUGUUCUGUUCACAAUAUGAUCCCAGAAGGCAGACAGCUUAAAAAGGUUACAUACAUUCAGAAUCUAUCUUAUAGCAAGAUAGUCCUUUUAGAUGCUUCCUCAUCGAAGGAAAAUGGCAGAGAGAGAGAGAUGGCUGCCUGCCCUGUGCUUUUAUCAUUUACCUGCACAGGUGAGGCCACACCCACCUCUGGUCACAUGCGGAGGAAGUCCAUCCCCAGGAAGUUUACCUGCUUGCUAGACAGUCAUCCCUCCCCAUGUUCUAACAUGUACACUCUAGGAAUGUUGUCAUUGACUGCUCCUGUGUUUACAUCCCACAGAAGCAAGGUGCACAGGAAUCAGUGUUCUAUUAAAAAUAAAAUAAUUGGAUUUUAUAGAAAUCAUAUCCAUAUCAAAAUGCUCCUAUCAAUGUACUUGAUUUAAACAGGAUUUUUAAUUCUAUUUUUAACAUUCGUGUUCUAUUAAGAGCUCUGUAAAAAUAACCUGGUUUAAAAUAUCUCUGUGCAAUACAAGCAUAUGCAUUAAAGUCUCCACUUGUAUAUUUUUAUGGUCAAAUCCAAGAGUGUCCUUCAAAUUCAUUGAGCCUGCUUUUGCACUGCAAAAGGAUGAGCAAGGAGUAAAAAAUAUGUGACUUGAAAGCAAAAUCCAAAGGGGACCAUGCGGUCCUCACCCUCCUUAACCUCUCUGCUGCCUUUGAUGCACAUGAUCACACUAACAUCCCUUCAUGGCACACUAAGUCUCUGCUGUUCUCAGUCUUCUGAACUAAAUACAUUUGUCUAGUUUUUCCAUAGGGGGAAACUUCUCUCUCAACCUCAUCAAAUCACAUGGUUUUCCACCUGUACACUGAUGAUAACCCACCUCUACCUCUGUACAUGAAAAGUUUCUCUGGGACAUUCCACAUACAGUGGUACCUCGGGUUACAUACGCUUCAGGUUACAUAUGCUUCAGGUUACAUAUGCUUCAGCUUACAGACUCCGCUAACCCAGAAAUAGUGCUUCAGGUUAAGAACUUUGCUUCAGGAUAAGAACAGAAAUCAGGCUCCAGCAGUGCGCCGGCAGCAGGAGGCCCCAUUAGCUAAAGUGGUGCUUCAGGUUAAGAACAGUUUCAGGUUAAGAACGGACCUCCGGAACGAAUUAAGUACUUAACCUGAGGUACCGCUGUACUGUAUUCAACAGCUUGACUCUUAUUUUGCUUGGAUCCUUAAUGGUUGGCCCAAAAUAAAUACGUCCCAAGUAUGACCUACACAUAUUUCCUCCCAAGCCCCCUUCGUACCCUUCCCAAGGCCUGAGACCUUGUCUCUCUCUAACCCCACCUCACCCAACAUUACCCCUCUGCCCAUUGAGGCACUGCUGGCACAGGUGUGCUUCAGCUCUUUCUCCUGGAUGUUGCCAGCCUCCUGCCAGAGGGCUUCUGAGCUGGUCACACAGUUCAGCCCUGGCCAGGAAGCAAGAGAAUGUAGCUAUGGAGGAAUAGAGAUGGGGAGAGCAGGGUGGGCAAAGGCAGGGGGAGAGGCAGACCAAGGUGGGCCAACAGAAAGCGGAUGUGGGAGGAGAAGGCUCAAAGAGAGGAAAGCUGAGAAAGGGACAGGCUGGAGUACAUCAGGGAUGGGGAGCAUCAGAAGAGACCUCAAGCCAAAGGCCCAUCUUAUACAGUGGCCAUCCAGAAGCUCCACAGGUUGUCAGACUCCAGAUUCCAUCAGUUCCAGCCAGUGAAGCCAAUGGUUCCCCAGAUAUGGUUCAGAAUUAUGAGUCUCGGAAGUAAAUGGCAUGAGCACGCACAAAGAGAGCCAGUGUGGUGUAGUGGUUAAGAGCAGUGGACUCGUAAUCUGGUGAACCGGGUUCGCUUCCCAGCUCCUCCACAUGCAGCUGCUGGGUGACCUUGGGCCAGUCACACUUCUCUGAAGUCUCUCAGCCCCACUCACCUCACAGAGUGUUUGUUGUGGGGGAGGAAGGGAAAGGAGAAUGUUAGCCGCUUUGAGACUCCUUCGGGUAGUGAUAAAGCAGGAUAUCAAAUCCAAACUCUUCUUCUUCAAAGUGCAUCUGCUUCUCUAGUGAGGAAUCUUGUUUGUACUUGAUAAGAUGACUCCAUUACAGUAACUUCAGUCUGAAAUACAAAUGUCUUGGGCUGUGGCAGUCCUAUUGAAAUUAAGCACGAGUAACUUGGGCCUAUUAAUUUUGAGAGUGUCUGCUUUGAGUAGGGCUAGCAUUGGUUCCAACCCUUCAUUGCCAGUCAACCGCAUGAUGCAAUAAAAUAGAAGCAAGCGACUCUCCUGCCAACAGAGAGUGACGCUGUGACGCUAAGGGACUGCAGUCAGUGUUUCAGAUGUGCCACUUUGCUAGAGCAGUUCCAGUCAAGGUUUUACGAAACAGUUGCAAGGCCUACAGCAUCCAUUGCUGGCCAAAAGAAAGACAUGUCUCUGAAAGCCUGCCAACCAGCCAGGCUGCCUCCCUUCUUCUCUCCUUUCCUUUCUCAACUUUUGUCUAAUUAUGCUUUUAAUGAGGGCAAGCUGCUACAGGAAAUGUGGCAAAAACAUUUCCUGUGCAUUGGACUCAGCGGAUCAGAGCAAGAUGUCCUGAGUCCCACAGGGCAAGGCCAACCAGGAGUUGCAGAACCACAGAUAGCUGGAAGUGAGCAAUUUCCUCCGACAGAGGUCAGAAGCAAAUUGAGCCUUGUGAAGCCUUUUUCCACUGAAGGCAGGCGCUCGUCCUUUGGUCCAUGUCCUCCAGACGCACUGGUAUGGUGCUGUGGAAGGCAUUGGGUUCCAUCAGCUUAGGCAAGACACCUGUGAGAGUUCAGCGCUGAAGGCCCUGGUUCUACGCGAGGUUCUUCUUUGGGUUUGCUGUCCGCUUGAAGCCCACCGGUUUCUCAAUCUGCAGCAGCAGCCUCACAGCCCUGAAUCUGGUCCACCUCCUUAUCUGGUACUUCUGCAGAGUCAGAUUCCAACUCAGUGCUGGACUCAGGGGUCAUGACGUAGGUAGAAGAAGCAGAAAAGAUGGGGGGAAACAGGAUAUACAAAUAUUUUGUUCUGACAGUUCAAAAUGUGCUGGAAAUGAGUGUAGAAUUUUGUACAUCUGUAAAGGUUUGCAUUGUGAAGGUGCAACAAGAUUCCUGAUAACAGUGGCUCUGUGUGACGUCCAUAUUACAUCCUUUACCUGAUGAGGAUGAAACCAGAAUAGUACCAACACUUCAUUUCAUCGAUAUAACUUUGUCAAAGAGCAAAGCUGGAAUGAGUUACUCGCGAAUACUUUAUUUACUCGUGGUACAUAACUCAAAAGUACUUAUAUCUGGUUAGAAAGCACUCAUUUAGUUUAUUAUCAUCAUUUAUUAAAUUUGUAUCCCGUCCUAUACCUGCAGGUCUCAGGGCGGCCGACAACAUAAUCACAAUAUUAAAAACACAAAAUAUAUAAUAAAAACAAAAAACAAGGGCCACCCAAUAAUCCCCCCCUCCCCAACGCAUUUUAAAAGGGCAUUGGAUGUGAAUCGGCCAAAGGCCUGGUUAAAGAAGGACGUUUUUGCCUGGGGACCCAAAGGUGUACAAUGAAGGUGCCAGGCAGACCUCCCUGGGGAGAGCACCCCAUUGGACUGUUGUGAGUUUACUUUUUCACUGGCGGUUGGCCUGCAGUUACAAGAAACCACUGGAGAGAAGGAUCACUGGAGAAGAGCUCUUUCACCCAAGAUAGUGUCUUAUGUUUGAAUUAAAAACAUUAAGACUCACUUUCACAAUCUAGAAAGUAAACCCAUUUCUUGAUUUAGAAUUUAAUUAAAUGGAGUGGGCUAGUCUUGCAGCUAAAAAUAGUGACCAAAACAUGCACUCACUGUUUUUCUUGGCUGUGGUUGUUUAUAUCGUUAGUUGAAGCACUUCCGCAUAUUAGAAUAUAUUCCUUAGCUUGCAAUUGGGGAUAUAUAUAUAUAUAUAUGUGUGUGUGUGUGUGUGUGUGUGUGUGUGUGUGUGUGUGUGUGUUUUGCAGGUUCACUGUCGGAAGAUAUUAUUUUUAGCUGCUUUGAUACAGUUAAUCAUAGCUGAAAAAUGCCAUAUGGUGGUGCCUUUGCAGAUGGCAUUGUCCAGUAGAAGAGAUCUUAAUAUCACAUUAUUUGACAAAUGUGUGAACAUUUGUUGUGUUCCUUUUUAAAAGAAAAGCAUUUAUCAGUUCUAAAAUCACUGUCAGUGAGAAUAAAAUUCUGAGCACCUCCUAUCUUCUGAACAUGUACAUUGAAGUCUUUUUUAUAUAGAAAAAUGAGGCAAUUUUAAGGAUGUUGUUGGGUUACAAUUACCGUUAUCCCUGACGGUUGGCUAUUGCUGGCUUGGGCUAAUUGGUAUUGCAGUCCCACACCAUCUAGAAGGGCACCACGUUGGCUAUCACUGAUUUCGUUGGAUUUGACCCAUUGCAUUUAAUGAUUUUCUUUUCAGUAUACAACCCGCCUGUAACAACCACCUAAAAUCCCAAUGCAAUAUUAAAAUGAUUUAAGCCAGGGCUCAGCAAACUUUUUCAGCAGGGGGACGGUCCACUGUCCCUCAGACCUUGGGGGGGUGCGGACUAUAUUUUGGGGGGAAAUUAUAUGAACAAAUUCCUAUGCCCCACAAAUAACCCAGAGAUGCAUUUUAAAUAAAAGGACACAUUCUACUCAUGUAAAAAAACACUGAUUCCCGGACCGUCCGCGGGCUGGAUUUAGAAGGUGAUGGGGCCACAUCCGGCCCCCGGGCCUUACUUUGAAUAGCCAUGAUUUAAGCUAUGCAUUAAAAUAAAUAAGAAGGCUUUGGGGAAUAAGAAUGGCUUUGCUUGAACCCAAAGGAAUAGCUCAGAGAGGCGCCAAGUGGGCCUUUCUUGUGACGCCGUUCCAAACUGCAAACCUGAUUCUUUAGGGGAAGAGUAAAGGUAAAGAUAAAGGGACCCCUGACCAUUAGGUCCAGUCGUGGCCGACUCUGGGGUUGCGGCGCUCAUCUCGCUUUAUUGGCCGAGGGAGCCGGCGUACAGCUUCCGGGUCAUGUGGCCAACAUGACUAAGCUGCUUCUGGCGAACCAGAGCAGUGCACGGAAACGCCGUUUACCUUCCCGCCUGAGCGGUACCUAUUUAUCUACUUGCACUUUGAUGUGCUUUCGAACUGCUAGGUUGGCAGGAGCAGGGACCGAGCAACGGGAGCUCACCCCACCGCGGGGAUUCGAACCGCCGUCCUUCUAAUCGGCAAGUCCUAGGCUCUGUGGUUUAACCCACAGCGCCACCCGCAUCCCAGAGGAAGAGUAACCCCAUCCAAAAUCAGAGACAUCUGGCCUCUCUUCCUUGACAACAGUAAUGCAGAAAAUGCAAUUCCAAUGUUUAUUGCAAUCUAUGUGUCAGAAUGUGAGUCUUGCCCGUGUUUUAUGGAGUGAGAGUAGGAUGAAGCUUUUAGCAUGGCAUGGCUGAGCCUUCGUGCUGAACCCUCUGCCUGUGCUUCUCUUCCCAAAACCUUGUUCCACCCCAUCCAUUCCCUGCCUAGAGGGAAUUAAUUUGGUUUCAGAGCUGCUGCAGGAGCAAAACACUUCCUUCGCUCUUUCUUUCUAUUUUGUGCAAUCCUGAGGCUGAGGACAAGACACAAAGUGCUAUCACUGGGAAAAGGGUGGGGUUGUGGGUUGGUGAAGCCAUAUCUGAAUCUGGUCCUAUUUUUCAGUGUCCAAGAAUUGGGUUUGGUGGUUUGCCCCAGCAGUGGCAAUGUGUGAUUUUUAGAACUGCCUAGUAUAUUGGUACUGUGCAGAGCAUUACUUCGUUAUAAGCAGAAGCAAAGCAGCUUAACUGCAGAGAAUUGAGUACAGCGUGUAUCUUAGGCAUGUAUGUCACAAUUCUAUGUAAGCACAUUAAAUAACUGCAGAAUUUGGUCCUGUGCAUAAUUUGGUGUCUUGUAAUACUACAUUCUUUAAAAGGGGGAAAUAUCCUGUCAUUUUGCAUGCAAAUCUAUACUACAAGAUAUUUGGGGUGUAUCUGGUGAACUCUCAGAAGGGAAAGUACCGAUCAUUACAGUUUGGAGCAGCAUAUACAAACACACACGUCAUCCUGUUUUUUAAGAAGCUGGCCUGGUUUAUGCACACCAUUCUUUAUUUCAGUCGAAAGACCCACAGAAAACAUUUUCGAAAGCAAAAUAUAACAGAAAUACAGGGAAAGAGUUUCAAGGCGGUCGCUAUGUUUUAUCCAGAGCAUGUAGAUUUCUGUUUCUUAAUACUUCAAAGAGGAACAGUUUUUAGGAAACUGGCCUGGUUCACAGCAUGGUUUGGUGAUCCUUUGGGAGAAAAGCAAUGACAAACCUAGACAGCAUCUUAAAAAGCAGAGACAUCACCUUGCUAACAAAGGUCCGUAUAGUAAAAGCUAUGGUUUUCCCAGUAGUGAUAUAUGGAAGUGAGAGCUGGACCAUAAAGAAGGCUGAUCGCCAAAGAAUUGAUGCUUUUGAAUGAUGGUGCUGGAGGAGACUCUUGAGAGUCCCAUGGACUGCAGGAAGAUCAAACCUCUCAAUUCUGAAGGAAAUCAGCCCUGAGUGCUCACAGGAAGGACAGAUUCUGAAGCUGAGACUCCAAUAUUUGGCCACCUCAUGAGAAGAGAAGACUCCCUGGAAAAGACCCUGAUGUUGGGAAAGAUGGAGGGCACAAGGAGAAGGGGAUGACAGAGGAGGAGAUGGUUGGAUAGUGUUCUCGAAGCUACCAGCAUGAGUUUGGCCAAACUGCGGGAGGCAGUGGAAGACAAGAGUACCUGGCGUGCUCCGGUCCAUGGGGUCACGAAGAGUCGGACACAACUAAACGACUAAGCAACAACAACAACAACAAGUGAUCCUUGGGCUGGCUUGGUCCCUCUCCCAGCAACCUUUCUUUCACAGCAAACCAUAGUUUGGUUAUGCCCUCCAAAGCAGAAUGGCAAAGCACUGAUUGAUCCUGGUGUGUAAUUCUUGUUUAAGGGGCAAGACCAAACUGUGGUUUCUCACUGUGGAAAAGAUCUUUUGUUAUGAAAGGGAAGGUGUGGGAAGCCAUGAGGGAGCUGAGUGAAGGGGAGAGAGGGUAAGACUUGUGCAGGCACAAGUCAUUCGUAUAAAGCCAAGCCAUGAUUGGGCACUAAGUCCAAACCAAGUCUUUGUCUUCAGUGAGCUCAGUGAUUUGUGUGUGUGUGUUGCUUUCUCGUAUUGAUGCCGUGACUUUUGCAUUACAGAAAGUCACGGGCUUAAAACAAUUCCCCAUGUUAAAUGUGCACUGAAGUGAGAAUUUUGAACAUUUUGUGAUCUUGCUUGCAGCCUAUUCAAUGUGUGUUUAUGUCAAGCAGUGCAGUGACAUUUUCUUGGCAGAGUGUUUGUGGUUACUAGUAACACCCACAGUUCUUGUUGACCCCUUAGAAGAAUACGAACUGAAAUCUUCCUCCUGGAAGAAAAGCUUUCUAAAGUUCACAAGGUACAUUGGAUUGUUUUUAGAAUGCAAUCUUGAUUUUGUUGUUGGCAGAAUCAUGAUUUAAAAGUAUCCAAAUGAUAUAUAUAUAUAUAUAAUUUCAAAGAAAAGAAAAGUUGUGGGAAAGUGGUGGUUACAAAUGAUAACCCCAUUCAUUGAGGGAAGAACAGAAAGGGCCGUGAGCCCUAGAGAGAAGACCGACUGCCAGCAUUCACAAGCAUCAGAACCGUGGGUCGCAAGUUUCCCUGGGUUAUAUUAUUUGUUCAGUUUUUAUCCCACCCUUUUACAAAGGAGCCCCCUUUUCUCUUUAUCUAUGGCACCACACUGGUUUCCUCAUGGACUGUGUCACAUCAACUGUUGCUGAAGAAACUGCAUGUCUGAAUGCUCUUCCAUUUAAAUAACCAUGCAUGGCAGAAAACUGAUACGCCAGGGAGGAGGGAGUUGCUUUUAUACUGGGAGGUUUUUUCCCAUGGGAAUCGUUCAGUCACGCAGUUUCCUCACCUGUAGUCUGGUAUGGUAUAAUACAGGAAAAACAGCCCAUUGUUGCAUUUGUAGAUUGACACUACAUCUCAGUUUCCAAUAUGGCCAGCUGGUUUGCACAGCACAUUAAGUCACACCGUGGCUUUUUUUUUUCAUUUGCAUUUUAUUUAUUUGUUAACAUUCUUAUAUUACAUCGGUAAAUGUUGUCAUAUUACAUUACAGGACUUACUAUAAUAUAAUUUCCAACAUGUAUACAAAAAUUAUAUACAAAUUUUAUAUACCUAGAAAGAAAAUAAAACAAAAAAAAGAACAAAGAGAAAAAAACAAAAACAAUUCCCCCCCAAUCAUAUACAUACCAACACACUAGACUUCCUGUCUUUCCUGUUGUACAUUCCUUUUUUACAAAUGGAUGUACUCUUAUUACUGUGUAUUUCUUUACAUAUUCUCUAAUACAUUCCUAUAUCAAUAUGUGCUCUUAGUCUUAUUUCUCAACUCAGUCUCACUCCAACGUCAAUCAAAUGCUAACAUAGAUAGCAAACCUUUACUGUAUUUUUGAACAUAUGUUUUAUAUCUAUCCCACUUUUCCAUAAAUUUUUGUUUUGAAUUGCCUCUUAGGGUAUUUGUUAACUGCACCAUUUCAGCAAAUUCUUGUAGCUUGUAAUGCCAGUUCAUUAUUGUUGGGGCUUCUUGUUCCUUCCACCCUUUUGCCACCAAAGUCCGAGCUGCGGCUGUUGCAUAUAAGAAUACCUCCCUAAAGGCCUUCGGGAUGUCCCUGCCAACAAUGCUUAACAGAAAUGCCUCUGGUCUUUUAAAAAAAGUUAUUCCAAACAUUUUUUUCAACUCCUCAUAAAUUAAGCCCCAGAACACAUUGAUCUUCCUACAAACCGUGGCUUAGUGAGACUCUGCAAAUAUGUGGGCUACAGGAGAGCAGCUUGCCACACCAUGCUGAGCUAAGCCAAGGCUGGGCUUUCUAAACGGGACUCCUGGUUAAGCUCUCAUUUCAUUAGCCAUGAGUUGUCUUCUUCUUUGGUGAUCCCUCGUAGCUGAGUAAGAUUGUCUUCCAUGAACAUGGUUUUAACAAUGAGUCCGUAAGUGACUGUGGAGGCCAAUUCUGGAACCACACGUCCUUCCACAGUGGGGACAUUGGUUUCCAGGUGGGAGUUGAUCAUGGUGUGGAUUUGCCAAGCGUGCCUUCCUCUUAGCACAUUUCGCUCUUGUGUCCUGAGUGUCUUCAAAGCCCAUGACACCUUUGGUAAAGGCUGUUCUCCAACUGGAGUGCUCGCAGGCAUGUGGUUCCCAAUUGUCGGUGUUUAUACUACAUUUUUAAAAAUUUGCCUUGAGACAGUCUUUAAACCUCUUUUGUUGACCACCAGCAUUACGCUGUCCAUUUUUAAGUUCAGAAUAGAGCUGUAGCCUCCAUUUGCUCUUGGUUGCAGCUCAUGGUUAGUGAAGAGAGGGUUCGACCACAAAUCCCAGUCCAGCCAGCACUCAAAGCCAAAUCUUGACAGCUCAGUGUGGCUCACCAGUGAAGAUAAGCAAGGAAGAGGAAAGCCAUUGCAAACCUCCACAGUCACUUAACGGACUCAUUGUUAAAACCGUGUUCAUGGAAGACAGGUUUUGUGGUUCUGCUAAGCCGUGAGUUGUGUCUGUUUAAACUGCAACACAAAAGGUUUCCUUCCAUGUUCUGAGAUACCUAAGCUGAUAACCCUUGUUUGUUUUAGGGAGGCAGUUCCAGUGGUGGGAGUUUAAAGUGUCUUCUUUAUUUUUCCGCUGUUUCCUUAAUGGAUUGUGAAAACAAACUGCUUCUGUAAACCGAUAAUACUCUUUAAGAGCCAUUUACCCUGAGAUGGAAUGGAAGGGAAACACAAGUCCUAAUUUGGCCAGGUGGUCUUUUUAGUAUCUGAUCUUGUGAAGGGGAGGACUUGAACCAAUGGAUUCAAGUUACAAGAAAGGAGAUUCCAACUUCACAUCAGGAAGAACUUUCUGAGGGUAGGAGCUGUUUGACAGUGGAGCGGACUCCCUGGGAAGGUUGCUGUUGACUCUCCUUCUCCUUCCAGGGAGAAAGGUUGUUUUCUGCUGCUCCAGAGAAGCGGACACGGAGCAAUGGAUCCAAACUAGAAGAAAGAAGAUUCCACCUAAACAUUAGGAAGAACUUCCUGACAGUAAGAGCUGUCUGACAGUGGAAUUUGCUGCCAAGGGGUGUGGUGGAGUCUCCUUCUUUGGAGGUCUUUAAGCAGAGGCUUGACAACCAUAUGUCAGGAGUGCUCUGAUGGUGUUUCCUGCUUGGCAGGGGGUUGGACUCGAUGGCCCUUGUGGUCUAUUCCAACUCUAUGAUUCUAUGAUUCAUUGGAGGUUUCUAAGCAGAGGUUGGAUGACCAUCUGUCAUGGAUGCUUUAGUUGAGAUUCCUGCAUAGCAGGGGGUUGGACUAGGUGACCAUUGACGUUACCAUCCAACUAAGCAAUUCUGUGAUUCUGUAAAGACCAAAUGAUUAGUCUUUUUUUUUUAAAAAGGUAUCUUAGGAUAACCACUUGGAAUAGCCAACUCAAAACAAUCCUUUGUCUGAAGCGCUAUGCACUGCAUGUUUGCAUACAUACAUACUGAGAGCCAAUGUGGUGUAGUGGUUAAGAGCGGUGGACUCGGGAUCUGGUGAACCGGGUUCGUGUCCCUGCUCCUCCACAUGCAGCUGCUGGGUGACCUUGGGCUAGUCACACUUCUCUGAAGUCUCUCAGCCUCACUCACCUCACAGAGUGUUUGUUGUGGGCAGGGGGGAAAGGGAAAGGAGAUUGUUAGCCGCUUUGAGACUCCUUAAAGAUAAAGCUAAAGGGACCCCUGAAUGUUAGGUCCAGUCGCAGACGACUCUGGGGUUGCAGCGCUCAUCUCGCUUUAUUGGCCGAAGGAGCCAGCGUACAGCUUCUGGAUCAUGUGGCCAGCAUGACUAAGCUGCUUCUGGCGAACCAGAGCAGCGCACGGAAACGCCGUUUACCUUCCCCCUGGAGCAGUACCUACUUAUCUACUUGCACUGCAUGCUUUCGAAUUGCUAGGUUGGCAGGAGCAGGGACCGAGCAACGGGAGCUCACCCCAUUGCAGGGAUUCGAACUGCCGACCUUCCGAUCAGCAAGCCCUAGGCUCUGUGGUUUAACCCACAGUGCCACCCGUGUCCCUUAGGGUAGUUAUAAAGCGGGAUAUCAUAUCCAAACUCCUCCUCCUCCUCCUCUUCCUCCUCCUCCUCCUCCUUCUUCCUCUUCCUCUUCCUCUUCCUCCUCCUUCUCUUCUUCUUCUUCUUCAUACCCAUUUAGUUGGAGUAUGCAGUCAAAGAUGGAGGUGGCCUAGACAAAAUCGGAAAGAAGGAUAACAAAAAUAAGUGCCUACUGGUAGUAACACUGGCAUGUUGUGAGGAGAGCAGAGGUGAAAUUUCUAUCUCAUCCUAGUAAUUAGACUCAGCUGCUUACGGUCUGAAAUGUAGUAGGUCCUCCAGAGGAACCCAGUUACUGUCUUUAAAAAAUAUUAUCAUCUGGCCGUGGUCUCUCCCCCCCCCCCCCAAGCAGCCCAGCGCCCAUGUUCCUCACUGGUUUCAGCCUCUGCACCAACCUCAAGAGUUUGAGAGCACUGCAGCAACACAAACUUGAGGUUACCAGUGUAUGGACCACUGCAGUCCAGCUCUCCUGACCCAGAAACGGGUGCAGCGGUCUUGUGGAGUGAAGUUGGCAAAAGGUCCUCCUAGGCAAACUAAGGCCCAGGGGCCGGAUCCGGCCCAAUCGCCUCCUCAAUCCGGCCCGCGGACGAUCCGGGAAUCGGCGUGUUUUUUACAUGAGUAGAAUGUGUUCUUUUAUUUAAAAUGCAUCUCUGGGUUAUUUGUGGGGCAUAGGAAUUCGUUCAUCCCCCCCUUCAAAAAAAAUAAAAAAUAGUCCGGCCCACCACGUGGUCUGAGGGACGGUGGACCGGCCCACAGAUGGAAAAGGUUGCUGACCCCUGGCCACUGAAGACACUUGGCCCUCCGGUGACAACUCAUAGAAGCGCUCUCUCUCUCUCUCUAAAUAUAUAUAUAUUGUUCAGCAGUCAAAUGAAUUCUGUUGCUUUAGAACUCAGAAUUAGCCACUUGAGAAGAACAUAUUAUCUACUUGAAAGAGGAAUAAUUAACUCAUGGCCAGAUUCUCCAUUAUCGGAAUAUAAAAUCAAAUUAAAAGAUAAUGAAGUUUAAAGGUUUUAUUAAGUAUUUUUUUGCUCUGUGUGCUGAAGUACCGAAUUAGAUAAUACUUUGUUCUUAUUUAAUUGGAAGCAUGUACCAUUUAACCUGUCCUGCAUCUCUGUGACGAAAACACCCAAGCGAAUUAAUGUCAAAGUGUUCAAGAGCAGAUUUGACUGGGCACAGCGUCUGGUGGCAAUCUGCUGAUUUUCGCCAGAGAUAUCCCUACCAGAAAAUGGAACUGUGUUCUGUGCAAUUGUUCAUGAAUUUGAAAGCUUAAUUUUUGUGCUCUAUUUCCUUUCCUAUAUACAGCUUUCCCUUGUUUUUGGAAACAUUGCUUCAAAUAAUGUAGCUGUCUGUCUGUAGAGCUUUUCAACACAGUAGUUCACUAAACGUCUUACACAAUGUGCUUUACGAUCGUAAUGUUUCACCAGGAUUUGUGGCCUUAACUCUACUUUCAGAUCCCAAAUGUACACUGAAGCUGUGCUUUGGCUUGCCAGGCUAAUAAUCCUGGAGUGGGGUAGGGAGCAACCUGUCUUUAAUUUAUAGCUUACUCGGCGUAUAUGUAACAUCUAACCAUGGAGAGCAUAUUUGAAACCUCGUGCAUUGCUCUGUAGCCAGAAGGCUCUAGUGAAAAUGCUGAAAAACUCUUAUGAGUUCCGCAAAAAGCAUAAUUAAGACAUAGGUUAAGAACUAUUUGAAUUUCCCAAGGCAAAGAAGUUCAAAAUUGAGCACAUGUUGGUCCCGGGUAACCAAACAGUUUAUGAAAAUAAAAUUAUAUGCUUCUCAAACUUACUUUUUUUAAAAAACAACAAUUAGUAUAUAUGACAUGUGUCUUUUUAACAAAUGUUUUGUCAGACCUUUCUCAGUCUAAAUGAAUCUUGGAAGCAGCGGUUUAUAUGUGCUAUACACUAUGUCAUGUUAAUAUCUCAGCUUAACUUCAGCGUGAUAUGGGAUCUUAAUAGAAGUAGGGUUGUUUAUAGUUUUACUCUCCUUUCCAGCCAAAAUAAGCUCAGAAAGCAGCUGGUGGUUUUUGUAUCACAGUCUAGAUGCUAAUGCCUUCUUGCAAUAUUGUAAGACCUGCAAAAAAAUAAGCUGAUUAAAUAAAAGUGCUAUUAUAUUUCUAUUCAGUAGAAGUAGCAAGGUAUUCCUAUAGUGAUUUUAUAUGGUGUCUAGAUUUUGCUCAGAAUUAAAAGAAUCACUGGCCCAUCCUACUUCUUAAUUGAUUCAUUUUUAAUUGAUUGUGAUCAUUGGUAACAAUGUUGCAGAUAGAUGCACCGUCUCUUCUCUCUGGUCCUUGGAGUCUCCCAGUUAGUUUGGCAAAUACCAUAUAGUGCAUCAUCUUCAUCUGCCAUUCUUCAGUAGUUGGUAAAUCUUGUUUCUUCCAAUUCUUCGCUAGCAAUAUUCUCGCAGCUGUUGUGGUAUGCAGAAAUAAAGCAUCCUUUUUGGGAUUUCACCCCCCACUAUACCAAGUAAAAAGGCUUCUGGUUUCUUAAUAAAUGUGUUUUUCAACACUUUUUUCAAUUCAUUAUAAAUCCUUUCCCAGAAGUCUUUUACCUUGGGGCACGUCCACCACAUGUGGUAAAAGGUUCCUUCUUUUUUCUUUACAUUUCUAGCAUUUAUUAUCAUGAGUAUGAUACAUAUUUGCUAACUUCACUGGUGUUAAAUACCAUCAGGGCUCUUAUAUUCUUGGGCACAUUGAGUUAGGAAUAUAGUGGGUUAAGGAAAUUGCAUAUACAGGAAUCCUCCCAAGUCUUCCUCUGAAGCUGCUGGCCCAUAAACUAGCAUGCAGUUUCUGUUUGCUGACCUUUGUUCCAUCACAGACACCGACUCUGUGUGUAUCAGAACAAGCAGAGACUUGCCCUGUGCUCUGCCUGAUGCAAGCGAACCAGGCCUGAGUCAGAUCAGCCCUUCUGCCAAUUUCACAGCCAAGUUUCUUAGAACCAGAACUUUCUUUUACAACUUUAAGGCCAGGUCUUUUCGUUAGGGGUCUUCAGCCAGCACAAGCUGCAUCCCCUGGAUUUUAUAUAGCAACUUCUGCCAGGAGGGUAAAAUGGGACUUUCGCCUCCUGACUCAAUACUUUUGUGUGUAUGAAUGGGUCAUUUGUAGCCAAUGAAAGAAAAUAUACCUCCUUACUUAAUUAGCGAGGGGACGUAUACGGAGCUCAAAUAUUUUUGCCAGUUCCCCCCCGUUGAGUGCUAACAAACAUAACUUUUUGGUUAUGUGAACCAGGGGUGUGGAAUCUUUUUGGCUCCAUAGACCAGAUCCUCAUCAGGGUUGACUUUCUGGGCCAAAUUUGACAAGUGGGUGCAGCAAGGGUAAACAAUUUUGGGGAGUGAAUAAAGCUGGGCACCAGGAUCUCACCUCUCCCCAAAUGCUUCCAGGGGCCCUAGCCCCUUGACAGGGAUUCGGACAAAAGCAUGGCAAACCCCUGGAUUCCUAUAAUGGAAUUCCCUUGCAGCAGCAGCAGCAUUGGAGGGGCAGGCACAGCCAAUCCUUACCCCUCCACCAACCAAUUUUUAACCAAUGCCUAACCGCCACCUUACAAGUUGUGACGAUUUGCUAUGCAGUAGGCAAAAUCCAAACGGCACCAGCCAAUCAGCCAAAUGGUAAAAUUCCUACUAGGCCCCGGCACCAAAGCAGACGACCCCAUGACUGGCAUAGCAAGGUCAGCACGAACAAACCCUAAAUAAAAGGAGGGUGGGCAGGUAAUCCGAUGUAUGCAGCGAAAAGAGGAAGCUCAAUUCUGCGCACAGGGAAUAAAUAUAGCACCCCAUCAAUCAAAUAACAUUGCAACAAUCACUUCUCCCCAGCAAAAAUUGGAGGUGCCCAAUCAACUUUGUGGCCAUCCAAACUAACUCGCCCAGCAACAGGGGAUGUCAUGGUUGCCCCCACCGCAACACGUGCUCUCCAUGAAGGAGAACCCGCUUUGCCAAGUGGUGCAUGCAGCCAAACGGAGCAAGAUUUAACUUGCUGCUUGUCAGCUGAGGAGCAGGAGGUUGAAUUCUCCUGCUUUGGCUGUGUGCCUCUGUUGCCUGCUGGGAGCAGGCAUACUCAGCCAGCACAGGAUUUAACUCUACCCUCCUGUCCCUGGCCUCAGACCUGUGGGGGGAGCCAGGUACACUUGCCCUGGGCUUUGGAGGGUUAAGCCAGUCAGGGCCCACUGCCAGGGGCCUGCCAGACUCUCGCUGCCAUGCCUAAGGUAUCACACAAGCUCCGCAUGGGCCGACCGGCCCAUCAGAUGACAUGAGUGACAUCAGGUGAUGAGCUGGCGGGCAUGUUUUGGCAAAAAUGGCCUUGUGGGUCAACUUGGGGUUCAGAUUUGAUUAGAUGCUAUAUUUAGUGGGUACUAAGCUAUGGUUUUCCCAGUAGUGAUGUAUGGAAGUGAGAGCUGGACCAUAAAGAAGGCUGAUCACCAAAGAAUUGAUGCUUUUGAAUUAUGGUGCUGGAGGAGACUCUUGAGAGUCCCAUGGAGUGCAAGAAGAUCAAACCUAUCCAUUCUUAAGGAAAUCAGCCCUGAGUGCUCACUGGAAGGACAGAUCGUGAAGCUGAGGCUACAAUACUUUGGCCACCUCAUGAGAAGAGAAGACUCCCUGGAAAAGACCCUGAUGUUGGGAAAGAUGGAGGGCACAAGGAGAAGGGGACGACAGAGGACGAGAUGGCUGGACAGUGUUCUCGAAGCUAUCAGCAUGAGUCUGACCAAACUGCAGGAGGCAGUGGAAGACAGGAGUACCUGGCGUGCUCUGGUCCAUGGGGUCACGAAGAGUCAGACACGACUAAAUGACUAAACAACAACAAAUCCUUCCUUACUCAUGUUUGUGACUUCAGCAGAGUGCCAUCCCUUUGCAGCUUAAAAGGGAAGCUUUGAUAGGCUAGUUUUAGCUUUUUAGCUUAAGUAAUCCAGGAUGCUUUAAGGCAGACAGGAUUUUCCUGGUAUUACCUCCUUUUCUGUCCCUUAAAAUAAUAACUACACACAAACAAUCUGGUAAUUGGUAAAAAUAGCAAUUACUCACUCGGUAUACGUCUUGAACGAUAACAGUUACAGGCAGCUUGGUGCAGGCAGGCUUAAAAUGCUAAUUGAGUUACUAAGACAUACUAAAGCCUAGCUUUAAAAUGGAGUCUGAGCUGGAGCUCAGCGUUACGGAUGUUCUCGCGUUGCAGAUGUAAUGGAAAGGAGAGGAUGUGCCCAGGCAGGGAGGAAUAUAUACAGUUACGCCAUUUUCCUGCCAGGACACGAUAGGGAAGUGAUCUCACAGAGUUCUCUCUAGCAAGUUUACAGGAAAGCUCUGUGAGCCUCAGCCUCUUUGUGUACCUCUCUGGCAAAAAAGGAAUAGCUGCAUGGUAUAUGUAGCCUCAGAGACGCGGGUGGCGCUGUGGGUUAAACCACAGAGCCUUGGGCUUGCCAAUCAGAAGGUCGGCGGUUCGAAUCCCUGCGACAGGGUGAGCUCCUGUUGCUCGGUCCCUGCUCCUGCCAACCUAGCGGUUCGAAAGCACGUCAAAGUGCAAGUAGAUAAAUAAGUACCGCUCCAGCGGGAAGGUAAAUGGCAUUUCCGUGCGCUGCUCUGGUUCGCCAGAAGCGGCUUAGUCAUGCUGGCCACAUGACCCAGAAGCUGUACGCCGGCUCCCUUGGCCAAUAAAGCAAGAUGAGCGCCGCAACCCUAGAGUCGGUCAUGACUGGACCUAAUGGUCAGGGGUCCCUUUACCUUUACCUUAUAUGUAGCCUCAGAAGCUAAGGAGUCACAAAACGAUACCAGGACCCUACAAUUUGCUUUCAGUUUAAAUCAUUAACCCCAAAAAAGGAAAGGCCCAUCUGCUCUGGGGGUUGGAGGUGUUGCUUUGUAACUCAGAACUGGUGUCUGUUUGCUUUUGUCCUCCUCCCUCCUCCCUCCUCCCUCUCUUUUCCUUUUAUGCCCUGCCUUUCAGAUUGUAAGCCUGAGGCCAGGGAGUAUUUUAUUACUGAUCUUCGUAAGCCACUCGAGGAUCAAUUUUUUGACCGAGGAGCUGCGUAAAAAUGCUUAAAAUAAAUAAAUAAGGGAGAAAGGAAUUUUCGUAGGGGAGAACACUCCUAAGUUCGUAUCAAUUAAAAAGCGAUUGGGAAGUGUUACAGCUACACUCUGUUACUGAGACGCAGUAGCAAGGAGAAGAUAGUGCCUUCUUACAAUUUCUGAUAGAAUUGUAAACUGUGUGUGCUCCUUUUGCUGGAAAUUUGUAGAGCAAUCCUAAACGGUAGAUAAAACAUGCUUUAUGAGCCUGCAGAAGCCAAUGUUUUGCAUUAAGGGGGCUCAGAAUCUUGCAGUUCAGAAGGAAGCCAUAAUACGAAGCAGCUAGCUCUGCGCUUUAGAUAAUAGCUGAGAAUUAUUAGCAUAAUAGAGGCAAGUUUGCAGUUAGCUCAUUGCUAAGUGCCAUACAAUAGGUGCAUGUUUUGUGGGAUGAUUUAAAGUGAUGGAUGAGAUUAACCAGGAGAGAGAGGGCUAUUUUAAUAAUCAGAAAAGCAAAUUUAAGUGACUUUAUAGAGCUGGGUUACUUUAGGUUAAGAAUUUUAUAUGUUCAUUUAAGAGACAAUUUGGCACGGUGUCCAAAAAAUUAUAGCAAAGUAAGUUUCUUCGAGUAAUUGCUUGCUUGAGAAAUCAUGUGGAUUUGGUUUAGAUCACAGACUGAUGUUGUUCCUUGUUGAAGUGCAAAGGGGGAGGAUACAGGCUGUGACUCUACUUAGCCUGAACUUGGUUUAGUAGUCAAUAUGCUUGCUUAGCAGGGUGGCGCUGUGGUCUAAACCACUGAGCCUCUUGCGCUUGCCGAUCAGAAGGUUGGCAGUUCGAAUCCCCGCAAUGGAGUGAGCUCCCAUUGUUCUGUCCCAGCUCCUGCCAACCUAGCAAUUCAAAAGCACACCAGUGCAAGUAGAUAAAUAGGUACCGCUCUGGCGGGAAGGUAAACAGUGUUUCCAUGUGCUCUGGUUUUCAUCACGGUGUCCCGUUGCAGCAGAAACGGUUUAGUCCUGCUGGCCACAUGACCUGGAAAGCUGUCUGUGAACAAAUGCCGGCUCCCUCAGCCUGAAAGCGAGAUGUCACCUUUGACUGGACUUAACUGUCCAGGGGUCCUUUACCUUUUUACCUUUUACCGAAAGAGUUAGAUUAUUUGGCACCUCAUUUUGGCAUUUCUACAAGAUUCUUUGAGGAUAAGAUCACUUGCGUCCAUUCUGAGCUGCACUUUACUAACAUAGCUGUCCGGAGUCCAGUUUUUAUUGCACAAAUUGUUUCUUUUUUAUGCCACAUCUUUCCUACUUUUCACAUACUUUCCCUGGUUGGUUCUAGUGAGCUGGUAAUGUGAGUGCAUGGCUUGUUAUGAUAAUCAAGGCCUCCAAGGAUGGGUGGCAUAGUUAAUCUGUUCUGAAGGAGGUGGUUGUUCUCCCCUGGAAAAGAUGUUCCUCUCUUGAUCCUCAAGGUAUUAGAAACCAGAGUCUACAUUUCCAUUCUCUGCUCAAGAAGUUGAGCAGAGAUUGCCAAACAGUUUCUUGUGGGUCUGGAUAAAACGCAUUCUAUUGAUAUGGAUCAGUCCAGCUUUAUCCUGGGGCUGGUCCUGAGUUUGUUAUGGUCCCUCUGGUGCUUGGCCUGUGCUAUGACAGGGACAGGGGGAAGAUGAUUGAUUCCCUUAUGGAUUCCCCUGGAUCUUUCAGUGGCCUUUGAUAUUACUGACCAUGGCACUCUUCUGGAAUUCCUGGAGAGCUGAAGGCUCGGAUGCACUGUGCUCUGUUGGAUGAGUUCCUGCCUUGCCGAGAUGUUCUAGAUAGAAGAUAAUAUUGGGAAGCUUUUCUUCUCUUUUGAUUCCUGAGUUUAUUUGUAACCUGUUUUGAUAACAGUUUCUGAAAAGAGCUCUGUACAUUGUCAAAUGUAUAUCUAUUGUCCUCUGUAGGGCUGCUGAUUGGUGGCCUGUAGGAAACUUUGGCUUCUUCUGUUAGUACAGUGGAAGAGGUUCUGGAGAUCGCUUCAGGUUUUUUCUCCAUGUGCUGCAAUCGUUUGGCUCCCUACCUGCAUGCUGCGUAAGGUGAUGGUGGGGAAGCUGAACUCCAGUCACAGAAGGUGAAUUUCUCUUUCCUACCGCCCUAUUUCAAGCACCUCUUUGCGGAAAGGUGCUUUCUAGCAUCAUUUUCAUUUUAAACGUUGUGUGGGGAGGAUGGGCACAAGUUAAGGUUACCAGAUUUUUUUCAAUGAACCUGGGGACACUUUUCAACUUCAAUGGCUUUUGUAUGGGGACUGAUUUGUGUGGGAUGUGAAACACAAGAGCAGUCAAGUACAACAUUCCUAGAGUGAACAUGUUUACACAUGGGGAGGAAUGUUUGUUCAGCCAGCAGGUAAACUUCCUGUUUCCUUCUGGGCUGGGACAGACUUCCUCUGCAUGUGACUAGAGGUGGGCGUGGCCUCACCUGUGCAGGUAGCGAUAAAAGCACAGGACAUGGCAGCCAUCUCUCUCUCUUUUGACUACAUGCAUCGAAGAAGCAACAUCUGCUAAGCCAAAGAUGCUCUCUUGGCUUCUAGCCAAGAGAGGACAAAGGGACUGUCUUGUUAUGAGAUAGUUUCUAGGUAUAUGUUACUUUUCUAAGCUAAGUCUGCCUUCUGGGAUCCGAUUGUGAACUGAAUGAUGUGUGAGUAAAACUUUUUAUACUUUUAUAGAAGACUGUCUCGUGUCUUAUCUUUUAUGAGGGAAUAAGGGGGAAAUACCAGAACAGUUAUUAUAGAGGCUUUAGCGAGCCUGAGCAAACGCAUCUGCUGCAAGUUUAAAAAGGGGAAUGUUACUCUGCUAAAUUGUGAACUUGUUAACACAAGUUGGAAAGGCUAUAAUCAAACAAUAUAUCCUCUCCUGCAUCCCUGAACAUUCCCACAAUUUGUAAAUCCGGGGACUGUCCCCGGGAAACGGGGACGUCUGGUAACCUUAACUUAAGUCUUUCCCCCUGUCUACUAUUCCCUGAUCCAAAUCCCCCUAGAAUCCCACCCCCAAUGGCUUUUCUGCUUGGAACAUGCAGCAAUAACGCUGCUAGCACAUUGGCAAAAGCUAAGCAGGGUCCGGUAUGGUUUCAAAUUGGAUGGGAGACUGCGUGUUGAGAUCCCCUCAUUGUGGGGUAUUGGACUAGAGGACGCUCAGGGUCCCAUCCAACUCUAUGAUCCUGUGAAUUUUCAGAGGACUACCUGGGAGAUGAAUGAUGUGCCAUAAUUUGCAGCAUUUGCCAGACUCCCCAUAACAUAGAAUUCUCUGGGUGGCUUACAUCGCUGGUAUAAAGGGAUAUAAAUACAUUUGUAGUGUAUGUACAUUAUUUCUUCCUCAUUCUUUUCUCCCCUGCACAUUCCCAUCUUUCUACUUCUCUUUACAAAAUGCAAAGUAGAGCAAAUGUUGCAUUUUAAACUUGUGCUUCCUUAUUGAGAAGUUGAAAACAACACUUGUUUAUUUAGCUGGAUGCCAUUUCGUAUUGCUGGGACAUUCCAAGUGCUCUUUAUGGAACAACUUGUAUUGAUACGGACUUUCUGGUGUUUCAGACAACCCAGAUGGUCUAGCCCAUUUUCAAUUAGACUAAAUUAAUUGUUGAUACCAGAAAUGAGUAAAGAGUCACAGCAGCAUUGCUAUAAAUAUAGCAGACCUGUGUCUUAACAUCCCAAAGGUCGGUACUAAGGCAGCUGCAUUCAGAUCUCUACCUGUAAGUAUAUUAUAAUUUCGGAGGCUGAUUUUCGCCCUGACAAAUGUAGUUGUAUAUCACAAUGAUAUUCUUGUGCACUUUGAAAUUGACCCAGCAAAAUAUAUUAAAUUGCUGCAUUUUGUAUUGAAGAACAAGCAUUUUGAACUGCAUUAACACUAACUUUAGCAGUUCUUUGUAUUGAAUUAUCUUACGAAAAGUAAAAGGUAGUGAUGUUGCAAUCCUUUUUUUGUUGUGGUUCUAUAGAACUGUGAGUGUUAUUUUGUAUAGAAUGGAUGGGGGAGGCUAGACAUCCAAUUAUUGCAUCUAACAAAAUUUAAGGGAAGCUUAAGGGUGCGAGUUUAAUGUAGGAGAGGCUGAGGCAGUGCCAACAGGAACUGAGCAGGAGGAACAAACUCAUGUAUUGCAGGUUUUUGAUGGGAUAUUUACUGAGGCUAUUUGCAGACGCCAUCAGACAGAGGCAUUGGUUGACACAUUGGUGACCCCAACAUUAUUAUCACUUAGAUGGUUGGAGUGAGACUGACUCCAAACCGGAUUUCUGCCUCUAGUUACUAGUAGUUCAGUAGUGCAAACCACAGAGUUUAGUGGCCAUUAGUGUCAAAUUAUGAGAAUGCUUCCUUAAAGAAUAAGAUAAUGAGGUUAGCUGUUCGUGAAUGUAUAGCGUGGAGGUUAUCAGUGAAGAAACUGCAAGUCAGGGGCUUAAUUGCCAUUUGCACAGAAAGUUGAGUGUGAAAAUAACAGGGUGUCAUUGGAGAGUUUGACUAACUGUUACAGCUGACAGGAUACAAUUACUUUGCAGCUCUUUUCUAACAAUAAAAAAAAUGUGUCACUUCAAGUGAUUUUCUUUUCAGUAUUGUAUAUUCAUAUUCUGCACUUGUCUGGAGGGGAAGAUCUUAAUCACAGGUUAAAAAUCUGCUAUUUUUCUCCCCUUCUUUACAGUAGAGUUUCAAAAUCAGCUUUUUUUGUGUGUGAAUUGCAUGCAGACCCUCAAGCUAGAGGAGAGCUUGUAGGUGUUCGAGAUCCUGGCAGGGAAGGAGCUUAAUGCUUUAUUAAAGAAAAGUACAGUGGUACCUUGGGUUACAGACGCUUCAGGUUACAGACGCUUCAGGUUACAGAUUCUGCUAACCCAGAAAUAGUACCUCAGGUUAAGAACUUUGCUUCAGGGUGAGAACAGAAAUCACCCGGCGGCAGCAGGAGGCCCCAUUAGCUAAAGUGGUACCUCAGGUUAAGAACAGUUUCAGGUUAAGAAUGGACCUCCAGAAUGAAUUAAGUUCUUAACCUGAGGUACCACUGUAUAGACUUACAGCAGAAGCAGCCUGCCCACUCCCCUUGCUCCGACAAACUAGGGACGGACACAACAGUAAGGACCUCAGCAAGGAGAUGUCUUGUCCGCAUCCAGCCCAAAGUGUGUGCAUUCUGUGUACAGUGAAGCAGUAUACGUCACAUUGUCCAAAGAGAUGUGCACACAGGUGGCCAGUCCCCAAAACAUUACCAAUGGUUCCCCCUUUCUGGGCUCACAGCCCGGAAUUUCCAGACUCACAAGCGAACAGUACUUUCAAAGCAAAUCAAUUAGUGUACAUCCAAGCAAGUAUACCAGCAUAUAUGAGCUCAUUGCUACAGCAACUACCAAUUAAUUUUGGGGUUAUCUUGACGUCCAUCAUGGCGUAAGCCGUGCUUCUUGAACAGUUCACCUUUGGUUCUACACAGCUAUCACUCUCCUCUUUUUAAAAAAAGAAAAUUCUAUAUAAUCAGACAUUUUAGAAAGUGGAAGUCGAAAGUAAUUUGUAACCAUUUUAAAUAUCAAUAGUAAAACUCAAAUCUGUCGAAUUGAGUAUAGUUUUUACAUAAUUGCCUUCAUCUUUCUGCAGUACAGAAAAUGCCACCCAUUCUAUCUUCUGUCGUAGAAUUAAGUAGAUCUGCUUCUGAUGAUCUGAUCUCGGAAGUUUAAAAGCUGCUGAUGGAGGUAGCAAGAUUUACAAUUGAACACACUAUUGGAUUAUCUAAAAACCAGAGAAUAUGGAGCCUAUAUAAUCCCGAUUGCACUGUGGAAUACAUAAACUGGUAGCCGCUUCAGAUUUAUAUAGCUUUCCCCCCUUUCUUCACUGCAUAGUUAGUACUGAUCUGUUUUGUAGCCUGUUUGAUGGCUUCUCUUUCUUUCUUUCUUUCUUUCUUUCUUUCUUUCUUUCUUUCUUUCUUUUUCUUUUAUGUAUAUCAUUGAUUUCUAGGCUGCUCAUUCUAAUUGCAAAGCUGUGAAAAAGGAACCCAUUAAGGAGCAAUUCCUAGGUUUAAUACUUCUUGGAUGUCCGUGUUAGAAAUACUGAGCUAUGUGGACAAAUAAUAAUAAUAAUAAUUUAUUAUUUGUACCCCGCCCAUCUGGCUGGGUUUCCCCAGUCACUCUGAGCGGCUUCCACAGAGACCAAAAAUACACUAAAAUGUCACACAUUAAAAACUUCCCCGAACAGGGCUGCCUUAAGAUGUCUUCUGAAUGUCAGGUAGUUGUUUAUCGCUUUGACAUCUGAUGAGAGGGCGUCCCACAGGGCGGGUGCCACUACCGAGAAGGCCCUCUGCCUGGUUCCCUGUAGCUUUGCUUCUCGCAAUGAGGGAACCGCCAGAAGGCCCCCCCCCCGAUUGGUGCGAUUGGGUGUUCGGCAGCUCCUUGUCUUGUUCUUGUGUUUAAGAGACUGACCUAUGAACAGCAAAUCACUAAGGGAGCCAUCCUAUGCACAACAAGCUGGUGUAAAGCAAGCAGGCGUUAGCUGAGUCGAGUGGAGUGCAAGCUUGGAGCCUUUCUGAAUAGAUCUGAGGACGAGGUUAAUUGCUAAAUCCUGGGGGGCAAAACUAAUCCAUUCCACUCCAUUUCUGGCCAUUUGCACUCCAUUUGCACAAUGCAAAUGCCUGGUUCUUGCUUUCUUCCAGCCUUUAGUAAGACUCCCUCUUUGCCUUCGCUUUCCCCUUGCCGGUAAGCCAAUAAGGAACAUUGCUGGGAAGGCACCCGACUGUGAUUUUAAGAAAAGAGGGCAGGGUUUUCUGUUUUUCAGCUGCACUGAUGGGUUCUGGAAAACCCGGCAUAUAUAAAAGGAGGCUGCUGGAAAGCGGUGCUCUGGUUGGCCUAUUCGGCGUCCCAGAGGAUUGCUUGAGUCACAGAAGAAAGGGGAGACCACAAACAUUGCUUGCUAUUCCAGAGGGAGAUGCCUAGUUCCGCUUGAAGGCGCUGCUGUCGCAUCAUCUGCUUAUUUUAAGCUACAGUGAAGGAACGCUGCAGGCUCUCCAAAUAACCUGGAUAGGUAAUAUUAAUGCCUAAUUACCUCCCUUUCCCCCCUAUUUCCAUUUGCUUAGUUUUCCUCCAAUCUGGCUAUUGUGAGAUAAGAAUCCUUCUGCUUUGCAUGUAAUAUUUUCCCCUUCCUAGUCCGCUUGCAACCCCAUAGCAAGCAGGGUCUUUAAAACUCUGCCUUAUAAUUCCUUAUUAGGCGACUUUGCUGCUUUCCCAGUAACUAAGUAGAUGGCAUGCAUGAAUAAGCUUGUCAACACUGAUAACUUUCAAGAUUUAAAGCUACUCUUGUUUCUAAUUCAUUUUAUAUUGGCCAUGUUAUUGCAGUCGUACCUUGGAUUUCGAACAGUUUAGUUCCUGGAUAUUUUGGCUCCAAAACGCCGCAAGCUCGGAAGUGACUGUUCCGGUUUAUGAACUAUUUUUGGAAGCCAAACGUCCGCAGGGGCUUCCACGGCUUCGGAUUGGCUGCAGGAGCUUCCUGCAGCCAAACAGAAGCCGCGCUUUGGUUUUCGAACAUUUUGAAAGUCGAACGGACUUCUGGAAUGGAUUCUGUUCGACUUCCAAGGUAUGACUGUAUUUUAAAACCUGUGCUUAUUUACAAAUAAAAAUAUUAGAAUUGUCGUAGCAGAGUGUGUUUUUGCUAGGCAUAGAGAGCGUGUGCAGGAAUUUUGGUCCAGGCUAAGUUUUCCCAGGCAAAGCAAAGGGUGUCUAAGGCUCUGAGCCUAUGCAGUCCUCUCUAUUUGCGUGUCUCCAGUAAAGAUCCCAAGGAUUGUAUUGCUACUUGCUUCCCUCAACACUCAACACUCAAGUAGAUGUGAAUGCAUGCAUUCCUGCAAGGGCAAAUCUGCUGAUCAACAACACUAGGCUUCCUUGUCUGGUACAGCACUGCGCUGUUCUGUGUCAGCGCUAAUUUGUUUAAAGGAUGAGGUGUGGCUUUAUAGGGUGAAUUUGAAAAUGUCAGUCUCUUCUAGAACAAACAUCCAAUUCGGGAUCCACCGCCUCUCCCUGCUGAGCGGUGGCAAGACCCAAGGCAUUCCUGGCACUCACCCUGGGUCUGUGUUUCUUUGGAGAACUGAGUCAUGGCAGAGGCUGUCGUAGCUUUCAAAAAUACAGUUUAUUCACCUAUUUGCACCUUCCGUCUUCAUGGAGAGAGUCCAGAUCUUACAGUGUGGCCAUUCCAAGAGGGAUGUGUUCCCCCACAGCAGUGCAGCCACAGAGUCCGAGGCAUCUCUUCCAGCCAGCCUUCAGCCAGCCUGCCCAAGAUGGAUCCCAGUCUCUCUUCCUCCUCUUUCUGCCCAGAACACUCUGAUACAAAACUCCCUUUUCUUGUCACCUCACACCCUGGCAACCUUCCGAACCCCCAGUCUCUCUGGGGGCAAGGGGGGGGAAGGACAGUUCUCUUGCGUUGCCAAUGGCCCUCAGUUGCCCUCUAUUGUUUCUUAAUGGCCCUAGCUAGGCCAGGUGUUUUGCACAGGCUAGCCCAGGAAUUCCUCUGCAGCUGGUAUUUCUGCCUUGACAUCCCAAAUAAUCAAAAUCCUACAAUUUAUUACUUCCUAGGUUCUUUUUGGGGGGUCCCCGAAAUAUAUAACAAUUAUCAAAGGCAACUGUUGGCACUUUGGAUUUCACUGGCAUUUCAAGCUGAAGAGUAUUUUGGGAAAACUUGCUAUGUUACCGUAUACAUGAAAACAUUAAACUAUGCAUAGAAUUAAAAAGUAAAACUAGUUUGUCAUAGACAUACUCUUCAUUUGACGUAAGUGCUAACUGUAGUAAACUAAAAGGUGAAGGUUGAUUUCCAUCCUAUGUGAUAUUCUGUAACCAUCUGUUUCUAAAAACCGUCUUGUAUCCUUUCCCAUGUGUUUCUUUUUGCAUUUUCUAACAAAUAUUCUUUAUUUGCUACAUUGAGAAGUCUUGGGAAUUCUAUGUGCUUUGUUUAGGGAGUGCUCUGAGUCUUUUCCCCUCAAAAGGGCCUUCUGUGUUGCAACAUGAAUGGGAGCUGAUACGGAGAACCCCAGAGACUUUGGGAUCUUCUGGAGAGAUACAUUAGAUCACUCUUUUCUCAUUGCUAAGGCUGGAAUCAGCUCUCAUAGCCUGAAUCAGCCUGCUACACCACGUCUGUGGGGCACAGGUGAAAUCCCCCUUACAUUCUUCCAAUUGUUUUGGAUCCAGUGUGCAUUUUAUUCAGCCUCAUGGAAGUUGUUGUGAAACUUUUUGUUGGGGUAGAAUGAGAGGGGAGGUCUAUUUUAAAGCCCCAUAUGGCCUAGGACCCUCGUACCUACGGGACCGCCCACAGAGGAACUUACGAUCUUCAGACAAAAACAUCUUGGAGGUCCCAGGCCACAGAGAGGUUAGGCUGGCCGCAACCAGAGCCAGGGCUUUUUCAGCCGUGGCCCCGAUCUGGUGGAACGCUCUGCCACAAGAGACUAGGGCCCUGCGGGACUUGACAUCUUUCCGCAGGGCCUGCAAGACAGAGCUGUUCCACCAACUUCAGAUAUGAAAUCAGCACAUCGAAAUUAGGUUAGAACAAUUGCAGGUGUCAAUGCAACAAAAAAUUUGUUCCCCAGUGUUAUGUGGGGUGGGGCUUACCUACCCCCCCUCCAUGUUUUAUUCAAGUUGGCUCCCCAUCUGACGCUACACAUUUUAUUCAAGUCUGGACCAGCAAAUCAAAGACUUGCAGUGCAUACGAACAAUCAUGGGCGUUUCAUCCAUUAAGUCCCCAAGUCGACUGGGAGACAAGGGGUGUUCUUGGCAUGCCAAGUCCAGCAGGCCCCUGGCAGAGCCCCCCAUGCCGGCUACAAGGCCCAGGGCAAGCGUACCUGGCUUCCUUCUCUCCGAACAGGUCUGCUGCCUGUCAUUUUGUCAUCACGCUGGGGUUGAUGAACUGCAGCGUGACGAAAGCCUUACUAUUUUAUGCAUAUAUGAAGAAAUAACAAAUAUGUAGGCAUUUUAAGAGUUGUUGUUGUUUAGUCGUUUAGUCGUGUCCGACUCUUCGUGACCCCCUGGACCAGAGCACGCCAGGCACUCCUGUCUUCCACUGCCUCCCGUAGUGGCAGGAGCUGGGGCAGAGCGAUGGGGGACGUGGGAUUGGUGCCGCGAGCCAGAGAUGCUGCGCAGCAUGUUAUUGGUGUCUGCAGCAAGGGGUGGUGUUGAUUUAUUAAUUUUUAGUCUCCCAAAAUGGGAGGCGUCUUAUACAUGGGGGCGUGUACGGUAUAUCAUAUUUAACUGGCAUAAUGGUCAGUAUGUUCUGACGGAACGGUGUAAAUUACAGCCAGUGAAUCACACCAUGUUUCCCAACAUUUCCUUGGUCAAAGAUUAGGUUUGAUCAUGAUAAGAUGAAAGAGGAGACUUUGUGUCAUAUUUCUUCGUCUUUUCUUCUGGGACCAAUUCCAUGUGGGCUUCACAAGUUUAUCCACUAUGGAGUAGAAGUGGAUUUAUUUAUCCGUAAGUGUGCAGCUUAUGCAACCACUUGUGAAUCUACGCCUGCUGUUGUUUUUUAGAGUGAAGCGUCUGUUUCAGAAUAAGCCAUAAGGUUACAGUGAUCACUGUGACAUACUGGAUCGGCUUGAGAACUAUUAAUUCAUAUAACCAUACUGCCACCUUGUGGUAAUUGGGUAGAAUUCAGUCUUUCUAAUUGCCGUAUUUUUUGCUCUAUAAGACUCACUUUUUCCCUCCUAAAAAGUAAGGGGAAAUGUGUGUGCGUCUUAUGGAGCGAAUGCAGGCUUUGCAGCUAUCCCAGAAGCCAGAACAGCAACAGGGAUUGCUGCUUUCACUGCGCAGCGAUCCCUCUUGCUGUUCUGGCUUCUGAGAUUCAGAAUAUUGUUUUUCUUGUUUUCCGCCUCCAAAAACUAGGUGCGUCUUGUGGUCUGGUGCGUCUUAUAGAGCGAAAAAUACGGUAAGUCAUACUGAUAAGAUUUUAGUUCAGAUCAAUGAGUAAAAGGCAGUGCUUUUUAAAAAAAAUAGGUUUAGGGUUACUCUCAUUUUCCUGCUCAUAUUGAAAUACUGCCCCUCAAUGAGGCCAAACGUAGAUUCACAAAAUGUUUAGGGGUAUGCGUACACCUGCGUCCCCCCAGAAAAAAGCACUGGUAAAAGGUAAAGGUAAAGGACCCCGGAAAAGUUAGGUCCAGGUUUCAGUUUUUAUAAAUAAUAUACAGUGGUGCCCCGCAAGACGAAUGCCUCGCAAGACGGAAAACCCGCUAGACGAAAGGGUUUUCCGUUUUGGAGGUGCUUCGCAAAACGAAUUUCCUAUGGGCUUGCUUCGCAAGACGAAAAUGUCUUGCGAGUUCCUGCGUGGUUUUUUUCCUUUCCCCCCCCCUUUUCCCCAAGCCGCUAAGCCGCUUAUCAGCUGAUCCGUUAAGCCACUAAGCCGCUUAUCAGCUGAUCCGCUAAACCGCUUAUCAGCUGAUCCGCUAAGCCCGCUAAGCCGCUAAUAGCGCUAAUCCGCUAAACCGCUAAUGGGCUUGCUUCGCAAGACGAAAAAACUGCAAGACGAAGAGACUCGCGGAACGGAUUCUUUUCGUCUUGCGAGGCACCACUGUAAUUAUUUUGCAAUAUAUGUAACAAUUUUGGCACAUGUGUAAUUUUGCAUUUUCCUUUCUUUUUCUUCCCCCCUCAAGACCAGUAUAAAGGAAGGAUUACUUCUGAAGCAAACCAGCUCUUUUCAGCGAUGGAAAAAACGUUACUUUAAGCUUCGGGGCCGUACCCUUUACUAUGCGAAGGAUUCAAAGGUAAAGAUUCAUUCUGGUAGAAAUCAAUAUGCCGUCUCUAUAAUACUAACUGCGUUUGGGUCUCUCUCUCUCUCUCUCUGCCUAUUAUGAAAACAGUUUUAAAGGUAGCUCCCCCUGCUUUUGUAAAAAUUAGUUGUGUUGCCUGCAUAGGUUCCUUGUAUUUUUCUAGCACAUUUAAAAAAUAAAUUAGUAGUGGGUUUGAUUUCUGCUUUCUGGGAUGAAAAUGUUAGGUCAGGGGCAGGAACGUCUUGUUUGCAGGCCUAGCGAGCGUUGACUGAUUCCCUGGCUUUUACUUUAAAAAACCCCCUGAAAAGAUAACGGGCAAGUAUCAUUCCUGUGUAUGUAGAAAAUGAAACGCAUCCUCUGUGUUCUUUUCACAGUCUUUAAUCUUCGAUGAAGUUGACUUGUCCGAUGCCAGUGUGGCUGAAUCAAGCACAAAAAAUGUCAACAACAGCUUUACGGUAUGCUUCCAAUAUUCUUGAUGUUCUAACAAGUUAUAACAUGCUUUUGAGUUUUUCGUUUUGCCUUUUAAAAACUUGUGACAGUGGAAUUUCUCCUAGUGUUCUUAAGAAGGGUGUGUUUAUUGAAACAUUUCUUUCAUCUGACGAGAGCAUGUAACCUAUAAACCAUCAAUUAUUCUAUAGCAUGGACAAAGAGACACACUUAAGGAAUUAGGAAGGGAAGGGAUGAUUUUACAGGAGGGACGUACAUAUUGACACCUGUCCGCUCACAGAACAAACAGUUAGUUAAGUAAUGUCCUAGUCAUCAGAACAGUUAUUUUAUUUCCAGCAGAGAGAUUCAGGAACAAGCUAUUAGAUGUCUCCUGCUCUUUGAGGUCUUGUUUGUUUCUGUGGCUGUCCCACCAUGUGACCGGCCUAACGCAUGGCAAGGCCACACUCUGGGCAGAAAGAGGUGAUCUGAAAGCAGGGGGUAUUGACAUCAGUUCCUUGUUGUGGCCAGAUCACUUCCUGUUGAGAUUUAAACUUUCAGGGCCUUUCCCCCCUCUACAGAGGAUGGGGAUCUCUUAGGAUGGUCCACCCUUCGAGGCUGGUGGAGUUCCCAGAUGGCUUUAGGAGAUUUUCUAGCUGAUAUGACUGGUGCCCCUGUAGAAGCCCUGGUCGACAUCUAUUAUUUUAUUAUUAUUAUUAUUAUUAAUAAUAAUAUUUAUAUUUAUACCCCACCCAUCUGGCUGGGUUUCUCCAGCCAGCUUUCAACAGAACUUUAAAAACAGAAUAAAACUUCAAACAUUAAAAGCUUCCUAAACAGGGUUGCUUUCAGAUGUCUUCUAAAAGUCGGGUAGUUGUUUAUUUCUUUGACAUCUCAUGGGAGGGCGUUCCACAGGGCGGGUGCUGCUACUGAGAAGGCCCUCUGUCUGGUUCCCUGUAACCUCACUUCUCACAGUGAGGGAACCACCAGAAGGCCCUCACCGCUGGACCUCAGCGUCUGGGCAGAUCGAUGGGGGUGGAGACGCCCCUUCAGGUAUACUGGACCGAGGCCGUUUAGGGCUUUAAAGGUAAGCACCAACACUGAAUUGGGAGCCAAUGUAGGUCUUUCAGGACCUUCUGAAACAUUUGAAUGGCUUGGACCAUUGGCAUAAUCAUUCGUGAGCACCUUCUCCUUCUUUGUGGAGCCUGUUUGGCUCCCUGGUAUACUCCAGAACUUAAGGUGGGGAAACAAGCUGGGAGACGGCUCAAACGUAAGUGGAGAAAAAUGCAAAUUGAGGGCUCACCAUCGAGUCUACCUUGUGGCAGUGAAGGCAGCAAAGAAGGCAUACUCAGCUGCCUCCGUUGCAUCCUCAGUUUGUCGUCUGGCAGAGCUCUUCCAGGUAGUGGAAGCCUUUUGCAGUCUGGCCCAGAGGAGGUGGGGAAACCAGCGGUAGCUCACUGUGACUUGUUUGCAAAGCAUUUUGAGGACAGAAUCGCUUGCAUCCACCCAGCUCUUGACUCGGCUGUUACAGCAGAUGAAUCUCAAGGGAUGUCUAGAGCACAGUCUAGUCCCAUUAUAUUGGAUGAGUUUCAGUUGUUAAGACUCGAGAAUGUGUCCCUCUUGGCUGAUAAAAACCACCAGAGAGGGGACAGCUGGCUGGGCCAGGGAGCUCUUUAUGAGAGGCAGUGGUAAAACGACUCCUCAAGAAACACUCCCUGUUAGAUGUUACAGGUUUCCAGACUAGCUGGUAAAUGCUUAGCUUAUUUCAAGUUAGUUCACUUCAGUUUCUUAGUUGCAUAGAUGUUAGAGCUUAUUCCCGUAUUUUUCACCUCCUAAGACGCACCUGACCAUAAGACGCACCUAGUUUUUAGAGGAGGAAAACAAGAAAAAAAUAUUUUGAAUGAAACAGUGGAUGUAUGAUUUUUGUGGUUCAUGCUGUGGCCACAGACACGUGAUCUGAUGGUGAAUUUGGGGUGACCCAAUGCAAAAAUCCUGAGGAUCCAUGUGGAUCCGUGCUUUGUAACCACAUUUUUGCACCAUUGCAGCCCCAGGAAACAGUGGAUGUGUGAUUUUUUUGGUGCAGGCUGUAGCCAUGGACAUGCUAUGUGAUCUGAUGGUGAAUUUGGGGUGACCCAAUGUAAAAAUCCUGAGAAUCCAUGGGCUUUUACCUCCCCCUCUCCCAGGCAGCCUCUGCUAGUGUCCCUUAUCUCUCUUCCGAUCCCACCGAUCAGCUGCUUCCUUUCAACACUCCCUUCCCUCUUGUUUGCCUUAGUGUCUUUUCCUUAGCUGGAGCAGUUUUUUGCUCCUCCUUUUCUUCUAAUUUCUCUCCUUAUUGCUUUAGUCUUCCUGUUUUCCCCCUUUGCAAGUUUGCAGUCUUUACCUCCCCCCUCCCAGGCAGCCUCCUUUAUCUCUAGCGUCCCUUAUCUCUCUCCCCGAUCGGCAAAUGAUCAGCGGCUUUGUUUCAACACCCACUUCCCUCUUUCACAAAAAAAAGCAUGAUCUGCUUUUUGCCCCUGGGCAAUACAGCUCCAGGGACCACACAUUUGCUCCAUAAGACGCACAGACAUUUCCCCUUACUUUUUAGGAAGAAAAAAGUGUGUCUUAUGGAGCGAAAAAUACGGUACUUUGGUUCUUAAACAAGGUGGUACUUUCUGUCAGAUUUCCAGCCUUUUGACAAUCCCACUCCUGAUGUUUUUCCAAAUAGUACAACAGAUCCAGGGGAUCACCACGCCCCUCCUAACUGGUUUAGGAUUCUUCUCUUUCUAGAAGAUCUCUCCCCUCUCGACUGACAUGCGACCCAAGUCCUCCUCACAGCUUCUACUUCUCCUGCUCAAAUCCAGCCCUCCAGUUAACACCUGUCUGAAUACACAACACACUGUCUUCUGAUCUGAGCUCAGAAACUCCUUUCUCUAGCUGUAGAUAUUUUUCUUAGAGUGGACGUUGCACAUGGAUCAGAACCAGCCAGUUGCUCAUCUCCCUUUCCUGAGCAAGGUUCUAGAGCAGGUGGUUAUGGACCAGAUCCAGGCACUUUUGGAGGAAACUGGUUUUCUAGAUCCAUUUCAAUCAGGUUUAAGGCCCGGUUUAGGCUUGGUCAUCCUGUGAUAACCUUUGUCGGGACAGAGACAGGGGAAACAUGUCCUUGUUAAUUUUCCUCGACCUCUCAGCGGCUUCUGAUACCAUCAAGCAUGUAUUGCAUUGUGGGGAGGAUUCUGAAGUCUUUUUAAUAUGUUGCUAACAAUUAUUGUGUGGUUAAAAACUGUAAUUUUUAAGCCACCUCGAGGUUUUGGAACUUGGAAAAACGGGAUUUAGAUCAUGGGAAUCAAUCAAUAAAUUGGGUUCCUGUGUGUGAGUUGUGCUACUCCCUGUGCAUUUUUGUGGGGUAGAUAUGUUUGAAAAGGUCAGGAGGUGGAGAAGAGGUUCUUCAGUUCCAGCGGCAGCUUGUAUAUAUAGAACGGCUUGCAAGGGUCUCCCUCUUCCUUGUGACUCACGGAUUGUGCUGCUUGUGGUUAGUGAGCGUGUUAGAGACCGAAAAGAGCAGUUUGGCAAAGAGCAUCUCGCAUGGAAGAAACAAAUGGCAGAGACUGCUGGGUAAGUCAGAGAGGAGGAAGUCAGAGGAUUUUGUGUGUUGCUAUUAGUGGCAUUAUAAGACAAAAAAAUUCAUCAUUAUGUGGAAUAUGAACUCUGAAACUUGUAGAUAUUAAUUUAUUGUGGCCUAACAUAAUAGCCUAUCAGAGAGCACGACAAUGGGAAAAUAAUAACGACUCUGACAAGUAAAGAAAAUCUUCUGAAUGCCUGCUGCUUAAAGGUUUAUGUUGUUUGGCUUUUUAAGUUAAGGGUACCAAUAUAAACCACAGUUAUUGUCUUCACUCACUGCUUUCCCUACGCUUUAUGCACACAUAUCUUAUUUUGAUUGCAAAGUCAUAUAAAUGCAGCAUCAUACCAAACAUUGGAAUAUAAAAUAUGUUAAAUAUCCUUACAACCUAGGCUUGCUGUUCUCAGAAGGGCAAUGAAUUUGUAGUAUCUGAAUUUCCUACUAGAAAUAAACAAGAAUCUCUCUCUCUCUCUCUCUCUCUCGUGAAUUACACAGGAAAACAUUUACAACUGAUAACAAUUUUUUUGUCUUUGGAAUUUAUUAAGAUGAUCAGUAUUUUACAAGAAUUAUGAGAUCUUGCUUUUUCUGUGUUCUUUGUUACCUUGUCCUCCUUAUAGCAAUUCGGAGUCAUCAUAUUAAGUGAUCUUUCCGCCCCCCCCCAGGUAAUCACACCAUUCAGGAGAUUAAUAUUGUGUGCAGAAAACAGAAAAGAGAUGGAGGAUUGGAUCAGCUCUCUGAAGUCCGUACAGUCCCGGGAACAUUAUGAGGUAAGAGGAAUGCUGCCCAUCUUGCGCUUUUUAAAACUGAAAUAUUGCCAGUUUUUCAAGAUGCAGUAAACGGGGAAGAAAAGGUGUAUGUCCCUGAUGCGGUGUGAAAAAUCCAUGAAACUAAAAUAGAGAUUUGGUUAAGCCUGAUAAAGCCAUAUAGUUCAUGUUACUUUUGUUUAAAGAGCCUGGGGAGUAUUCUUUUUGGAAGGUGAGUUUUUGAAAUGUGAGGUGGUUUUAGCUGCUGCUGUAGUGAUGUCCUGUUGCUGCAAAUCUCUCUUAACUUCUCCUUCAUUAGGCUGCCCAGUUUAAUAUGGAACAUUUCUCAGGGAUGCAUAACUGGUACGCCUGUUCCCACGCUCGACCCACCUUCUGCAACGUCUGCAGAGAGAGCCUUUCUGGAGUUACUUCUCAUGGCCUGUCCUGUGAAGGUAAAGGCGGCGGCAGCCCCCACCCCCCAUUUUGUAUUAUCACAUAAUUAAGUGGUGACACACAGUAGAAGAACGUAUAUCAUAUUAAGCUAAGUAAAGGUAAAGGUAAAGGGACCCCUGACCAUUAGGUCCAGUUGUGGCCGACUCUGGGGUUGCAGCGCUCAUCUCGCUUUAUUGGCCGAGGGAGCCGGUCUACAGCUUCCAGGUCAUGUGGCCAGCAUGACUAAGCCGCUUCUGGCGAACCAGAGCAGCGCAUGGAAAUGCCGUUUAUCUUCCCGCCGGAGCGGUACCUAUUUAUCUGCUUGCAUUUUGACGUGCUUUCGAACUGCUAGGUUGGCAGGAGCAGGGACCAAGCAAUAGGAGCUCACCCCAUCGCAGGGAUUCGAACCGUUGACCUUCUGAUCAGCAAGUCCUAGGCUCUGUGGUUUAACCCACAGCGCCACCCGCGUCCCUAUCAAGCUAAGUAAUAAUUUGCUGUUGAGCUUCAGUGAACAUCGUAAAAUCAUUUAGUCUGACCCCCUGCAAUGUCUUUUGUCUUUAAAAUAUAGGGGUUCCUGAAAAGAACCUUUCAGGAUUCUUGUUACCUUUGUUUUCUUCAUUGUUAACUUGGUCACGUUGGCCCUCCCUUCCAAAUGCCUUCUUUUUGGAAAUUCAUUUGCUAGGAAAAUAACAAGGCAGUUUUGUGUCUAGAUAUUGUAUUGUUUAACUCUUGUGUUGGUGAUAUAGAGCUGAACUUUUAGCCACAUCCGUCAUGCCACGUUGUCAUCUAGCAGCAGCAGUGCGUUGCAUUUCGUUGUUUGUAGAUCGACCCAAAUGUGUGAGUUGCUACUCACAUGUAGGAAUUCUGCACAUGAGCAGGAGCUUGCAAAGUUGGGUUUUUGUGAAGACAGCUGUUUGCAACAAACACUGGGAAAUAAGGAUGCAAGACACAAGGCUGAGGAAGCUGGGUCAAAUUUGUUAAUUUAAUGGACCAGAUCCACCGUAGAGAACCACGGUGUGAGAUAUUAACUGAUCGUAACCAGCCGUGGGCAGCCACCCGAUUCCACAUACCCCUUUCCUCAGGCCCUCCUGUUUCAGGUGACUAGAGAGUCCUUCCUGCUUCAUCCCCUCCCAGGGCCCCACAACUCUGGUUGAUCUAACAGCUUGGCUUCAAAGCUGCCCCCUACAUUGCCCUACACAGCCCUGAAGGCAAGUCUCUGGACUGCACUCAUCACACUGAAAGGUGCUCACCAAACCUUAAUCACCAGAUUUUCCUGAAGGACCUCCUACCCCCUCCUACGUGCCACAAGGGUCCUGCAUUUGAGGUAGAAAAAAGAGUGGAACACUGUACGUCCCUGUUUAAUAAUAUAUUUUAAUAAUAAUUUUAUUAUUUAUACCCCGCCCAUCUGGCUGGUUUCCCCAGCCACUCUGGGCGGCUUACAACACAUCUAAAAACAUAAUGAAGACAUCAAUCCUCAAAACCUUCCCUAAACAGGAUUGCCUUCAGAUGUCUCCUAAAAGUCAGAUAGUUGUUUAUUUCCUUGACAUCUGAAGGGAGGGCGUUCCACAGGGAGGGUGCCACUACCGAGAAGGCCCUCUUGCAAUAUGAAUUUUUAUUACCAUCCAAAAUGAGAGUUUGUUUCCUAGUAUCUUUAAUCUACUUCUGGGGGUGGGUGUGUUUAAACCCUGCUGUGCAUAUUUGUAUUCUUAGAAACAAAAUAACAGGUUUUGUGUAAUCCUACAAGACAGCUAUUACGCUGUCUGACAAGUUAAACUGCAAGUCCCAGGACGUGGGUCUUGUCAGAUUAGCGCUUUUGCUUUUUUUGGAAUCAACCAAGGCAUUUGGAGAGAGCAGCUGUUCUUGGAGAGCUACCAACGCAAAGUUUCUGGGAUGGUGAGAAGCUUGCAGGCAAUAUUCUUUAAUUAUAAUAAACAGUAGCUAUACUGCUGCAAGGGGUUACAUCCAUUAUCUCUGCAGAUCCCAUAAGCCAUGGGUUUCCUUAGGUGGCUUUCACAAACCACGGUCCAUAAGCCUCAGCUUUCCAUCUGUGAAGUGGGAACCACUUCCUUACAAACUGGAAUAAAGGUUGGGAUACAUUUUAGGUGCUGACAACAUUAAGUAGAUGGGCAGCCUGAUCCUGUUCAGGAGAUUCCUUGCUUCCCAUGCAAAGCAGGAACUUUCUGUCCUUCUGACUGUCAGUCUCUUCUAGUUACACCCUUUUGCCAGUGCCUAUGCAUUGCAGUACUGCGGCAGGAGAAGAGACAGGCUUUUCCAUAUCCUAGGGGGAUCCAUGGACAGCCUCGUGCCUGUGUGGUGUAGUGGUUAAGAGCGGUAGUCUCGUAAUCUGGUGAACCGGGUUCGCAUCCCCGCUCCUCCACAUGCAGCUGCUGGGUGGCCUUGGGCUAGUCACACUUCUCUGAAGUCUCUAAGCCCCACUCACCUCACAGAGUGUUUGUUGUGGGGGAGGAAGGGAAAGGAGAAUGUUAGCCGCUUUGAGACUCCUUAGGGUAGUGAUAAAGCGGGAUAUCAAAUCCAAACUCUUCUUCUUCUUCUCUGACACUGCUCUCAGAUCGCACUCAGCCUGGACACUGAGGUCCAGCGCCAAGGGUCUUCUGGAGGUUCCCUCACUGUGAGAAGCCAAGUUACAGGGAACCAGGCAAAGGGCCUUCUCAGUAGUGGCGCCCGCCCUCUGGAAUGCCCUCCCAUCAGAUAUCAAGGAAAGAAACCAACUAUCUGACUUUUAGAAGACAUCUGAAGGCAGCCCUGUUUAAGAGAGUUUUUAAUGUUUGACGUUUUACUAUGUUUUUAUGUGUACUGUAGGUCGCCCAGGGUGGCUGGGGAAACCCAGCCAGAUGGGCAGGGUAUGUAUGUAUGUAUGUAUGUAUGUAUAAAUACAACAACAAUAACCGUAGUGUGGUGUAGUGGUUAAGAGCGGUAGACUCGUAAUCUGGGGAACCGGUUUGCUUCCCUGCUCCUCCACAUGCAGCUGCUGGGUGACCUUGGGCUAGUCACACUUCUCUGAAAUAUCUCAGCCCCACUCACCUCACAGGGUGUUUGUUGUAGGGGAUGAAGGGAAAGGAGAUUGUUAGCCGCUUUGAGACUCCUUCGGGUAGUGAUAAAGCGGGAUAUAAAAUCCAAACUCUUCUUCUUCUUCUUCUUCUUCUUCUUCUUCUUCUUCUUCUUCUCCACAUUAGCCCUUGUGCUGUGAAGCAGGUAAUUCCCACAGUGGACUCCUGCAAGCAAGCAAGGCGCCACUUUCUCUUCAAUGCUUACUGUGGUGUCUAACCACCCAUGGGGAUGCAGGUGGUGCUGUGGUCUAAACCACUGAGCCUCUUGGGCUUGCCGAUCAGAAGGUUAGUGGUUCGAAUCCCCAUGAUGGGGUGAGCUCUGUCCCAGCUCCUGCCAACCUAGCAGUUCAAAAGCUGCCAGGUAGAUAAAUGCAAGUGCAAGUAGAUAAAUAGGUACCACUGCGGCGGGAAGGUAAACAACGUUUCCAUGCGCUCUGGCUUCCAUCAUGGUGUUCCGUUGCAGCGGUUUAGUCAUGCUGGCCACAUGACCUGGUGUCUGCGGACAAACACCGGCUCCCUCAGGCUGAAAAGCGAGAUGAGCGCCGCAACCCCAUAGUGGCCUUUGACUGGACUUCACCAUCCAGGGGUCCUUUACCUUUACCUUACCUUUAACCACCUAUCUACCAAGAUACCACAGAUGUCUGCUGGUAGUGGACUUGGACUGCCUUGACUGCUAUGUAUAUAAACUGAUAUGAGGCAGGCGGCUUUGCUGUGUCAUCUUAUACACCUGCAGAACACUUUUUUGUUUUGUUUUGAUAAGCCUGCCCAGCUGUACAGUUUAUAUUUGAUAGUUUUUAAAUUGUUUUGUGGAUUUUAGCUCUGUUUUAUGUACAGUUUUAUUUGCAUACUGCUUAGAGAGCCUUUUGAUUAAGUGGCCUAUAAAUCUAACUAACUAACUAACUAACUAACUAACUAACUAACUAAAUUACCCUGCAGGGUGAGUCAGUAGUUUGGUAGAGUUGGAAAAAUUGUGAAAUGAACACUCUUCCAGCGCACUGCUGGGAAGGAUUCAAACUAAACAGUUACCUUUUGAACAAUUUACAUUUUUAACACUACCUAUUGCGGCUGGCGCUGUGGGUUAAACCACAGAGCCUAGGGCUUGCCGAUCAGAAGGUCGGCGGUUCGAAUCCCUGCGACGGGGUGAGCUCCCGUUGCUCUGUCCCUGCUCCUGCCAACCUAGCAGUUCGAAAGCACGCCAGUGCAAGUAGAUAAAUAGGUACCAUUGCGGUGGGAAGGUAAAUGGCGUUUCCGUGCGCUGCUCUGGUUCGCCAGAAGUGGCUUAGUCAUGCUGGCCACAUGACCCGGAAGCUGUACGCUGGCUCCCUCGGCCAAUAAAGCGAAAUGAGCACCGCAACCCCAGAGUCGGUCACGACUGGACCUAAUGGUCAGAGGUCCCUUUACCUUUACUUAUUUGUGUAAUGAAGUGUUUGAUUAAGCUUCUGAAAGAUGAUGUGAAUCAUUCAAAGAUUAUGUGUGUCUUUUCAUCCAGUGUGCAAGUUUAAGGCUCAUAAGAGAUGUGCAGUCAGAGCAAUAAACAGUUGCAAAUGGACUACUUUGACUUCAGUUGGAAAAGAUAUUAUUGAGGAUGAAGAUGGUGUAAGUAUUUCUCAGAAAUGCAGGCGGAAACCUGCACAUGCUUCGGUUUUAUGUAGAAAAAUGAAACAUUUGCUAAUAGGUAGGACGAUGCUAAUUUUAAGUGAUUGUGGAUCCUGUCUACAUUAGGGGGGGGGAUAUUUUUAGCACAUUUAUUUAUUUAUUUUUAAAAUAAUAUUUAUUAAAGGUUUAAAGAUUACAGAAAGAAAAAAAGAAAGAAAAAAUAAACAAUGCAAAUCAACACUAUACAUAAAAAAAGAAAAAACAAAGACACAAUACAUCAAAACAAAGGCAAAAGCAAAAACAAUUAAAAACACAUCCAAUAUUUCCAUAUCUUUGUCUUUCAUUAACUUGUUUCAUCGACCUCCUCACACCUCCCUUUUUUGUGUUCUAGUUAUUAAUUGUUUCAGCAAAUCCUUUCCAUCUUUCACUAUUUUCUAUCAUAUAAUUAUCAUAAUUUAUUUUAACCUUAUCUUACCAUUAAUACCCUAAAACUUAUUUGUACUUAACUCCUUAUAACAUUUCUACUAAAGCCGUGUAAUUUCAUUCCAACAUUUUUCUAACACUCAUUAAUUUUACAAUGUUUCUAUAAAUAAUUUUUUAAAACUUUUUUCCAAUCUUCUUCCACCGUCUCUUCUCCCUGGUCUCGGAUUCUGCCAGUCCUUUCUAUCAAUCCAUAUGGUCCAUCAACCUGGUGAUCUUCUGUCCGAGGCUCUUAACUCUUUUCCAUGUCCCUUCUGCAGAUCUUCUUCAUAUUUAUACAUACACUUUACUUUAUCUUCUGCUGAUCUUAUUCUUAAUUUCCUUCCUUUAACACUGAGGAGUAGAUCUCAGGGAAGCUCCAACCUAACAAUGUCUUUAUUCCUUCUCGACUGGUCAGCCCAUUCUCCAUAGUCAAAACUAGAGUCCAAAAGAUAUUUCAGGACGUGUUUCAAUUGGCUUUCUCUAAAUUCAAACAUAGAAGGCCACAGCUUAUAUUCAUCAAAUUGUCUCUGUAAGACUGAGGCUCUCUCCACUUGUAUUACUUGAGAUUCUAUUUUUAGCACAUUUAAUCUCCUGGAGUGAAGCCUUAUUAUACAAAGAAACUCAUAACACCCAAAGUAAUCUCACCUGUGGUCCACUAGAGGAAAGCCAGCCCCUUGCUUUGGGUAUUGCGAUAUAGCUGCUGCCUCUGGGGUUCUGUUGCGUGUCGAGGUCCCCAGGGCCACCCCAAUAACUCACACAUCACACCAAUAUUUUUGUUUAAGGUUUUUGGCAUAAUUUUGGCCACAACUUUAUUAAAAUACAAACAUGUGAGUGGUUGCUUAGGCAUUGGUUGUGACUAGCUGCCCCCACUGUGGGGGACAGUCUGACAUUCUGCACGCCUGCGAAAGUCAGAAAAGGGGAAUACACUUGGGGGUAGCGACGGAGCAGGGAACCUGCCCUCAGCCCUCCCCAAAUGCAACCAGGGGCUCUUGCGUGGCCCUAGCCCCUUGACAGGAUUCAGAUAAAAGCAAUAGUGAGCCCCUGUAUUCCUUUAACGGAAUCCCUCGCAGCAGCAGCAUUAGAGGGGCAGGCACAGCCAAUCCAUGCCCCUCAACCAACCAAACCAAAAACCAAUGCCUAACCGCAACCUUACAACCUUACCUUGUGACGAUUUGCUACGCAGUAGGCAAAAACCAAAUGGCCCCAGCCAAUCAGCCAGAUGGACAAAAUUCCUACCGGGCCCCUGCCCCAAGAGCAGACAACCCCAUGACAGGCAUAGCAAGGUCAAAGCGACCAACCCUAAUUCUUAGGGAGGGGGGGACGGGCAAUCCGAUGCACGGGCGAAAAGAGGAAGCCCUAGCCUCGUGCAAGGAGUUUUAGCAUUUCUGGCUGUCAGUCAACAAAUGGCAACAUUAACUGCUUCCCAACGGCAAGGGAAGCCCAAUCGCAUCAGUGGCCAACGGUCAAUUAGCCCGCCCCACAACUUUGGAGUGUCCUGGCGGCCCCCACUGCAACACGUGCUCUCCAUGAAGGAGAACACGCUUUGCUCUCCUCACUUCCCAACACAGUGGGCUGCUUGCCAAGGGGGAUUGGGGAAGCAAGGGGUGCUGCGCCAAGGUCCCUGCACCUCAGCGCUUCCUGCAGCGACCUGUUCUGUUGGCGUGCUUGACACAAGUUAAUCUACACUGGCAGCGAAGUGUAGUUGAGGGCGGGGGGCGGUAUUGAUAAUGGCAGUUGUCCAAAAGGGUUGACGCAGCUGUGCCAAAUUCUCCCCUCCCAGCAACAGCACCCUGACCCUAAAAAGCCAGUUCUGAAACUCGGGGGUGUGUGUGCGUCCCCUGUGAAACAGGGAUUUCAUUAGGCGACUGGAAGGGGAACCUUCUGUACCACGGCAUAUACGUACUCAGAUCUCUUUGGUUCAGAACCUCAGGGGUUGUAUCCAGCAUUAAGUCUUCUUCAGAGUAAACCCAUUGAAAAUAAUGGCUAACUUAGAUCCAUUAAUUUCUGUGGCUAUUUUGAGUGCAACUUCGUUUGAUAUGACCGUAAUAGUUUUCAAAAUGGGUUGUGUGGGUGGGGAAGCAGUGAAUAUGGUACAGUCAAACCUCAGUUCCUGAAAGCCUUCAUUUUGGAACGUUUCGACUCCCAAACGCCGAAAACCCGGAAGUAAGUGUUCCGGUUUUCGAACAUUUUUCGGAAGCCGAACGCGGCUUCUGCUUGAGUACAGAAAGCUCCUGCAGCCGCUCAGACGCCAUGUCUUGGUUGUCGAACAUUUUGAAAGUCAAACGGGCUUCUGGAAUGGAUUACAUUCAACAACCAAGGUUUGACUGUAGUGAAUUUGGAAGAAAAGUGACAUGCUUAUUUCCCUGUCUCCGUUGCCCCCAUUUUGACCUUUGAAACACUCCGCUGCAGGUAGCUAUGCCUCACCAGUGGUUAGAAGGAAAUCUUCCUGUCAGUGCCAAAUGUGCAGUUUGUGACAAGACCUGUGGCAGCGUCCUGCGACUGCAAGAUUGGAAGUGCCUUUGGUGUAAAACGAUGGUGAGUUCAGAUUGUACAAGUCUCUUUCCCUCAAAACAGUCUCCUAGAAUGUUCUCAUAAUUUUUGGUUUGCGUUUGUCUGUUUCGAGAGACAAUGGAGUUCGCCUCCGGAGGGUGAAGCCAAAUCACUGCGUUCUCAGUAUCGAAGUGGCUUCCCCUGGGCGCAAGCGUGUGCAGUGUGUCUGGAGACCCUGGGCUGCCCAGGCGACAAGACCCCCCCCCCCUUUCAGCCUUGCUGAUGGGGUCCAAAGGAAACCAGAGCAAGACGUUUGACACCAACUUGGCUGCUGGAAGGAGGCGUACAAGGCUCCAUCCAACCCUAGGGACUCCUGACUCAUAUUGACAAAUAAUUUUUACUAUAAAAAAUGAAACUCUGAAUAUUUUUAAAAUAUCAGAAUAAGCUGUUAUUUAGAAAGUGUACGUCAAACUGCGCAAUUUGUGACACAGAAAGGUCAACAUAUUCCAUUAGCCAUUUGUUUUUUCUUUGUAGUUUCUGUGCAGUCCUGUGAUUUUGAUUUAUUCUUUUGACCUCACUUUUCUGCCCCCAUGGAUAGACAAAGCAGUAUACAUGUUUAAUGAAAGAUGUUAAGAUAUAAAUACAAACCAUCAUCAUAGAAGAAGAAGAAGAAGAAGAAGAGUUUGCAUUUGAUAUCCUGCUUUAUCACUACCCGAAGGAGUCUCAAAGUGGCUGCAUAUAAAACACCUAAAGCCAAAAACAUUCUACAGCGGUAUUCCCCAACUUGGUGCCCUCCAGGGAUCAAGUUGGGAAAGCCCGCUUUAGGCAUUCUACUAAGGAACUUGUCCCGCCCUCACUCAUCUGCUUCCAGAGAAGAGUCUUCACUAUCUGAAUGUGGGUAGAGCAUUGGGGCGGCUUUUGGCUCAGUUCUCUACCGACCACAGUGGAAGCCACAGAUCUGCAAAGUUUAGCUUGUUCCACUGCAUCCAUUUUCUCAGUGCCCAACCCUCUCCCUAGGAUCUGAUGGAAGCGAGUAAGAGCCAGCGUCAUCCGUGUAGCCAUGCUGCUUCAGCCGAAACCUCCAGAUAACUUAUCUGAGCAGCUUCAUGGAGAUGUUAAGAAACAUGUCACGCAGGAUAGAGUUCUGUGGAACCCCCUGGGCCAAUACACUUAUGUAUGCACAAGGAUUAGGUGGUGGAACACUCGCGUUUUGCAUUCCUUCCUAAAAUUGACUUUAGAAAGUCCUUGUGGUACUUCUUGCCUUCUUCCCGGAACAUAAAAACUGUAGGAAUGGCUUGGCAUACCUCAGGAAAGAACAUCAAGUGUUUCCAUGGAAGGUCUCACUUUGAUGCCAACCUUCACUCUUUUCUAUGAAUUAGCUAAGCAGGGAGAGUGGAAAGGGUCAUUCCUUGGCAUCUCCAAUUAGGGUGGGAAAGACUCCUGGAAAGCCACUUACAUUAUAUGUAGACAGUCCUGAGCCAGAUUUACCCAAUGGUUUGAAUAGGUAGAAGAAGAAGAAGAAGAAGAAGAGGAAGAAGAAGAAGAAGAAAAAGAAGAAGAAGAAGAAUUUACUGCUUACAAUAUUUUUCGCUCUAUAAGACGCACCAGACCACAAGACGCACCUAGUUUUUGGAGGAGGGAAACAAGAAAAAAAAUAUUCUGAAUCUCAGAAGCCAGAACAGCAAGAGGGAUCGUUGCACAGUGAAAGCAGCAAUCCCUCUUGCUGUUCUGGCUUCUGGGAUAGCUGCACAGCCUGCAUUCGCUCCAUAAGACACACACACAUUUCCCCUUACUUUUUAGGAGGGAAAAAGUGAGUCUUAUAGAGCAAAAAAUACGAUAUAUGUAAGCCCAGCCACUCUGGGCAGCUUCCAACAAAUCAAAACAUUAAACCCAGUAAAACAUCAAACAUUAAAAACUUCCUCAUUUCACCUGUAUUAUUUGAUAUUUUACAACUUGCCCUUUUCUUGCUUUUAAAAUGCAUGCGUUAUUUGUAGUCUCGCCUCCAGGCCGGCAUGUAAGUGACAGCGCUCUUCUCAAGGGCUCCCUAAUUAGACCUCUGAAAUGUUCCCAGAGGGUCCUCUGUGCAGGGGCAGAACCCGUCUGUGAUGAUGCUCAGACGGCCACUCCAGACCAGCAGUGACUAGUUAGCAAUCUGUUUUUGCACUGAGUUUUCAUGAUGCUCCGACUGGACUGCUAUACAUACAUGGAAGGCUUGAUGGGCCAGAAAUUAUCCAGGCCUGGUGUGGCUUUGUCACUUGGGAAUAGAGCACACCUUUAUUUUUAUAUCUUUCCUUGAAAAAUGAGUGUUUCUGUUACAAUACUCAGGAGUAUGCUUGCUGCCAUAACGUUAAGGCUGCAUGUACUAUAUUGACGGACCAUUGCUUGUUCAUUUUUUCCCCUCCAGGUGCACACGGCAUGCAGAGAUUUGUUUCCUCGCAAGUGUCCACUUGGCCAGUGCAAAGUAUCCAUUAUUCCACCUACAGCACUGAACAGCAUAGACUCUGAUGGUAUGCAGGUCCUUUAAUAUAUUUCUUCGUGACACGCUUUGCAAAUAAGAUUGAGUGUAAAGGCUUCGCACAAGGCAGUUGUGCUGAUUGGGACUGGAGAGAGGAGGCUGCUGCCUAUUGCAAUUUUAUAAGGUCUACGAAUAGGACCAGGGACUCUUCUCCUUGUGUUAGCUCAGCACAAGUACAGAAUAUUAAAAUGAUGCUGAGGUUGUUCUCCGUCAACAGACAUGCAUACAGCUUUGCUUUCUCACCCAGCCACCAUGGAAUUCCCUGGCAAAACUGGGCAGUUCUUGAGAUCUCUUUCCAAUUAUGCGCUCAGGUCCAUUAUUAUUAUUAUUAUUAUUAUUAUUAUUAUUAUUAUUAUUUAUAUGUACCCCGCCCAUCUGGCUGGGUUUCCCCAGCCACUCUGGGCGACUUCCAACAAAGAUUUAAAAAUACAUUAAAAUGUCACACAUUAAAAACUUCCCUAAACAGGGCUGCCUUCAGAUGUCUUCUAAAUGUCAGGUAGUUGUUUAUCUCUUUGACAUCUGAUGGGAGGGCGUUCCACAGGGCAGGCGCCACUACCGAGAAGGCCCUCUGCCUGGUUCCCUGUAGCUUUACUUCUCACAGUGAAGGAACCGCUAGAAGGCCCUCGGUGCUGGACCUCAGUGUCUGGGCAGAACGAUGGGGGUGGAGACUCUCCUUCAGGUAUACUGGGCAGAGGCUGUUUAGAGCUUUAAAGGUCAGCACCAACACUUUGAAUUGUGCUCGGAAACGUACUAGGAACCAAUGUAGGUCUUUCAGGACCGGUGUUUAUGGUCUCGGCAGCCGCUCCCAGUCACCAGUCUAGCUGCCGCAUUCUGGUCCAUAGUCAGAAAGGGAAAAGAAGAGAAAAAGGACAGUGAGUUGGAUCCAGUGAUUCAACUGGUAUGUUUCUACUCACAGAAAGGGCACUCCGUGCUAAGGAAGCGGGAGAAUUUUUGCUGGUUUCCUCUGCCCACCCCCUUCUGCUCCAGAGAGCAGCUUGGGAAGACCAAAAGAUACAGACUUAAGAAGGUGAUGCUGACUAUCUAGCCAGGACCAUGAGGUGGGGCGAUUGUCUCAGGUGGCAGAUCUGCUCACCACCUGCCCACAGAGCCGCCCACUGCUGCCACUGCCAGCUGCCUCUUUUUACUCCCUGUGACCGUAAUAAAUCAAUUCAUUCAUUUAUUCAGUCCCUGGGCUGCCUCACGAGGUGUGCAUUUGUAAUACUUAUUGACACGAAGGGUAAUCAUGGCUCGUGUUCUUUUAUUUAGGAGGAGUUUUAAGCUGAGAAAAACUGGCGGGCUUUCAGUUCAAGCAACAAAUCUAAAUAUUUGCUAAAAUUUUCAAACCUCCCAUUCAUAGAGUGGGGAGGUGAUUUUUCACGGAGUCUGCCUGUUUCAUUUUCAUUCCCUCAGUCUGUUCUGGAGGACUGGAGGUUGAAGGGUAUAAGAAGAUGGCACAGGGGGAAAGAGGAAUCUGUGAAAAUCAUUUCUCUUCCUCUCUAUUUAGUGGGCACAUCAUUCUGCAAUUGGAAGAGCCUACUCCCUUUAUUAACCACUUACAAACUCAACGCUACAGUACAAUAAAAGCAACACAACCCUGCCCACAGACAUGUAGUCUAAGCGACCUCCAAGUUUACUUGGGAAUAAACGCAAUAGCGUUUAAUUCUGAGUAGACGGUGCUUUUAGUGGGUUAGCUGAAUCUUGAAGAAUAAGUGGGGGGUGGCUGUCAUUGGACUUUGUGUAGUACAUUGCAAAUAUAUGCAUCACCUAUUACGUUUUGAAGGCUUCACAAUGCAGAUGUUUCCAGCAGAUGUUCACUUUCUGUUUGUAAUUACAAUUUGAAAUUGAUAGCUAAAUUAGCAGAAAUAUCACCAUUAUUAUAUUGUAAGAAAAUGACUCCCAUCGUUAGGGCUGCCGGCCUAUUGGCACAUUUCAGAACAUGCACAAAUACCAAGCGGAAUUAUAUAUAAUUCCUUACCCUUUUAGUGUCAUAAUUUUUUGGGGGGGGGGGUAUAAUAGGAUUCACGAGCACUUGGGAUCUCAUAGGUCCAUUAUACACUUGGAUUUAGUCAUUCUUUCUUUAAAUGGAUUUUGGAAUUUAGUCAUGAACAGCUGAGCGUGUUGUAUGUCCAUUGGGACCUGAAUGUGAUUUUCAUGGCAAUAAUGUCCAUUAGCAUGAUUUAACAAGAGCUUUUUGCUCAGGUUGCUGGAGCUAUUUAGAUAAUCACAAUCUUUGGGAGCUUUAAUGAAGGUUAACAAAGGCUGUUUUCCCCAUCUCUGGCUGCUUUUUGGUGCCAAAAACGGCUAUUUAGUAGUUGCCAGAGGCUGGCAUGGCUAUACUUGUUUCCCAACAUCCUUUGCUUUUUACUGGAAAGAAACCAGAAAUAAAAAUCUCCCUCUGCCCCCCCCAUUGGUGAGUUUUCAUCAUGACCCAGAUGACUUCUGGAUUUAAAUACAACAAAAGGAGUUCUUUUAAAAUAUCAACAAUGCCUUUCUAGUCUUAAUCUAAUGUGCACCAGAUACAAUCUCGCUUAAAAUGUAUAAGAAGUGCAGUGUAAACGAUGGAAGUCAAUCAAUGAAGUUUUAUUAGUAUUUUCAUAUUGAGAUAUUUGUAGAAUAAAUUUGGGAGAAAUUCUUCCAACUUUUCUUCUUCUUUUUCUCUCUUUUUUUUCUUUCUUUUCUUCUUUUUUCUUUUUUGUUCCUUUUUUCAUGUAUAUGUGCUUAUUUGAAAUAUGUAUGUAUGUAUUUGCAAUAUUUUGCUUAUAUUUUGUAACAAUUAUGUUAAAUAAACAAUUUUUUUUAAAAAAAUGAUGUGCACCACCACCCAGUUCAACAAAAGAGGUCCAAAAUCAGUUGUCUAGAGGCAUCUCUGGCACAGUGAGAGUGCAGGAAGUGUCUCUCCUGACUUCUCUAUGCUUCUGCCACUGUCUGAACCCACAGCAAAUCUGCAGGCUCUUCUUCGAUACAAGAGCUAACAGAACAAAAGGUUGCUGCUCUUGCCUCUCAGAUGCUCUGCAGUAGAGUAAUUUACUUCUGUCUCACUUGGGGCUUUCACUUGUGCACUUACCCUGAACACUUUAAUCAGCUAAUUCCCAACCCUCCUAUUGUCUUUAAUUAGUAUGGGGACAAUUAGACCUUUUCAAAGUCAGAGCUAAGUGAGAAUUGGCUUUUUAGAGUGGAUAUUUGUUUGUUUGUUUUGUCCGCUAAAGCAGUAACUGGUGAUCCUGUUGGAAGAAUAGGAGCCACUUGGUUCCUUCAACCAUAUUUACAUCAUUUUAUUCCUUCCUUUGUUUACAGGAUUCUGGAAAGCCACCUGUCCACCAUCUUGUGCCAGUCCUCUGUUGGUUUUUGUCAAUUCAAAGAGCGGCGACAAUCAGGGUGUAAAAUUUCUCCGACGAUUCAAGCAGUCACUAAAUCCAGCUCAGGUGUUUGAUCUAAUGAAUGGAGGGCCUCAUUUAGGGUAAGGAGUUUUGCUUUCUACCCACUGUUAGUCCUGGACAGGGUCAUUGCAAAAUUGGUACAUUUAAAUCGAACUUUAUUCUGCUAGAGUUCACCAUAUCAGAUUGCUGUAUUAUUGGAGAAUUACAAAGCAUCCAGUAGUUUCUUCUUCUGAGAAACAUGCAGGUUGCCUAGAGAAGUUACCAGACAAGAAUCAUAGAAUCAUAGAAUAGAAUCAUAGAGUUGGAAGAGACGACAAGGGCCAUCGAGUCCAACCCCCUGCCAAGCAGGAAGCACCAUCAGAGCACUCCUGACAUAUGGUUGUCAAGCCUCUGCUUAAAGACCUCCAAAGAAGGAGACUCCACCACACUCCUUGGCAGCAAAUUCCACUGUCAAACAGCUCUUACUGUCAGGAAGUUCUUCCUAAUGUUUAGGUGGAAUCUUCUUUCUUGUAGUUUGGAUCCAUUGCUCCGUGUCCGCUUCUCUGGAGCAGCAGAAAACAACCUUCCUCCUUCCUCUAUGUGACAUCCUUUUAUAUAUUUGAACAUGGCUAUCAUAUCACCCCUUAACCUCCUCUUCUCCAGGCUAAACAUGCCCAGCUCCCUUAGCCGUUCCUCAUAAGGCAUUGUUUCCAGGCCUUUGACCAUUUUGGUUGCCCUCCUCUGGACACGUUCCAGUUUGUCAGUGUCCUUCUUGAACUGUGGUGCCCAGAACUGGACACAGUACUCCAGGUGAGGUCUGACCAGAGCAGAAUACAGUGGCACUAUUACUUCCCUUGAUCUAGAUGCUAUACUCCUAUUGAUGCAGCCCAGAAUUGCAUUGGCUUUUUUAGCUGCCGCAUCACAGAACUUUCUCCAAGGAACAGACUCUCCUUCCUUGGAAGUUUUUAAGCAGAACUUGGAUGGCCACCUGUCAUUGGUGUUUGAGGCUUUAGCUCCCUGUUACAAGUUUGGCUUUGGUUUGCUAAAUUACUUUUGGGGAGCUGUCCGAGCCAUUUAGGUAGAUAGCCACUGGCACCCAAUGACCCUUGCAAAUUUUAAGCAGGGGUGGGUGGGAAUACAACCGGUUUCACUUGCAAAGAAAAGAAGCAGAGAGGCCCUGUGCAUAUAUCACAUCAGCUCAUUGUAUUUCCAUCCCAUGUCCAUGCACCGCUUCCUCAGUCCCUUCUGCCUCUUGCUGAUGACCUCAUGCUAUCUAAUCACAUGUGCGCCAUACCUGUUAGGGGUCACCUGUUUCAUUCUUCUAAAAUGUCUAUUGAGCUGCUAUUCAACUGGCAAACUAAUAUUCUGUGUUCUUGUGCAGAGAAUUAUUAUUAUUAUUUGUUGAAUUUAUAUACCACCCUAUACCCAGGGACACGGGUGGUGCUGUGGGUUAAACCACAGAGCCUAGAACUUGCCAAUCAGAAGGUCGGCGGUUCGAAUCCCCGCAACGGGGUGAGCUCCCGUUGCUCGGUCCCAGCUCCUGCCCACCUAGCAGUUUGAAAGCACCUCAAAGUGCAAGUAGAUAAAUAGGUACCGCUCCAGCGGAAAGGUAAAUGCCAUUUCCGUGCACUGCUCUGGUUCGCCAGAAGCGGCUUAGUCAUGCUGGCCACAUGACCCGGAAGCGGCACGCCGGCUACCUCGGCCACUAAAGCAAGAUGAGCGCCACAACCCCAGAGUCGGUCACGACUGGACCUAAUGGUCAGGGGCCCUUUACCUUUACCUUUCAUACCCGGGGGUCUCAGGGCAGUUCACAGAAGGGAGUGGCCCCUCCAAUAAUUCACCAGUGCCUUUAAGGGCUUCCUAGAGUUUAAUCACCUCUGAAGGGGACUGGUUAUUCUGGCUUGUGGAUAAUUCUGCAGAGAACAGAGUGCCCCCUCCAAAGAUACAGAAUGUGACCAGUUAGCCAGCUAAAUAGCACUUCAACAGAUGCUGUUUUCUGGAAGAUAGCUGGUAUCAGCAAAUCUGUGGGUGGUAAAGGUAAAGGGACCCCUGACCAUUAGGUCCAGUCACAGACGACUCUGGGCUUGUGGCGCUCAUCUCGCUUUAUUGGCCAAGGGAACCCGCGUACAGCUUCUGGGUCAUGUGGCCAGCAUGACUAAGCCGCUUCUGGCAAACCAGAGCAGCACACGGAAACGCCGUUUACCUUCCCACCAGAGUGGUACCUAUUGAUCUACUUGCACUUUGACGUGCUUUCGAACUGCUGGGUUGGCAGGGAGCUCACCCCAUCGCGGGGAUUCGAACCGCCGACCUUCUGAUCGGCAAGCCCUAGGCUCUGGGGUUUAACCCACAGUGCCACCCGCGUCCCUUCCUAUGGAUGGUACCCAUCCUUAAUCCUACCCUGAAUACACCCAGUGACGAUAAUGGGCAUGACUAACUUGGGGUCGUUAAGAAUAUGAGAGAACCAAGGCAGUCAAAAUCUCCUUGUUUGCAUGGGGGUUGCAUUCUGGGUCAUUGUUCGUGUCAGCAGUUGUGCGUAAACCCGUUCUGCCACCGCUCUGUUCCGCCCCCUUCCGGGGCGAAAAAAGGGGUGGUGUUGGUGGGCAAAACAAUCACUGCCUGUACUGAGGAUCCAGCAAUAGAGCAGAAUAGCACGUUUACCCUGUUUGCAACGACGCACUUCAGGUCCAGUAUACCUGAAGGAGCGUCUCCACCCCCAUUGUUCUGCCCGGACACUGAGGUCCAGCGCUGAGGGCUUUCUGGUGGGUCCCUCACUGUGAGAAGCCAAGUUACAGGGAACCAGGCAGAGGGCCUUCUCGGUAGUGGCGCUUAACCUGUGGAAUGCCCUCCCAGCAGAUGUCAAGGCAAUAAGCAACUAUUUUACUUUUAAAAGAGAACUGAAGGAGGCCCUGUUUAGGGAAGUUUUUAAUGUUUGAUGCUGUAUUGUUUUUAACAUUUGGUUGGAAGCUGCUCAGAGUGGCCGAGGAAACCCAGCCAGAUGGGUGGGGUAUAAAUAAUAAAUUAUUGUUAUUAUUAUUAUUAAAGUCCAUGCUUUCUUCACAUGAAGAGGGAUUGCCACAGGAGGAAUCCUAUUUUGAGGGGUUUGGCCUUGGAGCAGACCUCACUUUCAUUGCAAUAAUGCCACCACCAUAUUUGGUUAGUACUUGUAGACCAAAAACUGUUGGUUUGGAUCUGUUAUUUAGCAGUUUCUGCUAAAUGCCAGAACUUUGAAAAAGGGAAAGCAAUCAGGUUUUGCCACCUGAAUUAUUUUUUUAAAGCAACAAGUUAUUUCCCAUAAAAUUUCCAGAAGGAUAGACAUGAUUGCAGGAAAAUCAAUUGAAGACAAACAGAUUUGUAAUGGCAGCUUUUGUGGGCUUGAGUCCACGAAAACUUGUGCUAAUAACAAAUACUUAGUCAUUGGCGCUCUUGGUUGUUCCCCUCUUCUGAAAAUCUGCAUAAUUUACUGUCAACAGCUAACACUGUCAUUGUUGUGAAUGUUUAUAUUGUACCUCCUUGUGGAUUUGAACACGGACAAUGCAUUCUCUUUCAGUCUACGAUUAUUUCAGAAGUUUGACAAUUUCCGAAUCCUAGUGUGUGGAGGAGAUGGAAGCGUUGGCUGGGUAUUGUCUGAAAUUGAUAAACUCAACUUACACAAACAGGCGAGUAUCAGUUUCUUCUUAUUGAGGAGGAAAGAAAGAGUGAGGUGGGUUUUUAAGAAACUAGGAAAUAGAACAAAAGUGAAGAAAAACAAAACCCCACAAAUAUAGGUCUGUAAGUUGACUUUAAACAGAAUAUUUCUUAUUUCGUUUAGUGUCAUUUGGGAGUGUUACCCCUGGGUACAGGAAAUGACCUUGCCCGUGUCCUUGGCUGGGGUGGGUCUUGUGAUGACGACACACAGCUUCCUCAAAUUUUGGAGAAGUUGGAACGAGCUAGCACCAAAAUGUUAGACAGGUAAGUAAGCAUCUCUUUCCUCUCCCCUACCCCAAUUAAUGUUAUUCAUAAGCAGUGCCGGAUUUACAUAUAAACUAAACAAGCUAUAGCUUAGGGCCCCACUCUCUUCCCCAAAAAAAUUAAAGGGAAAAAAACCUGGAUGUACAUUUCCAAAAUAAAAAUAAAAAUAAAACCUACAGUGUUUUGUGUUGUGUUGGCUCCUAUGAUGUAAUAGCUAUGAUGUAAUAGGCUCCUGCUAGCCCGCUCCCUAAAAUAUCAGUGGUUUGCUCAUUUCUGUAUAUAGAGUGCCUACAUUCUGCAUGUGCAAAUGGCUUUAGAUACCUAUUAAAGGUAAAGGUACCCCUGCCCGUACGGGCCAGUCUUGACAGACUCUGGGGUUGUGCGCUCAUCUCACUCUAGAGGCCCGGAGCCAGCGCUGUCCGCAGACACUUCCGGGUCACGUGGCCAGCAUGAUGAAGCUGCUCUGGCGAACCGGUACCAGAGCAGCACACGGAAACGCCGUUUACCUUCCCGCUAUAAAGAGGUACCUAUUUAUCUACUUGCACUUAAGGGUGCUUUCGAACUGCUAGGUGGGCAGGAGCUGGGACCGAACGACGGGAGCUCACCCCACCGCGGGGAUUCGAACCGCCGACCAUGCGAUCGGCAAAUCCUAGGCACUGAGGUUUUACCCACAGCGCCACCCGCGUCCCUUUAGAUACCUAUUAGGUCCAUAAAUUACCAUACAGUGGUACCUCGGGUUACAUACGCUUCAGGUUACAUACACUUCAGGUUACAGACUCCGCUAACACAGAAAUAUUGCUUCAGGUUAAGAACUUUGCUUCAGGAUGAGAACAGAAAUCGUGCUCCGGCGACGCUGCGGCAGCAGGAGGCCCCAUUAGCUAAAGUGGUGCCUCAGGUGAAGAACAGUUUCAGGUUAAGAACGGACCUCCGGAAUGAAUUAAGUACUUAACCCGAGGUACCACUGUAUAGCAUAUAUUCAACACAAAAAACAGCAACAAUUUGCUGUUGACGAAGGACAGCUGGACAUAUAAAGGGCCCCAUUACCUUCAGUAGCUUAGGGCCUCAUCAAACCUAAAUCCGGCCCUGUUCAUAAGGGUUGAAUUACCUUUGAGUGACUAUUUCUUCUUCUUCCAAUGCGAAUACAAAUUGAUUUUGCUGGGUGAAUUUGGUCCUUUGCAUGUUGUUUGAUCACCUGGAUAUAUGGCACUUUUUUCAGGUGGAGCAUAAUGUCUUACGAAUUGAAACUGCCAUCAAAGCAGUCUAUUCUUCCUGUUACGCCAGAAGAGGAGUCUGAGGAAUGUCAGGUGAAUAUAGGUUUUGGGAUGUGAUUAAAUUGUAGAGCUGGAAAAAAUGAAAUAUAAUUAACAAAGCAAUCCUAGGCAUGUCUACUCAGAAGUAAAAUCCCAUUGCGUUCACCAGGGCUUAAUUUCAGAUAAGUCUGCAAAGGAUUGCUUAAAAAAAACUAGGCUCGUAUGUAGCAGCUUAUUUCAAUAGAGUUUUGUUUAAAAAAUACAUUGGUGUAACAUGGAUAGUCAUUGUUAGCAACUAUGAGAGAUGUUUCUUACCGAUAGUUGGGAAUCCACAUGCACUAAUUAAUUGAAAUUUUAGGCUGUCCUUCAUUGAAGGAGUACAUAUGACUUUCCUCUCCUGCAUUUACCAUCCCAGUAACCGUGUGAAGUAGAGUCAGGGACUGGCAGGUUGCUGGCGAGUACACAUCGGUGGCAGGGGGGCUGGAGGCUGGCUCAGCAGAGGGGGGCAGUGAUUUGCAUGUCGAGGUCCCCAAACCACCCCCAAAUGAAUUCACACUACACACAGGAAUUUUUGUUUAAGGUUUUUGGCAUAAUUUUGGCCACAACUUUAUUAAAAUACAAAAUGUGAGUGGUUGCUUAGGCAUUGGUUGCGACUAUCUGUCCCCGCCCAGGGACAGAACUGACACCCGCAAACCUGCGAAGUCAGUAAGGGAAAACAUUUUGGGGGAGAGAAUAGAGCUGGGUGCCAGACCCUCACCUCUCCCCAAAUGCUUCCAGGGGCUCUUGCGUGGCCCAAGCCCCUUGACAGGGGUGCGGACAAGAGCAUGGCAAACCCCUGGAUUCCUUUAACGGAAUACCCUUGCAGCAGCAGCAUUGGAGGGGCAGGCACUGCCAAUCCUUACCCUUCCACCAACCAAUUUUCUAAAACCAAUGCCUAACCGCAACCUUACAAGUUGUGUCGAUUUGCUACGCAGUAGGCAAAAAACCAAAUGGCACCAGCCAAUCAGCCAAAUGGACAAAAUUCCUACCAGGCCCCUGCCCCAAAAGCAGACGACCCCAUGACAGGCAUAGCAAGGUCAAACGCAAAAGCCCUAAAAUUAGGGAGGGUGGGAGGGUGAUCAGAUGUGCGCAGCGAAAAGAGAAACUCAACGCUGCACACAGAGAAGAUAUAACCUAAGGCUGUCGAUCAAUAAUUGGCAACAUCAAACUCCACCCAACAACCAGAGGAGCCCAAUCACAACAGUGACCAUCCAAACUAACUCGCCCAGCAACCGAGGGGUGUCUUGUGAACCCCACCACAACCCGUGCUCUCCAUGAAGGAGAACACGCUUUGUGGGGACCUGUGCCAGCCAGGAGGCAAGAGUCAGACGCAGGGGAAGCUUCAGAGCUGGAAGAUGGAGCACAGGAGGAAGAGGGGAAAGAAGCAGGUCAGGCAGGUGAAGGGCUGAGUGCUCCCUCGCCCUUUCCUCCAUCACCAUCUCCCUGAACCAGGAAAGAAUUGAAACGGGAAGAACAGAUGCAGCUUCCACACAGGCUUAGUCUUUGACUGCAUGCAUGCAGCCUGUCAGGAGAAGAUACAUAACCUGGUGGAGGCGGAGUGGUCCCCUGUUGCACCAGCCGCUCCUGUGUGUGGUAUUUGGAGCCAUGGAAACUCCUGUGUCAGCUUUGACAAUAAAGAGCAAACUAUCUGCCCUGUGCCUCCCUUGACCAAGAGGUUAGUCUGGGGCACGUUUAAUGGGUGUGCACCAAUUUGAACCAAGGUAGUCCCUUCGUCUAACCACUACCUAUACAAUGCCUGCUUUACAUUUGUUGCAAAAACAAAAGCUGCUUAUUUGAAGUGUCUGUCAGUUCAUUUUGAGAAAGUCUACAAUACAACCACGUAUUAGAAUCGGACUGUAAUCUGAAGACUUCCCAUAAUCCUCAAUUGCUCAGUAGUUUGACUGAUUAAAUCAUUACAAACAAACAAACAAACAAACAAACAAACAAACGGAUGUAUACAUACAGGCAGGUAUUAAGUGUUCGGAAUUAAACUCUCUCUCUCUCUCUGAAUAUCUCUUUCAUUUUUUAUUUACACGGCUCUAUGGGGUUUCAUCUAUGAAUCUAUGGAAUAGUCUUAGGUGAUCAUACUAUAAUCAUAAAAUUGAUGUAUUACAUUGUUCUGUAUAUUAAUAGAACAGUAUUAAAAUAAUAAGUGCUAAUACCUCAAACUGAGAUUAGCUUUUCUCAGCAUGGUAGAAACUUCAUCAGACAGGCAGGAACGCUUGGUGGUGAUAGAAUCAUCAGAGGGUGUGACAUUGAAUUCCUCCUUUGCCUAUGCCUCACUAGAUUGUGGCUUUCAUAUUUUUUCCAACCGAUCUAUUAUAAUUUUCCCUAGUUCACCAUUUUAUGUUGGAGUUAAGACUGAGAGCGUUCUUAGGCUAAGAAAAUCAAUAACCGCAGAUACAUCUAGCAUUACUGUAUAGAAGGCAUCUUUGGUGGAUGCAGAAAGGGAUCCUGCCUGUGUGAUAUUUGUUUUUUUACUUCAACACAAUCACAGGUAGAACGUGAAUAAUUAUUUCUUAAUUUUUAGAUGUCUAUGUAUGAAGAUUCAGUUGCUGCUCACCUGGCUAAGAUCCUGGAUUCUGAUCAGCACUCUGUUGUCAUAUCAUCGGCCAAGUAAGUUAAAAAAAAAAGUGCACGUCACAAUAUAGCGUAGAGCAGUUUUGUGUUACAUCUUUUUUAAUACGCAUGCAAGCAUGAACGUUUACUUGCACACUCAAAUUUGGACUCUUGCCCGAUUCAGAUGUUACAUGCAAGGGUGCUGCAGGCGCGAGAGCAAAGUUAUGUCUCAGUGACGCUUCAGGGUGGAUGUGGAACUGUGAUUUCUGCUUGUGGCAGAGUGCUUGUACAACAAUGCUUCACAACAAGCUGUGAUGAACCUCGGCUGACAAAAGAAUGUCAGGCUCAUUAGAACUGUGGGUUAAACCACAGAGUCUAGGACUUGCUGAUCAGAAGGUCGGCAGUUCGAAUCCCCGCGACGGGGUGAGCUCCCGUUGCUCGGUCCCUGCUCCUGCCAACCUAGCAGUUCAAAAGCACGUCAAAGUGCAAGUAGAUAAAUAGGUACCACUCCGGCGGGAAGGUAAACAGCGUUUCUGUGCGCUGCUCUGGUUCGCCAGAAGUGGCUUAGUCAUGCUGGCCACAUGACCCAGGAGCUGUACACCGGCUCCCUUGGCCAGUAAAGCGAGAUGAUCACCACAACCCCAGAGUCGGUCACGACUGGACCUUAUGGUCAGGGGUCCCUUUACCUUUACCUAUAUGCCCCAAAGAGGAUUCCUUAGGCCUCAGUUGUGUACAGUUGUGGUUCCAGCAUCACCUACCGAUCUUGAGUUUUACCUUUUCUGUAUUCUCUUACACACACACACACACACACACACACACACACACACUGCCUCUAAUUCUCAUGCUGCCACUGUGCAGGGAGAAGGGGCAUUUGAGAAGGUGGCAGUGUCUGGAGUCUUCCCUUUGCUCAUUCUUGUGUGGUGUCCUUGUGAAGACAAAGGAACCCCUUCAUUCUUCUCCCUGGCUCCCCACCACAAUGGGUCCGGCCGCAAGAAAUAUGGCAAGAAGAUAAGGGAGCAUGAACCCAGAUGCGCAUGGGCUGUGAAAUCUAGGGGCCGUUGCUUGUGUGAUAGAAAAUGCAUGGCUGCUAGGCUCUAAAUGGAUGUUCAUUGGGAACAGUGAAACUAUAUUACUGCCUCAAACAGAAUUGAUAUUCCAACAUCACCACUUCCCUUUCUCUUUACCUUGGCGUUUCUGUCUCUUUCAUAAAAGGAUAUUGUGUGAAACUGUAAAAGGCUUUGUGGCUAAAAUAGGAAAGAGCUGUGACAGACCCAUGGAGAACACAGAAGCUGGUGCUAUGGCCAUUAAAGUAAGAAUUAAGCUUUCCUUCCUUAAAAAAACCCUCACUUCAAAUGUAUCCGUGUUAGAAAUUUCCCAGUGUUAAGAGUUGCUUCUUUGUAUAAAUUCUCAAAACGAUUUUAGUAAAACACUUUUUAGUAAACUCUUGUGUGAAGUCAAGAAUUGGUUAAAUCUGUAUUGUAUUUUAAAUUGGUUUUACUUUUGGUUUCCCUAAGUUUCCUUGUGAAGUUCAUUCAGAAGGCAGAGUAAACAUUUCUGUCCCAAGUUCUAAAAUAGCUUUAAUGAAUACCGAUGUUGUACAGUUUAUUAUGUCUGUGCCCUGACUUUGGCCUCCUAGAAUGAAACAACAACAACAACAUCUUGAGAUCCAUAUUCUUCAUGACAGAAGAUUUAUGAAGGGAAAGAGAGCAGGAAAUAUCAAAGCUCCUAGUAGGCAGCCUUUUGGAUGCCUUAGCAAAGUCCCCUUAUGGAGGGACCAGUUGUGUGGGGCAGGACAAGCCAUGCCACCUAAGGGGACAUUUGGUUACUCUUUGGGCAGUGACAGAGAAGCGGAAACGUUAAUCUGCUGGAUGGGGGAGCCUGAAGACCAACCGGCUGUGUAGUCUUAGACCUAGGCUUCUCUCUUAACAGAAGCCCUGCUUGCUCCCAAUGGAGGUGGCCGCCGUGAUUCAUUCAGACCUAAGUAAUGAGUGCCACACCAAUUUUCCAGUGCUCGUCUCUAAUAAAACCGGUGUGGCGGUCAAGAUAGGGCAGGGCGGGGACACUGUUACAGGCCUGCAGACAUGAAGACCCAAAUCUCACUCGUGUGAGGAGGUUUCGUAACAGGAGAACCUUCCUUUAAACCAGGGGUGGCCUUUUCGAGCCUAAAGGAUGCAUUGACCGUUGGGUCAGCUCUACAAGGGCCUUACGCCAGCACUCAUACCACAACAGAUGUACGCACACAGAGAGACGCACACAGAAACACACGCACAGCAUAAACAGUGUCCACACAUACAGGGUGCCACAUGCACGCGCACACACUUCCCAGUCCUACCCACACUGAGUGACUAUGGUUUUAGGAGUGGCUCUCGCAUAAGUGUAUUUUCACCCCCCCUGACUCUAGAUAGUUGGGUUCCUGGAGGGUUUCAGCAGUGGCUCCUGCAGCCACCAUUGACGGCUGGUCAGUGUUCUCUGAGAAGCUCUGAUGCUUCACCAUUGGUCACGAAACAUCUUGGAGUUGGAGCCCACUUUCUGGAGUGCUCCAACCAAUUCAAAAUGGCGGUGGCUCGCUCGGUGAUGCUGCAGAAGCCAAUGACGUUGCUUCCAAAAAACAUUGCUUUGAGGUUUCCCAUCCAAAGAAGAUUGGCAAGUUAGACUAAUGGACUAUACUGAAAUGGCAAAGUUGAUGAUAAAAUUAAGAGGAAGAGACGGCAAUGAAUUUAAGGAAUAGUGGAAGGUGUUUAUUGCAUAUAUACAGAAGCAAUGUACACAGGUUAAUACAUUAGCAGGGUUUUAAGUUUACUUGUGAUUUUACAAUGAAUGGCUAAUAGGUGAUUUAAAUAUGUUAUAAAUUUAACAACGGACAUGCAACAUGUUGACAAAUAAUGGAACCAGGGAAGGGAUUAGAGGGAAGUCAAUUUGUUUUGUUUUGUUUUUGUAUUGUUGUUGUUUUCUUAUUUUUCUUACUUUUGGAAAAUCAAUAAAAUACUAUUAAAACAAAACAAAAAACAUUGCUUUAAAAAUGAGAAAACUGUAGUAGAAUCGUUGGCAUUUGUCAGGGAGCUGGUGGGCUGCUUUAUUGUCAAAACAAUUGCUUAGUGUUUAUUUAGCCUUACGUACGAAUGCGCAUUUCUUUUUGUGUAUAUUUCUUUCCGUUUGUCUGUGACGUCGUUAGUGUUCAGAGCUGAACGAGAAGCUCAACCUGUUGCUUCAGGCCCUUCACUCUGAAGCCCAGGUUGCCCCUGUGUUGCCGCGAAGCGCUUCCCCCAUUGCAGAGGAAGCAGCCGAAGAGUCAUCAAGCGAAGAGUCUCUGUCCGAUGCCAAGGAGCCGCUGACAGAGAGCAACAGAACAUCUGUCCCACACCAGAUCUUCAAGCCCCGAGAACAGCUCAUGCUCAGAGCAAAUAGUCUGAAGAAGGCUCUGAGGCAAAUUAUUGAGCAAGCAGAGAAAGGUGUGCUUCUGGAAGACAAUCUUGCUUAUUAACUUUACUUGUGACACUUUCUGGUUCAUUUUUUUUAAAAAAUCCCACUUACUACAACACUAACUACUUGUACAGUGGUACCUCAGAUUACAUACGCUUCAGGUUACAGACGCUUCAGGUUACAGACUCCGCUAACCCAGAAAUAGUGCUUUAGGUUAAGAACUUUGCUUCAGGAUAAGAACAGAAAUUGUGCUCCGGCGGCAUGGCAGCAGCAGGAGGCCCCAUUAGCUAAAGUGGUGCUUCAGGUUAAGAACAAUUUCAGGUUAAGAACGGACCUCCGGAACGAAUUAAGUACUUAACCUGAGGUACCACUGUAUGUUUGAUUUUUUGUUGUGGCACUUAUAACAUGAAUAAAGUAUCAAACAGAAUGAGGAGGGAGUACUCAGGUCUCAGGUAGAUGGCAAACUACUAUUUAGUCGCAAAUGCCUCUUUGGGAAAGGUGUUUGUGAGGGUGGUGUCAGUCCAGAUGCAGAAACUUUGGGGGGGAACUAUAGCAGAUGCCUUCUGAAAAUUUAAUAGUGCUUUGCUUAUCUCUCUUUUACUGAGAGGGAGUACAAUAAUACAGUGGUACCUUGGGAUGCAAAUGGGAUCCAUUCCGGAGCCCUGUUCGCAGCCUGAACAGAAUGUAAGACACAGUGGCGCAUCUGCAUGUGCGCGGGUUGCGUUUUGCCGCUUCCGCGCAUGCACGUGACGUAAUUUUGAGCGUCUGCGCAUGCGCGAGAGGUGAAACCCGGAAGUAACGUCCUCUGUUACUUCCGGGUUGCUGUGGAGCGCAACCCAAACAUGCUCAACCUGAAGCACAUUCAACCAGAGGUAUGACUGUAAUAGUAAAUGCACAUGAAAAGAAUGCACAAAUUUCCCAUAGUGUUUUCCAGUAAAAACCAAAUGUGUAAAUCCACCUUAACAUUCAGGAGAUAUUAUUGGGAGUCUAGCAGUACAUUUCCUUUAUAUUUUUUACUUGCAUACUUAACUCUUAUUUAGUGAGACACGAUAGAUUUCAGAAAUUUGAAUAAUAACAUGGACAAGUACUUGCCUUCUCUUGUAGUUGUAGAUGAACAGAAUGCCCAUUCAGAAGUGCAAAUAAAUCAGUCGUUGGUGAAGUAUAGUAAGGAAUUGGAUGAAUCCAAAGAAGAAGAUACAAAGGAAUCUGAAGCUCACCCAGGUCAGUAGCCAAAAAAGUAGCCAUUGCUUAAGGAUUCUAAAUAAGUCUGCAAUGAGUCUUUUUCAGUAAGGCUUACACAGGGAGUGAAGCUCAUACUUCCAUACUUAUGUUCAAGCUCUGUUUGUUAUUUCUAUGUGGAGUUCCCACUCCUCUUUUAUCUUAGCCCAAGUAUGUGCAUGAAUAUUCUUGAUGGAAGCUCCAAGACUCUAGGGCCUCGUAUAGAAGAUGUCCUUUGCUCAGGCUCUUUCCAUCUCAUUCAUCAGCUGGAACCUUCAGUGGGAUAAACCAAUUGCUAUUCACCCCUUUGCUUUCCUUCCCACCUUUCCCCCACUGCCCAUUUAUUUAAACCUCAACAAACAAUACACAGGGCAGUGAUAUAAAAGCCAAAUGCAAAGGCACGCAAAAAUAUACCACCAAGGGCGACUGCUCCACAAUAAACAAGCAAACUAAUAAAUCGCAGGCGGAGCCUUUUUUGAAUAAAGAAAACAUACACGUAUGGCUUAUUUAUUCGUUUUAUAGGUAAAAAACUCGAUUUAUUUCUACUUAGGGAUAUGUAUAUAUAUUUCUGUCUCUCUGAAUAGUUAAAACUGCCCCCAAAUCUCCAGUUGGACGCAGAAGUCGCAUUCCUUCACAUGCAAGUUCUUUUUCAGCAACAACCUGCACAGCCAGCAAAGAAAACCUUCCAGUGCUGAACACAAGGAUAAUUUGCCCAGGUAAUAAGGAUUUUAAAAUUCUCUAGUCCAUUGCCUCGAGUUUCCAAAUAUAUACUAGUGCAGUUUUUCUAAGGACCUGUCAAAAGAAGCUUGGUUGUUAACAUCUUUCUCCCAUUUUCAAAAGAGCUUACACAUUGCUCAGGGACGCGGGUGGCGCUGUCGGUUAAACCACAGAGCCUAGGACUUGCCGAUCAGGUUGGCGGUUCGAAUCCCCGCGACGGGGUGAGCUCCCGUUGCUCGGUCCCUGCUCCUGCCAACCUAGCAGUUCGAAAGCCCGUCAAGUGCAAGUAGAUAAAUAGGUACCUCUCCGGCGGGAAGGUAAAUGGCAUUUCUGUGCGCUGCUCUGGUUCGCCAGAAGCAGCUUAGUCAUGCUGGCCACAUGACCCGGAAGCUGUCUGUGGACAAACGCCGGCUCCCUCGGCCAAUAAAGCAAGAUGAGCGCCGCAACCCCAGAGUCGGUCACGACUGGACCUAAUGGUCAGGGGUCCCUUUACCUUUGCACAUUGCUCAAGCCUGAGACUUCAAGCUAUGACUUUGAGAUAUGGAGUUCACCUGGAGUCUUAAAAUAAUAGAAUCAAAGAAUGGUAGAGUUGGAAGGGACCCAAAGGCCAUUUAGUCCAACCUCCUGCAGAAAGGAAACUCUGAAAUGAUGGCCCAGAGAGGUUGGGGAUGGAAAAAUAGCGGGGGGUUUGUAUAGUUUUGCUGCUUCCCAUCUUCCACAGAUCCCAUUUCUCCCCAAGUCCUUUUAUUUCCAAUGUUUCCCGUAGAAAAAUGAACACCCUGAAAAACAUUCAAAACCAAAACAACCUCCGCUUUUUAUUUUAUUUUAUUUCCGCUUUUAGAAUGAGUGAAAUGCUUUUCAGGGUAAGGUUUUAGCUACCCACUUCUCGUCCUCCCUCAAAAUGAUUUCUAACAGCUAAGAUAAAACUACAGUAUUGGCUAAUUGUAACAUGCAUUUCCCUGUUUUCCCAUCAGGUCUAAGAGCCGGUCUGGCGGCUUCUAUCGCAGGGAGUUCUAUUAUCAGCAAAAUGUUACUAGCCAACAUUGAUCCAUUUGGUGCUACGCCAUUUAUUGAUCCUGAUCCAGAAUCACUGUAAGAAGGAAAAAAUGUUUUGCUUAAUCCUUAUAGUUUUCUGUUUCACAUUUACUUGGCAAUCCUAUUUCUCUCUCUACACCAAAUUAAUAUCCAGAAAGUCAUGCCGCAAACGAAGGAAAGUUUGAGUGGUUUUAAUGGAUUCAAAAGUCCAGAACUCUUAAGUGAGAAAUUCUUUCUUAAAAAUAAAAACAGCAGACCUACACAAUUGUAGUUCCCAAAUGAGGUCAUUAGGUAGUCAGCUGUUCUAUCCAGUGUGGUGUAUUGGUUAAGAGCAGUAGACUCGUAAUCUGGUGAACCGGGUUCGCUUCCCUGCUCCUCCACAUGCAGCUGCUGGGUGACCUUGGGCCAGUCACACUUCUCUGAAGUCUCUCAGCCCCACUCACCUCACAGAGUGUUUGUUGUGGGGGAGGAAGGGAAAGGAGAAUGUUAGCCGCGUUGAGACUCCUUCGGGUAGUGAUAAAGCGGGAUAUCAAAUCCAGACUCUUCUUCUUCUUCUUCACAUUGUCCUAGGAAGACCUGAUAAGUGAUGUGCUACAUCACUUGAGUUUUGGACUUGAGUUAGAACUUCAGCUGCAGCUACCUUGUUCCUCCUUCACACACCUUCCUCCGAAAACAGUUUUAAGAGCAAGGGGGGAGACAGGAUUAACAAGAGCAGUAGGUCUCCUCAAGCUGUGCAGCCAUCCACGCUCUGUUUUUCUCCUCUCCCCUCAAGAAAGGAAUGGAAGGGGUUGGGCGUGGAGGGACAAAAAAAAAAGAGAAUCUUCACAUCUGUUCCGUGAGCAGUUGUGUAAAUCAAAACACCUUCCCGGUGGACUGCCCCAACUCUGCAUCACCUCUGUCAUCGUGGGGGAUUGCAGUGGGCAGGGGGUUCAUUGACAAUCAGGUUCACCACCUUAUGCAAGAAGAUGUAUUUUCCAGUGGCAGAAACCCAAGGUAUUCUUCCCAAAAGAUGAAGAAGGAGGAAUGGCCAAAUAUUUAUGUAACACACAAUUCUGUUGCUGUCUCAUGGUGUGUGUAUGUUUGUGUGUGUGUGUGUGUGUGUGAGAGAGAGAGAGAGAGAGAGAGAGAGAGAGAGAGAGAAAUGUGGGAAAUUAGUGUAGAAUCGGUUGAAAAAUUAUAAAUGUGUCAUUGUAUACUUGUACAUACAGUUGUUGCAAUCGACCAUCACUAUGAUAAGGUUAUAAUGCAGUUGCACAUUUGUCUACAGGGAAGGAUAUUCAGAGAAGUGCGUCAUGAACAAUUAUUUUGGCAUUGGAUUAGAUGCAAAGAUUUCAUUAGAAUUUAAUAAUAAACGAGAAGAACACCCUGAAAAAUGCAGGUAAUUGAGUCAGAACCAAGACUUUAAAUAGAAAUAUUUUCUGCAAACAUGUAUUUUUUUAAAAAAUGCUUCUUAGCAGUGGUUAGUGUGUGAACUAUACGCCUGGGCAUGAUCAUUUUUCCUUUUCCUUUUAGAAGCAGGACAAAGAACAUGAUGUGGUAUGGUGUACUUGGUACUAAAGAAUUACUGCAACGGACCUACAAGAACUUAGAACAAAAAGUUCAGCUUGAGGUAAUAUUUAUAUAUCCCUAAGUGUAUCCCUGUCAGAGUUGGGCUGCAGGAACAGAAGGCUCCCUCCCCUUCCCCAAUCCCUACAGGCCAGUCCCUUCAUACUUACUUGUUUUAUUUAUUUAUCCAUUUCAUUAAAAAAAUUACAUGUCUUGAUUGGAAAAAAAGCACUCACAGCAAUUUUUAAAAAAGAUUAAAUCGUAAAUUCAGGGAAAAUUCACAAUACAUAAAGAAGUUAAAAUACUAAAACAGAUUAAAAUUCACAUCAGCGUUUCUAAGUGUUUGAAACAAAAUAAAAAAAUUCCUUCCAGUAGCACCUUAAGAGACCAACUAAGUUUGUUAUUGGUAUGAGCUUUCGUGUGCAUGCACACUUCUUCAGAUACACAGAAACACAAGUCACCAGACCCUUAUAUAUAGUGAGAGGGUGGGGAGGGAUAUUAUUCAGAAGGGUGGUGGGAAUGGGUGAUAGACUUAAUGGGUAUGGUAAACCUGUUGACGACUGUUAACGACUGCAAUUGGUCUUACAGGAAAAAGCAAGGGGUGAGAUGGCUAAAAAUAGCUUUAUCAUGUAUAAUGAGAUAAGAAUCCAAUGUCUCUAUUCAGACCAGGUCUCUCCAUGGUUUUAAGUUUGGUAAAAAAGGUAAAGGGACCCCUGACCAUUUGGUCCAGUCGUGACCAACUCUGGGGUUGCAGCGCUCAUCUUGCUUUAUUGGCCGAGGGAGCCGGCGUACAGCUUCCGGGUCGUGUGGCCAGCAUGACCGCGAACCAGAGCAGUGCGCGGAAAUGGCAUUUACCUUCCCGCCGGAGCGGUACCUAUUUAUCAACUUGCACUUUGAGGUGCUUUCAAACUGCUAGGUGGGCAGGAGCAGGGACCGAGCAAUGGGAGCUCACCCCGUUGCGGGGAUUCGAACCGCCGACCUUCUGAUCGGCAAGUCCUAGGCUCUGUGGUUUAACCCACAGGGCCACCUGCGUCCUUUUUAAGUUUGGUAAUAAGUUGCAAUUCAGCAACUUCUCUUUCCAGUCUAUUUCUGAAAUUCUUUUGUAAUAAGACAUCUACUUUGAGAUCUUGUGUAGAAUGUCCUGGAAGACUGAAGUGCUCUCCUACUGGUUUCUAAGUGUAUGGGUAGCCUUGCCGACCCAGCCACCCAAAAUAGUACAGGGAGGGUGCCUGCUUUAUUCCAACAGUCAGGGAGUUCCAAUGUGCAGCCGCUGCCACAGUAAACGGUUUAAUGGGUAUAGAAAAUCUGUGCUACAUAAACUCAAUGACCUUUAGGUCCAAUAUGUGAUUAAAGGAUACAGCAAAUUAUUUCAGGGAUCAUUUAUACAGUUGUUGUUUUUAUGCAUUUCAGUGUGAUGGACAAUACAUCCCCCUCCCCAGUCUUCAAGGCAUAGCUGUUUUGAAUAUCCCAAGCUACGCUGGCGGGACUAAUUUCUGGGGCGGAACCAAGGAGGAUGAUGUAAGCAGGGUGAAGGGGGUUGUUUCUAAAAGUGUUUUUGCCGCCAAUGUCCUGUGAAGCAGGAUUUCUGCUGGUUCUAUUGACAGUAUGUUCAGGUUUGACAUCUCCAGAAAAGCAAUGACAAACCUAGACAGCAUCUUAAAAAGCAGAGACAUCACCUUGCCAACAAAGGUCCGUAUAGUUAAAGCUAUGGUUUUCCCAGUAGUGAUGUAUGGAAGUGAGAGAUGGACCAUAAAGAAGGCUGAUCAUUGAAGAAUGGAUGCUUUUGAAUUAUGGUGCUGGAGGAGAUUCUUGAGAGUCCCAUGGACUGCAAGAAGAUCAAACCGAUCCAUUCUUAAGGAAAUCAGCCUUGAGUGCUCACUGGAAGGACAGAUCGUGAAGCUGAGGCUCCAAGACUUUGGGCACCUCGUGAGAAGAGAAGACUCCCUGGAAAAGACCCUGAUGUUGGGAAAGAUGGAGGGCACAAGGAGAAGGGGACGACAGAGGACGAGAUGGUUGGACAGUGUUCUUGAAGCUACCAGCAUGAGUUUGACCAAACUGCGAGAGGCAGUGGAAGACAGGAGUGCCUGGCGUGCUCUGGUCCAGGGGGUCACAAAGAGUCGGACACGACUAAACGACUAAACAACAACAACUCUUAAAAUGCCUACAUAUUUGUUAUUUCUUCAUAUAUGCAUAAAAUAGUAAGGCUUUCGUCACGCUGCAGUUCAUCAACCCCAGCGUGAUGACAGAAUGACAGGCAGCAGACCUGUUAGGAGAGAAGGAAGCCGGGUACGCUUGCCCUGGGCCUUGAUGCUGGCAUGGGGGGGGGGGGGCUCUGCAGGGGCCUGCUGGACUUGGCAUGCCAAGAACACCCCUUGUCUCCCAGUCGACUUGGGGACUUAAUGGAUGAAACGCCCAUGUUUGUUUGUAUGCACUGCAAGUCUUUGAUUUGCGUUGCUGGUCCAGACUUGAAUAAAAUGUGUAGCGUCAGACGGGGGGCCAACUUGAAUAAAACAUGGGGGGGAGGGGAGCAGGUAAGCCCCACCCCACAUAACACUGGGGAACAAAUUUUUUGUUGCAUUGACACCUGCAAUUGUUCUAACCUAAUUUCGAUGUGCUGAUUUCAUAUCUGAAGUUGGAUUUGUUCUGUAAGCUCUAGGUUUGUUUUUUUUUGCAAUUCAUGUUUUUCACUUUUCACCAUAAUCUUUGUUUUUCACAACGCAAGAAUUCAAUAUUUUAUUAAACACAUAGCCAAAGUGGUACAAUAUGAGUAUAAAUGUAUAUACUAUACUCAUAGUGUAUAUAGCACUAUGAGUAUAGUAUAUAGCAUUGAACAUGACAUGUAUAGCAUUGAAGAUGACAUGUAUAUCUAUGUACAGUUGGAGGUAUGCAAAAAAAUGUAUUCACUUGGGAUACACAGUAUACUGGGGAACCAAUUUUUUCCCCAUUUUCUUUUGCAUGAGAUUUUUCAACUGUUCUAAUCAAUCAUAUGACAUGGUGCCCACGCACAAUCAACUUUGGGGAGGCCCAGCCCCCUCAAACCUUAUACUAUGGGAUCGAAGACCCCUUGGCCCCUGGGAGUUGGCUCCUAUGGGGUCAGUUCAGAUUAGGCGUUGACAUUGUGGUGCAUCUGAUGAGCAAGACUCCCGCCCAGGGACCCAGAGAAGCUCUGCAUUGGCCUGGCAGGCAGCCUAGGUGAGCAGCUUAAUGAUGGUGAAGUGCUCCCUGCCUCGUUUAAAAGAGGGUAUGGCUUGGGGAAAGCUGUGGGGGGAUAGGCAAAGGAGCAGGCGAGGUGUAAAGAAAGCAGGGAGGGUUGGUCAGGUGUAAAGGGAGGAGGGCUGGGCCAGGUUGGUGGGUAGGCCGGGUUGGUAAACAGGAGCGUGGCAGUCCCUAAGCGCCUAAUAUAAACGCUGUCAGAACUUUUGCUGUUUUAAAAUUGGAAAAGUUACAAAAUAUAUAACAGUAGGGUUCUUUCAGCCACAGGAAAACUGGGUGAAGGGGCUGCCCCAACUGUUGAUGGUCAGGAAUCAUGGAACUGUAGGGUUGGAAGGGACUAUGAUGGUCCAACCCCCUGGAAUGGCAGGGGGCAAUGGCUGUAUAGUGCCCCAAGGAAUGGGGGGUGGGGUUGCCCCCAACAGAGUGCACCUGAAUUGUGUCCCAAAUGCUUAACCUCUUCAUUGAGGUUUGGGGGAUGCUGAUUUAUAUGCUGGAGUGCAUGGUCGCACCAGUUCUCGAUGAGUUACAGAGCAUAACAGACAAAAGAGCAGAUGUAAGUUGCUGGUAGGCUUCCAUCAAAAGUGUAAGCGCAGACUUGUGUUUCCUUUCUGUCCACCAGAUAUUUGGGGCACCAUCAUUUGAUGAUAAGAUUUUGGAGGUUGUUGCAGUAUUUGGCAGCAUGCAGAUGGCCGUUUCUCGUGUUAUCAAGCUACAGCACCACAGGAUAGCCCAGGUAUGUGUGUCUUACCGGGAGAGAAGAAACAUAGCCCGCGAAUGUGCUCAAGCGCACACGAAUCAAGCGUUGACUUUUCAUUUCCAUUUUAAGCGUGUUGAGCACCAUAAAUGCCAAAAUGCAGUAGCUUUUUGCCCAUGAGUUGUACCUGGAUGCACAGAAGCCACAGCUGUUAAUGACCACACUUCUUUUUGGGAAUCAUCAUGAACAUCUCAGAGUGGUUUGAUAUUCUGGGGGUGUUAUGUACUGAAGUUCUCACUCUGGGCCAGCAGGGGGGAUACUGUAGGAUAGUUCAGGUCCACAUAUGCAAAUAAGGGAUCGAAAGUGACGUUCAGUGAUUGGAUAGUUACAGAAAGUGGUUACUGUUGUGUUCUAGUGGAGCUCUAUAUAAGCAGGCUGGCUGAACCCUUCAGUUCAGUUCUGUUCUGGCCUGUGAAUAAACAAGAGCUGUUUGAAGAAUCGCUGUGUCGUCUGAUAUGUUCACCCACAACAUAACAGGGGGUUCCAGGAGCUUACCCAGGGUUCAGUGUCCUUGGAAGGAAGGACAGUGGAGAUUAUGGUGUAUUUAUGAUAAAUGGUUUAUUUACAUGGUUUGAUCUAGGUUGGUGUCCUCACACCAGCAUUCCCUGUCCAGGCAGCGCAUUCUCUGAGCAGCACUGGUCGCUGAUUUUACGUGCGCCUUAGCAGUUUCCUCUACCCUCCCUUCAAUGACAUUUCCCGUAGUUCUAUGGUAUAUGAAAAUGGGGGGGGGGGGAGAGGAGUCUGCAGGUUGACAUUUUCAUGAAAUCACCCUUUAUUAAAAUCCAUUUACUCUCUUCCAGUGCCGGUCGGUAAAGAUCACCAUACUAGGAGAGGAAGGAGUCCCUGUUCAGGUGGAUGGAGAGGCAUGGAUCCAACCUCCAGGAAUUAUUAAAAUUGUGCAUAAAAACAGAGCACAGAUGCUAACCCGAGACAGGGUAGGUGAUAGAAAGGAUAUUAUAAUGGUAUAGGGUUGCUCGUGCGUAAGUUGCCGCCUCUCCUGGCUAUGUUGCCUUGUUAAACCUUUCUGUCUGGACAGCCCUUCAAUUCGUGGCUGCCUCAGUCGCUAGCAGAAUCCGUCAGUGGGCGUUUCUUAAACCUUUUCCAACAUAAAAGUUGUUUGACACCCAGUCUCCUCCUACUUUCUCUGCGUGGAAGUCUUCUGCGCAGGGAGGGCGUGGGUAGCGGGGGACCAGUGCUCUCCCCGCUGGUGUCCGGUGAAGAGUCUGGGAGCCCUCUCGCCGAUUCCCCCAUCUGCCCCUCCUUAUUCCUGGUGUUGCACUGAAUUGCUUCCCCAUCUGCUGAGCUGCCUCUCUCCCUGCUGGGCCCUUCUCCAGCAUCAUUGGAGAGCCUUCCCUCCACCUCUAGCUCCGAUGUCAGUUCCCUGACAGAUAAUUUGUCUAAUAUAUAAUGGGUUGCCUUCAAGUCCCACCUAGGGUAGACUCACUGAAAGGAAUAAACUUGUUAGUUAUGUCUAUUACCUUCAAUGGGACUAUGCUGAGGAUUAUUAUUUAUUAUUAUUAUUAGAAUUUAUAUACCGCCCUAUACCCGGGGGUCUCAUUGAAUACCACUUACUGUCUCCUGUAUAAAUCCCUUUGUGAGGAAUUUGAUUUUUCUGUGCAUUAAGAAACAUAAGUAACAUGCAACAAUAAGGUUAGUGUAAGUAUGUGCUUCAAAUACCUUAAUCUUUUUAAUGGGGAAAAGGUAAACAUCCAGCCAGCCUCACGUGUACAUUCACAUGUGUGUAUUUACACACGUGCCGUAUUUACUAUACAGCAGUACUCUGCAGUAUUUUGUGUUUGUCUUUGGUUUUUUCACCAGGGAUUGUAUGCUCCCACCCCCUAAAUGCAGCCACAAAUAUUAAGCUUAUUUUUGGCAUUAGUUUUCAUUGUAAAAAUUAAUAGUGAAGUAUGGUAUGAAUUAUUGUGUAUAACGAUCCUACAUGGAAGUAUUGGUAUUAAUGUCAAACAACUUCCUCGAUUCUGAACAGGCCUUUGAGAGUACGCUGAAAUCCUGGGAAGACAAACAGAAGUGUGAUUCCUGCAAACCGAUCCUGAGAUCCCCUUUGUACCCUCAACAGGCUGUGGAACUGGCCACUGAAGAGGAGACUUUGCAGAUCCAGUCGUCUUCUCAGGCCGCAGAGGAACUGAUUAGCAGGUACCUUCGCCUUGCUUUCUUCACGAGGCCUUAAACUUGACAAGAUCCAGGUCUGACAAUGUCUUUGCAUCUAAUGUGCCGUAACUUAGGCCAAAUAUUGUGCUGAAAUAUCAUGUCAGUGGACAGAUUCUGAAAAUUUUGCUUACCCAGUUAGUCCCUCUGUCAUGUUUUUGUGCCUUAUGUGGCUUCCCUGGAACGGAACCUCUGCCCUAGUUGCGAGUGACCUGUAUCUCUUUUCUUCCUGUUUGGGCAGCUGUUUAUCGACGCAGAAUGCUUUUCUCAUUUCCUUUCUCUUUUUCCACCCACAACAUUUGUUGCAGAAUCUGUGAAGCUGCAAAGAUACACAGCUUGUUGGAACAAGAACUGGCUCACGCAGUAAAUGCAUGCUCUCAUGCGUUAAACAAAGCCAGUCCAAGUUUUUCGGAGGUAAAGGAAAUCUAUGGUGCUAGUUGAAUAUGAUUAUUUUGUUAUUUAUUUCAUUUGUCGUUUGCUUCCUAUGAGGUAUUUUGAAGUUACAGUGGUACCUCAGGUUAUAUACGCUUCAGGUUACAUAUGCUUCAUGUUACAGACUCCGCUAACCCAGAAAUAGUACCUUGGGUUAAGAAAUUUGCUUCAGGAUGAGAACAGAAAUUGUGCUCUGGCGGUGCAGUGGCAGCGGGAGGCCCCAUUAGCUAAAGUGGUGCUUCAGGUUAAGAACAGUUUCAUGUUAAGAACGGACCUCCGGAACGAAUUAAGUACUUAACCCGAGGUACCACUGUAUUUACAACACAGUCAAUGCAUAUAUGAAAAACAUCCCUAUAUAAAAACAGUUUUAAAACAAAAACCAUCCAUUACCAAAACAAUUAAGACAAUGAUUACAUACAGAACAAGGUGUACAUAUAUAUAUAAUCCAUUUCAAAUCCAAUAGCAACAGCUCCACUUAGAAGGCUUGUGAAGGAAAGUCUUCAGCAAUUGCCUCAAAAGAAGAUGGCACUUGUCUGAUAUAUCGCAAAAGGGAGUUCCAAAAGUUAGGUGUCAUCAUCCCUAAGGCCCAGUUACAACAUGGUACAGAAUGGACCUGCAGACUGCCCUCUCCUCAACAUACUUGUCCCAGAUCUCCUCAUGACCAUCUCAUGUACAUGCUAAAUGGCAAUGGGGGCAGGAUGGGACCCUGUGGCAUUCCACAGCACAACUGCGAGGGAGCUGAGAAAUCACCACCCAGUGCUAUUCUCUGAAACCAACCCUGGAGAUAGGAUAGAAAAUACCGAAUUUUUUGCUCUAUAAGACUCACUUUUUCCCUCAUAAAAAGUAAGGGGAAAUGUGUGUGCGUCUUAUGGAGUGAAUGCAGGCUGCGCAGCUAUCCCAGAAGCCAGAACAGCAAGAGGGAUUGCUGCUUUCACUGCGCAGCGAUCCCUCUUGCUGUUCUGGCUUCUGAGAUUCAGAAUAUUUUUUUCUUGUUUUCCUCCUCCAAAAACUAGGUGCGUCUUGUGGUCUGGUGCAUCUUAUAGAGUGAAAAAUACGGUACAUUUUAAUGUAUUUUUAAUCUUUGUUGGAAGCCGCCCAGAGUGGCUGGGGAAACCCAGCCAGAUGGGCGGGGUACAAAUAUAUUAUUAUUAUUAUUAUUAUUAUUAUUAUUAUUAUUAUUAAAAACCGUGUCCCCAAUACCCAUCACUCUGUUCAGGAGGAUACUAUGGUUGACGGUACUGAAAGCUACCAACAAGUCAAGUAAGAAUAACAGGGUCAUUGAAUUGCAGAGUUCUCCCUGCAAUGCAGGAAUCUCAGUUAAAGCAUCCAUGACAGAUAGACAUCCAACCUCUUAUUAUGUCAUCACCAGUUUAGACAUUGUUUUUCUUUUGGGUGAAGACAGGGUCAAAGUAGGGGUUGAGUAGUUCCCCCUUCUCUCUGACACCCAAGAGCAUUUCUCUGUCUUCUCCACGUAGAGGACCAACCACUUGCUUCGGACAUAGCCGAGGGAAACCGCCCGCAUUAUUUUUAACCUCUCUUGCACUGAUGGCAUCACACUUCCCCAUUCUUCUGUAAUAAAGGCCAUCCAUCAGGGCGACCAAGGAAGAUUCAGUCCCCCAAGCAGCCCUGAGCCUCGACUGGAAAGGUAGCCUGUUUCAUCCAAGAAUAUCUGCAAAUUUCGCACAACCGUUCUCCAAAAUGGGGGUGUUUGCAACUGGGCAAGAGAUGUCACGAACUAGUGGGCCUCCUUUAGGCUUUUUCCGGAAUCACUGAAUCACCACCUCUUUCAGGAUAGCUUGGAAUAUUCCCUCCUGCCAAUUGAUGUGUAUUGAUCACACUGUAGACAUAUCAGGUCCUGCCUCCCUCCCCAUGCAAGGUUUAAUAAGCCUCGAGGGGGCAAUGGUCAAGGGAGGACAUGGUUGGCUGCAUCCUUGCAAGCCAUUCAGGUUUUUUUUUAAUGGGGGGAAAGCAACAACACCCGCACAGGGGAACGUUUUAAACCAGGCACCCCCAACCUCCAGCCCUCCAGAUGUUUUUGGACUACAGUUCCCAUUAUCCCUGACCACUGGUCCUGUUGGCUAGGGAUCAUGGCAGUUGUAGGCCAAAACAUCUGGAGGGCCGCAGGUUGGGGAUGCCUGUUUUAAACCAAAUGCAUCUUUAUGAUGGCUGAUCAGUCUGAAAUGAAGCCUUGUUAUGUAUAAUGUUUUAAAUACUCUCUAUCUGCACGCUGCACCUCAAGUUUGAUUAGAAUUCCGGCUGUGGAGGAAUGAUCCUGUCACUUAUCAUUUCCGGGUACAGUGGUACCUCAGGUUACAUACGCUUCAUGUUACAGACUCCGCUAACCCAGAAAUAGUGCUUCAGGUUAAGAACUUUGCUUCAGGAUGAGAACAGCAGGCAGCAGCAGGAGGCCCCAUUAGCUGAAGUGGUGCUUCAGGUCAAGAACAGUUUCAGGUUAAGAACGGACCUCCGGAACGAAUUAAGUACUUAACCCGAGGUACCACUGUAUUGAGAAUGGAUUACUGAGGCCGUUGACUUUAGGACUGUGUCAGGCAGCUGACAAGGGGAAAAAGGUUCCCCGUGAUCUUUCUUUCUCAGUGCCGCAAGUAGAGAACAAGGACGUUUGCAGAGCAAGUAGCACAAUAUGACGCCAGCAGGUGAUCCCAAAACAGGCACUGCAUGAACCUCCCUAGUCCUGGAGGAGAUUUCCUUCCUGACCCUUAAUACAGCAUUUAAAAAGGUAAAGGUACCCCUGACCGUUAGGUCCAGUCACGAACCACUCUGGGGUGGUGGUCUCAUCUCGCUUUACUGGCUGAAGGAGCCGGUAUACAGCUUCCAGGUCAUGUGGCCAGCAUGACUGAGCCACUUCUGGUGAACCAGAGCAGCGCACGGAAACACCGUUCACCUUCCCGCCAGAGUGGUACCUAUUUAUCUACUUGCACUUUGAUGUGUUUUCAAACUGCUAGGUUGGCAGGAGCUGGGACCAAGCAACGGGAGCUCACCCCGUCGUGGGGUUUCGAACUGCCGACCUUCUUACAUUAUAGUGGUACCUUGGAUUACAAACAUUUCAGGUUGCAAACACCUCGGGUUACAAACACUUCGGGUUACAGACUCCGCUAACCCGGAAGUAGUGCCUUGGGUUAAGAACUUUACCUCAGGAUGAGAACAGAAAUUGUGUGCCGGCAGCCCGGUGGCAGUGGGAGCCCCCUUUAGCUAAAGUGGUACCUCAGGUUAAAAACGGUUUCUGGUUAAGAAUGGACCUCCGGAACAAAUUAAGUUCUUAACCCGAGGUACCACUGUAUUUCAGCACAGCCUUUCAACAAACGUGGUCAAAAGAGUUCAGGACCCUGUUAAGAUUUGGAAAGGAAAAGCCAGCUGCGUUUAUUUGAUUUUUCAACUAUUAUAAACUGUUUACGAGUAAAUGUGCUCCUUGGUUUUCUUCCCACAGAGCCUUACCAGAAACACUGCCCUGGAAGUCGCUGUCAACAUGAAGGUUCUGCAUGAUGAAACCAAAUCCUUGCUAGUAGGAAGAGCUCCUUUGGUAAGUGAACUUUUUCUCCCUGUUCAAAUUCAGGCACUGGACAGAGACUUUUCUAAUUUUUUAAGGAACCUCUUGGUUUGUGUGAUUAAUUCUAAUUGAUUUUAGCCAUUGCCUGCUUUUUGAAAGUUUUAUGUACGUUGCUUAGAAAUUCCUGUGAUUGAGUGGUGUAUUAAUAGCUCAAAUAAAUAGAUAAUAAAUACAUAAAUAAACUUGGAGGACUGGGCACUUUUGGAGCAGAACUUCAGUAUAUAUUUUUUUGUGUUAUCUCAGCCCCUCAUUUCUUCAUCUGUGUGGUGGCUAUAGUUGCUCCUGACAACACAUGUAAUCAGUAGUUUACAGCACAUGUACCCAGCAUUGGUUGGGAAUAAUAAGAAAUGGAAAAUCAGUGCAAUUUUGAAAGGUGCAGUCUCCAUGUUAUUCAAAAUGGCAUCCAAUUGCAAUUUAAAAAAUAAAAAUGGUAGUACAUACGGCACGUCUAUUUAAUUGUAAAAGUUGGGAAAUUACCGUAUUUUUCGCUCUAUAGGACGCACCUUUCCCCCCUCCAAAAAUUAAGGGGAAAUGUGUGUGCGUCCUAUGUAGUGAAUGCAGGCUCCUUGGUGUCAGCGAUAGCAACGCGAAGCCUCCGAAGCGCAGAGGGAGCGCUCCCUCCACGCUACGCGUUGCUUUCGCUGAAGCCUGGAGCGCACCGACCCCUCUCACUCUCCAGGCUUCAGGGAUAGCUGCCUGAAGCCUUUGGAGCGCAGCGGGAACUCGCGCUGCGCUCCGAAGGCUUCGGGUUCCUUUUGCUGAAGCCUGGAGAGCGAGAGUGGUUGGUUUCAGGUUCCAGAGAGAGCAAGACUCUCCUGGCUUCAGCAGAGAGGGAGAGCUGCGCAGCGCCCCUUCAGCGAAGCGGGAGCAGAAAUGGAAGGGGCUCCGUUUCUCCUGCCGCUUCGCUGAAGGGGCGCUGUGCAGAGAGGGGGAGAAAUUUUUUUUCUUGUUCCCCCCCUCUAAAACAAGGCGCGUCCUAUGGUCGGGUGCGUCCUAUAGAGCGAAAAAUAUGGUAGAUGCUCCCCUUUAAAGGACACAGGCCCCGUAACAUUUUGUGAUUUGUUUCUGCAGCAGUUAGAAUCCCCUCAUGAAGAACUGCUCUCAACAGCUGUGCACAAUUUAGAGAGUGAAUUAAGGAAGGUGGCUGAGAUUCCCUGGCUCUUGUAUGUUCUGCAAUUAAAUGACGAUGAGGUGGGUGAAAUUCACACUUGCAAGCCUGCUUUCAUUUCAUUUCAUUUUUAAAAUAUAUGUAUAUAUCUUUAUUAAUUUAAAAUAAAUACAGUUAUGAAAAACAGACUUACAUACAAGUAAACAAACAUAGAAUCAAACAAAUAACAGAAGAAUCAAACAAACCACCACACUAUAAGAUAUAAGAAGAUUAAUAUAAUUAUCUUCAUAUAUACUCCUGGUAUUGAACACAAUUAUAAAACUUAUAGAGAAUAAAUUUAACACUGACUUCCAAUUAAUCUCACUUAACUUUGUCUAUCCAUUACUUUAUACCGCACAGUUACAUAUUUCUUAUAUAAUUUCUUUUUACUUCCCUACAAACUUACAUUUAUACAAUACAGGGAUCAGUCUAAUUCUGCCAAGAUGUUUCCUUUUAUUCCAUAGUUUUAUAAAUAUUCUUUAAAUAUUCUUUUCAUUAAAUCAGUAAAUUGAAUCAUGCUGGCAUCCAAAAACUCCGUUGUGCAUUAUAUCCAUCUUUGCUAUUGCUUUUUUUUGGUCAAGUACAGUGGUACCUCCGGUUGUGAACGGCAUCCGUUCUGGAGCUCCAGCCGCAUCCUGAGGAAUUUGCAACCGGAGGUGCCACUUCUGCGCAUGCGGUGCGUAGCGUGCUUCUGCGCAUGCGCACACGGCGAAACCUGGAAAAUUACUUCCGGGUUUGCCGCGUUCGCAUCCUGAAAGAUAUGCAACCAGAGGUGUGCGUAUCUAGAGGUACGAUACUAUACGAUAAUCUUUAUUGUCAUUGUCCCAUACAGAACAACAAAAUUGAAAAUCUACAUCAGACAUUUGGAAACCAACAAGUCUGCUAUCCCAGCCUGAUUAGCCCCCUAAAAACUCUGAUACCCCAUAAUUAAAUACAAUAUGCUCCCAUAGAGACUACCUUACACUGCAUUUAAAACCAAAAUCGCAUUUGAAUAGAAUUUCUCAAGCGGCUAGUCCUAGUCUUUAUAACCCUGCACCUUCUUCCAGAAGGCAGAAGCUGAAAGAGAUCAUUUCCAGGGUGCGCACUAUCCUGCACUAUCUCUGCAGCUUUCUUAUGGCACCUGGAAGCGUAGAUUUGAUCCAAGGUGGGAAGAGUGCACCCAGUUAUUCUCUCCGCAGUUUUCACAACCCUGGAUAACAUUGUUUUUCCCCUGACUGUGCAGCUCCCAAACCACACACACAGACCAUAAGUUAAUACACUCUCAACAGUAGAAUGGUAAAAUGCCAUCAACAGGUACUUUGAGAGAUUAUUUUUCUGGAGGAUUCUCAGGAAAUAUACCACUGUAAAGUAUCUACAUUUGCUCCCAGUGCAUUUCUGAGCACAAUUUAAAGUGUUGGUGCUGACCUUUAAAGCCCUAAAUGGCCUCAGCCCAGAAUAUCUGCCUGUUCAGCCUGGACACUGAGACGUCUUCUGGUGGUUCCCUCCCUAUGAAAAGUGAGGUUACAGGGAACCAGGCAGAGGGCCUUCUUGGCAGUGGCGCCUGCCCUGUGGAACGCCCUCCCAUCAGAUGUCAAGGAGAUAAAGAACUGCACAACUUUUAGAAGACAUCUGAAGGCAGCCCUGUUUAGGGAUGCUUUUAAUGUCUGAGGUUUUAUUGUGUUUUAAAUGUUUUGUUGGGAGCCGCCCAGAGUGGCUGGGGAAACUCAGUCAGAUGGGCGGGGUACAAAUAAUGAAAUCUUAAUCAUUCUUGUUAUUGGGAAGGGUUUGUACCAACACCUGACCAAUGAGGAAUUUGUCAGCAAAUGGCAGAAAACCAUGGCUAAAAAAGCCACCUCUAUUGGUCUGUCACCCCCCAACUGUAUUACCUGGGUUAUGAAGGUGCCCAAAAUAUGUUAAAGCAAGGAUUAUGGGAUAAUGCACACAGUGACUUGCGAUCUCGAUCACACGCAGUCUGUAGUCCGCUGGCAGUAGGAGUACAAUAUGGGUAUGUCUUUAAGUUAACAUCUUACAUUUAAAAACCUGACAGUACCAAACUAUCAAAGGCUUUUCACCAAAGCCAGACUAAACGUCUUUCCUUCUGCAGUGUUGGAUGUCAGGUUGAGAGGAGUUCCCUACCAGGACAGACUUUGCUCGUGUGCUCAAGACAUCGAUUCCAUAAAACAUAUUUUGUUGCAUUGUGCAAAAUAUGAGCAAGCCAGGGCUGAACUGAUACUACCCUUGCUGGUACCUUUCCUGGGAAAAUCAGAGGCUCACUAUGUCAGGUUCCUAUUGGAAGACCGGACAAAUGCUAGAACAUUAGCAGUGGCAAAGUUUUUGUCGGUGGUUGCAAGAACCAAUGAUCCCUAUAUUCUGAACAAAUCCUUGUUUAACCUGGAGGUAGGCUGUAUGAAUUGUGUAUUGCUUUGUAAUGAUUUGUUGGGUCUCUGGACUGUAAUAAAGAUUGAUGAUGAUGUUAUUGCUUACACCUACAAUAAAGCAGCCACAAAUGGGAAGCCUUGAAAAUAUUUUUCCUUCUUCCAGCUGUCUCUCCCCUGCCCCAUCCCAUCUUAAGUAUGUUUUCAAGCCCAAUUUAGCUCCUCCGUUUGGGGUGGAUUGGAGUAGGUUAGGAAGGGGAAUCUUCUGCAUUUUUUCCCUUCUCUUGGCCAGACAGAUAACAUGUACUGGACAUUAAAACUGCUGCCUGGGUGGUCACAUUUGCCUAUGUGCUGACAUCAUGGUGGAGAAAUGAAGCUGGUUUAUAAUAAGGACUGUGCUUUUUGAACUGUUCUUGUGACUUUCACCCCCUUUUAUUCUGUCUUCCCAUUUUUAAAAUCCAAGUUCUGUCCUUGAAAUUGCCAUUCUCCCCCCCCCCCCGAAUUUUUUAAGUUUUGCUUCUCAACAUUGUUUUUCCCUCUCUUUUGUUUUUAGGAUCCUCCUUUGGAAUAUGCUAAAAGAAACAACAGAAGCACUGUAUUCCGCAUAGUGCCAAAGUUUAAAAAGGAAAAGGUUCAGAGACAAAAGACUAGCCCUCAGCUUGGUAUGCUUUAUAAAAAUAAUAAUACUGUAAUAAUAAUGUGGCUAUGGGGGAGAUGUGGUUCAAAUCUUUCAUUACAUGCUCAGAUGAUGAAUCGUUAUCUGACUCAGCUUUGAGCUGAAAGGAACCUUGACCCAUGUCCUUGCAUAAACGACCUGUGGUCUGUUUUUGGAGGAUGUGAAAUAUCUCUCACUGGUUUGACUGUCCUGGGAUUAGCUAGCCCUUAAAAUCUAAUAUAGCCAUACCUUGGUGGUCAAACGCCCUGGAACGCGGACAUUUUGGCUCCUCAAUGCCGCAAACCCGGAAGCAACUGUUCCGGUUUGUGAACGUUCUUUUGGAACCCGAAUGUCCAAUGGGGCUUCCGCGGCUUUCGGUUGGUUGCAGGAGCUUCCUGCAGCCAAUCAGAAGCCGCAAUUUGGUUUUUAAUGUUUUGGAAGUCGAACAGACUUCUGAAACGGAUACCCUUCGACUUCCGAGGUACGACUGUAUUAGUUUUCAAACGGUGUCCCAGGAAAUCCUUGGGAUUCAUCCUCAUUUCAGCAAUGGCCAGCAAGCAUCCCUUGUCCUCUUGUCCUGUUCCUCCUCUGUACUGUACAGUUGCAGGCAAGUGUUUGGUAUGUUCUGGGGUGCGCGCUCAGUUUAUGCCAGAAAGCAGUGUAUUUCAGAAGCCUGGUCCAGUGUAGUUUUUGAGUUUAAACAAACUUUCCAACCCUCUUCUCCCAUUGUUACAGAACGUGUACAGGGUACCCCUUCACUAUUGAUUAUAGAGAUCUCAGACUAGGGUCCUUUAGCAGAGAACAUUUCUUUGAAAAAAAGAAGAAGAAGAAUAGCGAGCACAUAAUUCUUAAUAAAUGUAAGAGGCUCACAAAGUACUCAUAACCCACCUACUUUCAGCAGCCAGAAACACCAUAACCAGACACUGGAGAGACCUGUCAGGAGUAAACAUGGACCAAUGGUACCAAAUAGUGUGGGAAACAGCCCUACUAGAAAAAUUAACUAAUAAACUGAAACUGACACGGGGACAAACAGAAGAAGACGCCUUCACCCCUGUAUGGCUCCCCUUUAUCACAUACACAGCCCAACAGGACAAUGACAAUAAUCCACCAACAGCAUACAAAUCAAUAUGGCUAACCUGAUCCAAAACACCCACCCACCUCACUCACACACGAAAACAAAGAUCACCAUAGCCAAUCACAAGCAAACAAUCACACCCUAGGCCAACCCCAACCUCUCUCACCACCAAAGGAACACAAGUGAACAACACAAGCAACGCUGACACCAAACUCUACAUACAUUAAACAUAAUAGAAACACCGCCGACCCCACCCCAUCCAUCUUCCUCUCACCCCCCUUUCUUUUUCCUUUUUUCUUCUCCCCUAAUGCCUCAACAAAUGAAACGGAUUUGUAAAAAUGUUACAUGGGGGAAAAAAAUACGAGGCAUUACACUUACUUCUGUAAAACAAGAAAAUCCUUAAUAAAAUAUUUUAAAAAUAAAAAUAAAAUAAAUGUAAGAGGCUUCAUUGAAAUAAUUGGUUAGCUGUUGCUUACACUUCAGAGGCAUCGUGUGUCACAUCCAGCUUCUGAAACGAAAUAGCACUGCGUAAAACACAUGAAAAUUGAAACAAUGGCUUAUGUACUCAUUCUUCUUUAUUAAAUUCCUUUCUUAGUUUAAUGUGGGCAACUAACCUUGGAGAACAAUGUUGACAGAACUUUUAAAUGUGCUCUUUUGCCUGAUAUGGCUAAUAGAUAAUUUUCUGAAUUAAGGACUGUAGUUGUUUAUGUUUUAAUGAGUACUGAUUUUUUCCCUACUAACAUGGAAGCCAAUAAAUCAUCAUUUGUGUGCAGCAGAACAUGCACAGACCUUGUAGUACAUCUUCUAAUAUGGUUACAAGUUAAUUAGUUGGUGUUCAGGAAGCUUGGUAGCUUUGAUGCUGAAGCUGAAAGCAUGGCUGCAAUACAGAAUGCCCUGUCUUUUUUUUUUUUUAAUUUAACAUACAUUCACAGGUUUUGUUUAACUGCAUGGAAAAAAACGAAGCUGCCAAUUUUUUCAAGACUAUAUUUGACUUUUGCUAUCACUGCCGUGUUCUAGUCUGUUUUUCACCCUCUGUGGCCUAACCUUUGCUUGUGAUGCGAGUUGAGCAUGUAGAAAUUAAGGGGGUUUUGCUCUUAACUUUGGUAGUUCAAAAAUGGGGCACAGAUGAAGUUGCUGCUUGGCUGGAUCUGCUCAGUUUGGGAGAGUACAAAGAAAUCUUCAUCAGCCAUGACAUCCGAGGCUCUGAGCUUUUACAUCUGGAAAGGCGAGAUCUGAAGGUAUUUUCUAUGUGCUACUUUUCUGCUUAUGAUCAUUUUUCUUUGAUAGAAAUUAAUUACAAACUUUCCUCUGUCCCUAUUCCAGCUGCGUGCUUGUAGCUUGGCUUUUAGUGUGCAAACUUGCAAAACAACAAACCAACCAACCCCAAACUAACUAACUAACUAACUAACAUGCGGUCAGUUAGGCCAGACUCUCAUCUUCUUAUUAAUAGGAAUAUUGGGAAUUUGCUUCUUUUAAUGAUUUAUACAGAGUAAUGGUGGAACCGGGCUUUGAGAAAUCGCUAAAUGUAUUGGCUGUAUUGAUUUAUAUGAAAAUAACUACAUUAACAUUAAAAGGGCUUAUGUUGGAGAUAGUUAGUAAUCCAUCAGCUGGCCGUUAUCAAGAUACAUGUGAUACAAGAUUUUAAAAUACACCCAUCCCUCACUCUGGGUCAUAAUCCCUUUCUAUUUGAGGCAUUCUGAGGUAACCUCUAAGUAGGCGUUCUGCAUUUUGUAUCUGUCACUGCUGCUAGUCAGACCAGCUUUGUGGAUUAGAUAGACAGUUCUUUCUGCUCCAAACAGAAUUGUCUGCAGAAGCAGCUUGACAGGUGAGGUCGAAACACUGUGUGAGCUUCCUGGCCGGUAGGUUGCUGUGGCUUGCUGGAAGGGAGAGGGGCAAGGCUGUGGGGAGCAUACCACCUGGAGCGCUGGAUUGGCUCCACGGAUGUGUUUGCACCACGUCUGUCUCCCCACCCCACCCCACCCCGUCUCCCCCUUCUCCCUGUCCCUCCCACUGUGCAACAGUGUCCCACCUGCUAGCCACUUCUGUGUGUACAUUUCCAGGAGAUUUUCUCCACUCUUCCACCACCACCGCUCCUGUUCUACGUCUGUCUUUCAUUUUAGGCUAUCAUCGUUGAUGCUUGGGGCAACAAAGAAAUCUUAAUAGUGAGUAGAGAGGCCAGGAGUUGUCUGUGGAUGUAAUUUAGCUUAAUUCCUGACAUCUCCUGAACAGGAGGAAAAUUGUCUUAGGCAUAAUGUUUAGUUUCUGUUUUUAAUUAUCAGUUAACUCAAUUGUGUUCAUAGUUCUAGAUUCCAAUCCUGUCUGGCAUGUCUAACACUAGCUGUAUGAGGAACCGUAUUAUGGAAACUUGUGUCCUGAAACAGCUGGCUUCCUUCUGCUUGUUUUCUGGCAUUUAGCAGGUUUCUGUAGCACCACCUCAGUUUCCUGGGCAUCAGUGAAGCUGUUUUUCCUAGUUCCAGAUGUUUUUCUGGUAUACCUAUAGUGUGCUGCUGUGCAUUUUGCAUCUGCGUGUGUUAAAUUUUCAUUAAUCUUUUUCCUGGAGAAGGUGAAUGGAGGUGUAUCGCUUUCUCAAAUUAAUAGCGUCUUAGGGAAGGUGUAGACAAUUGCCUUAAUUGAUUGAGCGUUAAAUGCAACAGGUUCGGCAGAAGAAUUGUGCAGCUGCAAUUUGCAAGUUUGCAAUGAGCCCACAAUGCCUUAGUUUACACGCAUUUAUACAAACAAGGAAGGUGAUUCACGGGAAUCGCAAUGUAGUAUGAAUUGGCUCUGUUGAAAUUUGCAGUGAAAUAUUCAGACUUAUUUGAAAAUUUAUAAUCCUCUCUUUCAUAAAAUAUGACAAGGCAGCCUAUAACAUAUAAAAUGCAACAAAACCAGUCUAUUAAUAUCUAUAAAGCUAUAAAAUCUAUAAUCUAUAAUUAAAAGCAUCAGUAAAAUGUCAGUAAAUACUGGUUGUUUUAAAGAAAAAUCAUAUCGUGAAGACCUGCCUGAACUGUGCCAUUUUCAGAAGACAUCAGAAAGGAGGCAGGGACUGUUCCUGUUGAACCUCUAUAGGCAGGGAGUUCCACAGGAAAGAGAAGGGCUUGCACCCUAAAGGCUCAAUUCCUAGGGGAGGCCAUCCAAACCUCAGAGGCCUGGGAGAAAUGAAAAAAAUGAUAUAACUCUUGAUACUACUAAUAAUUGGUUAAUUUAAUCAUAUUUCUUUCCUAUUGGUUAUGAACAUAUCUAGAAUUACUUCUGAUUAUCGUGUCAUUUUCCAAUUUCACUAUUUUAGUGGAAAUGCCUAGUUUCUCUUAAGAAACUAAUACUCAUUUGUUAAGUACGAGAAAGGUAGUUUACAUGUGUAUUUUUAUAUAAUAAAUCCUGACAUUAGAGAGUAGCUGAGACAUUUCCCUCUGUUAGUAAGCUGUCCAGUUUUUAACUAGUUAUGAAAAGUACCCCCCCAUUAUAUUUUGGGUAAAGGUAAAGUUAAAGGGACCCCUGACCAUUAGGUCCAGUCGUGGCCGACUCUGGAGUUGCGGCGCUCAUCUCGCUUUAUUGGCUGAGGGAGCCGGCGUACAGCUUCCUGGUCAUGUGGCCAGCAUGGCUAAGCUGCUUCUGGCAAACCAGAGCAGUGCAUGGAAAUGCUGUUUACCUUCCCGCCGGAGCGGUACCUAUUUAUCUACUUGCACUUUGAUGUGCUUUCAAACUGCUAGGUUGGCAGGAGCAGGGACUGAGCAACGGGAGCUCACCCCGUCGCGGGGAUUCGAACCGCCGACCUUCUGAUCGGCAAGUCCUAGGCUCUGUGGUUUAACCCAUAGCGCCACCCGCUUCCAUAUUUUGGUUACCGUACUUCUAAAGUUAAUGGACUGCUUUGCAUGACAUGGUAAGCCAUGUGUCUGUGCGGGAUCCCAGAGAUGGGGUUGGCAGGAGGACAAAGAAAUCUUGAGAACAGGCCCCAAGGGGAGGGGACCCAUAGAACAGGGUCACCAGGACUGAGUCUUGGAAGAAGAAGAAGAAGAAGAAGAGUUUGGAUUUGAUACCCCGCUUUAUCACUACCCGAAGGAGUCUCAAAGCGGCUAACAUUCUCCUUUCCCUUCCUCCCCCACAACAAACACUCUGUGAGUUGAGUGGGGCUGAGAGACUUCAAAGAAGUGUGACUGGCCCAAGGUCACCCAGCAGCUGCAUGUGGAGGAGCGGGGAAGCGAACCCAGUUCCCCAGAUUACGUGACUACCGCUCUUAACCACUACACCAUAUGCUUCAGGCUGUUACAGGUCCUCUUUGUUCCAAAAUACAUGUUCAAGAAAAUGGCAUGGCACAGUCAUCCCUGAACUGUACCCCACUGCCAUUCAAGUCAGGGUGAACAUAAAGGAUAAUUCAGUAAUGGGAAGUAGCCUCAAUUGCAAGGGAGAAUUUUUGUGCAAGCCCUCUCUGUGAGAGACUCGCUUUUCCUGUGUUGGGUAGUAGGUUAAUGAGAAGAAGCAUUCAAAUACUGUAGAUAUGAUUGUUUCCUUUUUCCAUCCCACAAACCUAGUUCAAUUUGUUGCACUAUUUUUAUGGAAAGGAUCCCAUCUGCAAUUUCUGAAAAGGCCAUAAUUGUGUAUGGUCAAAACACACUAGGAGGGAUUGCCAAUUAGGAGGGAUUGCCAACAAUAAUUUCCUGGACACCUGCCCCCUUUCUACCCCUGUUUUGAUUUGAUUUGAUUUGAUUUGAUUUGAUUGCAAGAUGUGUAAAGCAGAAUGCAGAUGGGUUAAAUGCAUGCAAGUGGUGGCCAUACUGUAUAAAUUUCAUUGUUGCUGAUCAUUACAAAAUAUUUGAUUAGGGGGAUUAUUCGGAGCACUUCCUUAAAAAAGACUGGCCUUGGAAGUUGAGUUGAAGGAACUAAUUUCUGGAGUAAUCUUACUGCAGCUUCUGUGUUAAUCAGGCAAGAUUUUGGGUAGACAUUUUGUAACGACUUCUUCUCAGAAGGAAACUUUUCUCCAUAUCCUCUGCUUACCACCUGCAUCCCUUGUUAGGAUACUUGUUUAAUCCCAGCAGCUUCGUGACGAUCUCCACGUAAUGACAAAGUGACACUUAUCAUUCUGAAAUGUGGGCGUGCAGUGGUUUUCCAACUUGGGUGUUCACAGCGCAAUAAACACAUCAAAGUCUCUGUGCUUUUCCCACACGUAGAGGAAAACCUAUUGUUCUCUGAAGGGACCUUGUCAUUUCUGCCAGUCAAGAGAUUCAUUCUACCAGAUAUUAAAAGAGAGGGACCUAAACUGGGCUUGGGGGGGGGGUGGACAUACACAUAACAGAAGACAAAUCUGAGAUGUCUUGGGCAGAAAAAUCUGUUGUGGGUCAUCACAUUUAGGAUACAGUGGAGGUAGAAUGUAGGAAUCUGCCUUGUACUAUCAGACCAUUCAUCCAUCUAGCUCACUGUUGUCUAAAUGGACUGCCCCACCUGGAGGUGUGGGGGGUCUGAGCCUCUGUACAAAGCACGUUCUCUAAUGCUGAGAUGCAGCCCUUCCCCCAGAGGCUGACAUUUUCUGGAUAUAUCGAGAAACCUCCUGUUUAAAUGUCCCAUGAGUUUAUUAGAAUUUUUUUGCAUUAUUGCUGCAGGUAAGUAACGUUAUCUAAAUCUGUUAGGAAUAAAUUACAAAAAUUGUCUUUACAUCUUAAUACAGUGGUACCUCGGGUUACAUACGCUUCAGGUUACAUACUCCGCUAACCCAGAAAUAGUGCUUCAGGUUAAGAACUUUGCUUCAGGAUGAGAACAGAAAUUGUGCUCUGGCGGUGUGGCAGCAGCAGGAGGCCCCAUUAGCUAAAGUGGUGCUUCAGGUUAAGAACAGUUUCAGGUUAAGUACGGACCUCUGGAACGAAUUAAGUACUUAACCCAAGGUACCACUGUAUUUAGAAAUACACCUUGUUCAGGAAAUUACAUUAGUAGUAGUAGUAAUAGUAGUAGUAAUAGUAAUAGUAUAGUGGUACCUUGGUUUACAAACUUAAUCCAUUCUGGAAGUCCGUUCUUAAACCAAAGCGUUCUUAAACCAAGGCGUGCUUUCCCAUAGCAGCGGGGGACUCAAUUUACAAAUGGAACACACUCAACGUGUUCUGCUUCCAAGGCAAAGUUCACCAACCAAAACACCUACUUCUGGGUUUGCAGUGUUCUUAAUCCAAGUUGUUCAUAAACGAAGCUGUUCUUAAACCACUGUAUUCGUAAUAUUAGUAUCAUCACUAUUAUUUGCAUGGCUGCAGGAAUUGCUUUUAAGAACCAUGUGUCAUCGGUCAUGGGAACUGGUGCUUAUUACACGAUUAGCACAGUAGCAAUGGUUGGGGGGAUUUUUUUAUUAUGGGUUCCUUGCUCUCUCCCCGUGCUUUUGACUAGAGGUAGGAUCAUUCCUGCAAACCUGCCCCCUUUGCUGGCCAUCUGAACCGGUCCUCAUUGUUAAAGGUUAAAAGAUCAUUGGGUGCCUGUGGGCGAACUCUUGUGACUGACCUUUCCAUUCUCCUUAUCUUGUAGGACCUGGGGAUCACGAAGGUGGGUCAUAUGAAGCGAAUCCUUCAGGGAAUUAAAGAACUCGGCCGGACCUUGCCUUUGACUGAAGUAUAG